Molecule: messenger RNA, 94283 nt
Organism: Scleropages formosus (Asian bonytongue)
Lineage: Eukaryota; Metazoa; Chordata; Actinopteri; Osteoglossiformes; Osteoglossidae
Product: titin-like
Exons: 227
Coding region: 1-94260 (31419 amino acids)
Biological process (GO): protein phosphorylation; sarcomere organization; cardiac muscle tissue development
Cellular component (GO): M band
Molecular function (GO): protein kinase activity; protein binding; ATP binding
Source: RefSeq, a predicted model, not a curated record
AUGACAACACAAGCACCAACAUUCACACAGCCACUGCAAAGCGUUGCGGCACUUGAGGGUAGUGCCGCAAAGUUUGUGGCUGAAGUCAGUGGUGUUCCAGUUCCUGAGGUGAGCUGGUUUCGUGAUGGCCAGGUUCUUUCCGCUGCUGCUCUGCCCGGCAUACAGAUCUCGUUCAGCGAAGGCCGCGCUGUACUGAUGAUCCCUGCCGUGACAGCUGCACACAGUGGACGAUUUUCCGUACGAGCCACCAAUGGUGCCGGACAAGCCACUAGCACUGCCGAACUGCUUGUUACAGCGGAAACUGCGCCUCCCAACUUCAUUCAGAGACUACAGAGUAUGACCGUGAGACAAGGAAGCAGAGUGAGACUGGAUGUUCGCGUUACGGGAAUCCCUACACCUGUGGUGAAGUUCUACAGGGAGGGCGCUGAGAUUCAGAGCUCCGCCGACUUCCAGAUCCUUCACGAGGGCGACCGUUACAGUCUGCUGAUCGCUGAGGCUUUUCCCGAGGAUUCUGGAACGUACUCUGUCAGCGCCACCAACAGCAGCGGCCGCGCUACUUCUACUGCUGAACUGCUCAUCCAAGGGGAAGAAGUAGCUGUCCCUGCUAAAAAGACAAAGACAAUUCUAUGUACUGCUCAGACUUCUCAGACUCGUCAGGCACGUGUUGAAAACAGAGAAGAAGCUCAUUAUCAGGUUGCUGCAGCUAUGAUGGAGAUACAUGUGGAAGAAGGUGCUGUUGCUGAACACCUGCGACACAAGACCCCCCCACUUGUCCGCACAAAGCCAACUUCGAAGUCUCCAACUUCCACACUAGUGUCGAAAGUAGCAGGCACACGUCAACAGUCACCUUCUCCUGUCAGGCAUGUCAAGGCACCUACUCCAACGCCUGUGAGGUCUGUGUCUCCUUCUACAAGACUAUCAGUGUCCCCUAUCAGACCUGUUAAAUCUCCAGUAAUGACCCGAAAACAGCCCACUCCAAGUACUGAUGUCCUCCCUCCCUGGAAGCAGGAGGACUAUGUGGCUGAGUCCGACAUGAUUGUGUGUGUCCAGAGCUCUGCGACACGUAUUCAGAUGGAGCAACGCUUUGAAGGCUCCUAUGGGGCACAGCAGCAAGGUCAACAUGAGGAUGGCAAAAUGAUUGCUGUAGCUACAGUGGUAGCUGCAGUGGACCAAGCCAGGGGCCGAGAGCCUUGCUCUGAUUCCAGAGAAUGGAGCAGCACAGAAAGAAGUAUUGAUACUAUGCAAUUAUAUCCUGAAAAGGAGCAGGCUGAGGGAGGGAAAAAGGCAGAGGCGGUGGCCACAGUGCUUGCUGCUGUUGACCUAGCGCGCAUUCGAAAGCCUGCACAGGCCGAGGGGGUUCGAACUGAAGAGGAGAUCGUAGAGCGUGACUUAAAACAGCAGGCCCUGACCAAACAGAUCUCCAAACAGCAAGUCACAACUGUAACAAUGAAAACUGAGGCUGUUCAAACACCCCCUCCUAUUGUCCUUGCUGAAGACAGUGUCAGUGUUUCUCAGAUCAAGAGAAGUAAGGAAACUCCCAUCCAUGUGGACCCUGCGCUUGCACCAUCCCCAAGUCCUCAUUUCACAGUUUCUAAAGUUACUGUUCCUAAACAUGAUCAUAGUUAUGAGGUCUCAAUAGCAGGUUCUGCUAUUGCUACACUUCAGAAAGAGUUAUCCUCUACUACUGCUUCUCAAAAGAUCAUCAGGCCUGUGAAGCCUCCUUCUCAUAAGAUUGUGGAGACCAGAGUGAUGUCAGAACCAGUCCUGCCACCAUUUAGAGAUACCAGUGAGAGAUAUCAGGCAUCUUUCACCACAUCCAUGCAGAAAGGGAUAGGGCUUUCUUUUACAGGAGGAAUGGAGCAAACACAUGUCCAGUUGGAGAAAGAGGUGGUUGAAGCUGCAGCAGUCCCCUCACCUGCACAAGAAGCUGUGGUUCCUCCCACUCUUGUAGUCGGUUUGAAGAAUGUGACUGUCACUGAGGGAGAAUCGGUGACUCUGGAGUGCCAGAUAUCCGGUCACCCAGCUCCAAGCAUCAUGUGGUUUCGUGAGGACUAUAGAAUUGAGAGUUCGAUAGACUUCCAGAUCACUUAUGAAAAUGGAUAUGCUCGUCUGGUUAUCCGGGAGGCCUUUGCAGAGGACAGUGGUCGCUUUACUUGCACAGCUACCAGCGAAGCUGGAACUGUCAGCACUUCCUGUUACUUGCUUGUGAAGGUGUCAGAGGAGAUUGAGAGCAGAGAGGAAAUAAUCACUGCUGUCUCUGCACACAUGGAAACUGUAGAGGAGAAACGCAUUAGUACUGAAGUCAAAGAAGAAAUAUUAGAAGUGCCUGCUAGUGCAGAAGCUGUGGCACCUUUCUUCGUGAGGAAACCCACAGUGCAGAAGCUUGUGGAAGGUGGCAGCGUCAUCUUUGAAUGUCAGAUAGGUGGUAGUCCCAAGCCUCACAUUUACUGGAAGAAAGCUGGAGUUCCCCUUACGACUGGAUACAGGUAUAGAGUAACCUACAAUAAGGAAACGGGCGAGUGCAAACUGGAGAUUUCCAUGACCUUUGCUGAUGAUGCAGGAGAAUAUUCUAUCUGUGCCAGGAAUCAGCUGGGAGAGGUCUCUGCAUCAGCCAGUUUACUUGAGGAAGAGGAAUAUGAAGCCUACAUGAAGAUGCAUGAAAUGACUAUAAUGACUGAAGGAAUCAUCAUGGUGCAAGAACCUAGAGUAGCAGACGUCCCUCCAGUGGUCAUGACCGAAUAUGAGAGGGAACAGAUUCUUAUGCAGAAGAGGAUGACGCAGCAGACACAGAUGCUGAAGACAUUUGUAACUGAACAGGAAUUCCAAAUCUCUGCUUUUGAGGAGAGGAUAAUCCGUGAGAUUGAGCUCCGCAUUCUGAAGAUUACUUACCAGGUGUUAGUAACCGAAGAUGGGGAGGAGAUGGUCAUGAGUGUAGCUGAACACGAAGCUGUCGAGCCAGUCUUUGACACCCCUGUAAAGAAUUACAGGAUUUUGGAGGGAAUGGGAGUUACUUUCCACUGCAAAGUGUCAGGAAAUCCUUUGCCUAAGAUUGCUUGGUACAAAGAUGGCAAGCGCAUCAUACAUGGGGGACGUUAUCAGAUGGAGGUUCUACAGGAUGGGAGAGCCAGUCUCCGAAUUCCUGUCCUGCUGCCAGAGGAUGAAGGUGUCUACACUGCUUUUGCUACCAACAUGAAGGCAAAUGCAGUCAGCUCUGGAAAACUGUAUGUGGAACCCACUACUGUAGUUGGAGCUCAACCAUACUUCCCUCAGCCAGAGGCCAUCAGGAUAAGAAGAUCUACUUCUCCUCGUUCUGCAAGUUACUCUCCUGGACGUUCUCCUGGUCGCUCUCCUGCUCGCAGGCUGGAUGAAACAGAUGAGAGCCAACUGGAAAAAUUGUACAAACCUGUAUUUGUUAUGAAGCCUUUCUCUUUCAAGUGUUUAGAAGGAAAAACUGCCAGAUUUGACUUGAAAGUUGUUGGUCGACCCAUGCCUGAAACUUUCUGGUUCCAUAAAGGCCAGCAAAUAGUGAAUGACUACACCCACAAGAUAGUGGUGAAGGAAGAUGGAACUCAGUCACUAAUUGUUGUCCCUGCUAUGCCAUACGACUCUGGAGAGUGGACUGUGGUUGCUCAAAACAGAGCUGGAAAGGCCUCUGUAUCAGUAACCCUUACUGUGGAUGCUAAGGAAGACUUGGUGAGACCUCAGUUUAUUGAGAAGCUGAAAAACAUUAGUGUUAAGGAAGGCACUUUGGUUGAGCUGGCUGUCAAAGCUAUUGGAAAUCCUCUUCCUGAGAUUGUGUGGUUGAAAAACAGUGACAUCAUUUCCCCACAAAAACACCCUCAUAUUAGGAUUGAAGGGGCCAAAGGGGUAGCUCAUUUCAAGAUUGCAUCAACAACUAGCUCCGAUAGUGCUUGGUACACAGCCACAGCAGUCAACAAGGCUGGGCGAGACACUACCCGGUGCAGGGUCAAUGUGGAGGUAGAGUUUGCUGAACCAGAACCAGAGAGAAAGCUUAUCAUUCCAAAAGGAACAUACAAAGCCAAGGAGAUUGCUGCACCAGAGCUAGAACCCCUGCACCUCCGCUAUGGUCAAGAGCAGUGGGAGGAAGGUGAUCUGUAUGACAAGGAAAAACAGCAGAAGCCACACUUCAAGAAGAAACUCACAUCAGUCCGGCUGAAGCGAUUUGGCCCUGUACACUUUGAGUGCAGGCUUACACCUAUUGGUGAUCCUACAAUGGUGGUGGAAUGGCUUCAUGAUGGCAAACCCCUGGAGGCUGCCAAUAGGCUCCGCAUGAUAAAUGAGUUUGGUUACUGCAGUCUCGACUAUGAAGUGGCAUAUGCCAGAGAUAGUGGUGUUGUUACUUGUAGAGCAACAAAUAAGUAUGGAGUUGACCAAACUUCUGCUACCUUAAUUGUGAAGGAUGAAAAAGGCCUUGUGGAGGAGACUCAACUACCGGAGGGUCGGAAGGGAAUGCAGAGGAUUGAAGAGAUGGAACGUUUGGCCCAUGAAGGUGCUCUUGCUGGAGUCACAGCUGAGGAGAUUUCUGAGAAGACCAAACCAGAGAUUGUACUGGUUCCUGAACCUGCACGGGUAUUGGAGGGUGAGACAGCAAGGUUCCGUUGCAGGGUGACUGGUUACCCCACACCUAAGGUUAACUGGUACCUUAAUGGACAACUAAUCCGUAAAAGCAAGCGGUUUAGGCUCCGAUAUGAUGGUAUUUACUACCUUGAGAUUACUGACAGCAAAUCUUAUGAUUCUGGAGAGAUCAAAGUUGUGGCAGAAAACCCUGAAGGUGUGAGUGAGCAUUGUGUGAAGCUAGAAAUCCAACAGAGAGAGGAUUUUAGAUCCAUACUUCGCCGUGCCCCUGAAUUGAAAGCUCCUGAAUCUGGGACUUCUCCAGAUCGUGGCAGAGUGUCCUUUGAAGUUCAAAAGGUUGACAAGCCUGUUGACACUACUCAGCCUAAAGAGAUAAUUAAGCUAAGGAAAGCAGAGAGAGUUGUUCAUGAAAAAUCCACAGAAGAGACGGAGGAGCUGAGAAGUAAAUUUAAGCGUCGCACAGAGGAGGGCUAUUAUGAAGCAAUCACUGCUGUUGAGUUCAAGUCUUGUAAACGAGAUGAUUCCUAUGAGGAACUGCUGAAGAAAACAAAAGAGGAACUUCUUCAUUGGACCAAAGAUGUCCCUGAAGAAGAAAAGAAAAAGGAAGAGGAAAGAGGGAAAGUGACUAUUCCAAAGAUUAAACCAGAGAGAGUUGAGUUAUCUCCUAGCAUGGAAGCUCCAAAGAUCAUGGAACGCAUCCAGAGCCAGACCGUUUCCCAGACUGAUGAAGUCCGCUUCCGUGUCAGAGUGGUUGGUAAACCUGAUCCAGAAUGUCAGUGGUUCAAGAAUGGUGUUCUCCUAGAGAAGUCUGACCGUAUUUACUGGUACUGGCCCGAAGACAAUGUGUGUGAAUUAGUAAUAAGAGAUGUCUCAGCUGAAGACUCUGCUAGCAUUAUGGUCAAAGCUAUCAACAUUGCUGGGGAAGCUUCAAGUCAUGCAUUUCUUCUGGUUCAAGCCAAGCAAGCUGUUGUCUUUACUCAAGAACUUGAAGAUAUCAUUGCCAAAGAGAAGGACACCAUGGUAACAUUUGAAUGUGAAACCAGUGAGCCCUUCGUAAAAGUAAAGUGGCUGAAGAACAACAUGGAGAUUUUCUCUGGUGAUAAAUAUAGAAUGCACUCUGACAGGAAGGUGCAUUUCCUCUCUGUACUGAUGAUUGAAAUGAAGGACAUUGCAGAAUACACUUGUUGUGUUGUUGAAGAUGACCAUAUUAGAACUACUGCGAAACUCACUGUUGAGGGUGCUCCCCUGGACAUUCUGACAGCGCUGGAGAAUAUAGAGGUUCCUGAGACCUACUCUGGAGAGUUUGAGUGUGAAGUAUCUCGUGAAGAUGCUGAGGGUACCUGGUAUUUUGAGGGAAAGGAGAUCACUCCCAGUAGCAAAUAUGUUAUGUCAUCUCGUCGAGGACGCCAUUCUCUUUGUGUAAGAGACGUGAAAAAGGAGGACCAGGGAAAAUACAGUUUUGUUGUUGGUGACUUGAAGACAGCUGCCUCCUUGACGAUGAAAUUGCGACCUGUUACGUUGAUGCAAGGCCUAUCGGACCUUUCCGUCUGUGAAGGUGACAUCGUACAACUGGAAGUAAAGUUCUCCCAGGAAAAUGUUGAAGGCAUCUGGAUGAGAAGUGGCCAAGCCAUCUUGGCCACUGAUCGCAUUCACAUUGUCAUUGACAAGCUUGUUCACAAACUUCUUAUUGAAGAUGCCCAAAGGAGUGAUGCUGGGAUGUACUCUUUUUUUGUUCCUGCUCAGGACAUAACUUCUUCUGCAAAGCUUACUGUUCAGUCUAUUGGUAUCUUGACACCGCUUAAAGAUGUGACCUCAGUUGAAGGCACUAAAGCUGUGCUUGAGGCUAAAAUCUCUGCAGCAGAUAUCAGCUCAGUAAAAUGGUAUCAUAAUGACAAGCUGAUUGUGCCAAGCGAGAGGGUUCAGUUUGUUGCUAAAGGGUCGAAACAGCGAUUGGUCUUUAGCAGAACGUUUGCCUCAGAUGAAGGAUGCUAUAAGCUGGUUGUUGGCAAAGCUGAGACCAGCUGCAAUUUAACAAUUGAGAAAAUUGAGAUUUUGAAGCAAAUGGAGGACCAGAUGUGCACCGAAACCCAAAACGUCACUUUUGAAGUAGACUUGUCUCACUCUGGUAUUGAUGCUGUGUGGACCUUCAAAAAUCAGACUCUUAAAGCAGGAGCCAAGUACAAGAUGGAGGCCAAGGGCAAGCGCUAUACCUUGACUGUCAUAAACACAAUGAAGGAUGAAGAAGGGCUGUAUACCUUUGCAGCUGGUGAAAAGACAACAAGUGCAAGGCUAAGUGUAACAGGUGGUGCUGUUAAAAGACCUCUCCAAGAUGUGACUGUAGCGGAGUCCCAGACUGCUGAGUUGGAGUGUGAGGUUGCCAACCCCACUGCUGAGGGCAAAUGGCUGAAGGAUGGCCAUCCUGUAGAAUUCAGUGACAACAUCAGGAGUGAGGAAUUUGGAGCUGUUAGAAAGCUUGUGAUCAUCAUUACAAGACCUCAGGACAUUGGGGAAUACACUUACCAGGUUGCAAAUUCUACAACUACAGGCAACCUGAAAGUUGAAGCUGUGAAAGUAAAGAAGACACUGAAGAACCAGACUGUAACUGAGACCCAGGAGACAGUUUUCAGUCUUGAACUCACCCAUGAGAAUGUUAAGGGGUCACAGUGGAUUAAGAAUGGUGUAGAGAUCCGCCCCAGUGACAAAUAUGAGAUCAGAGUAGAUGGCAUGGUCCACAGCCUGAAGAUCAAGAACUGCACAACACAAGAUGAGUCUGUCUAUGGAUUCAAACUUGGAAGGCUCUCUGCAAAUGCAAGGCUUAAUGUUGAGACAAUUAAGAUUGUGAAGAAGCCAAAGGAUGUGACCUCUCUCGAGGAUAGUACAGCCUCCUUUGAGCUAAGUCUGUCUCAUGACAACAUUCCAGUGACAUGGAUGUUUAACAGUGUUGAGCUGAAGCCCAGUGAAAACUGUAAGAUUCUGUCUGAGAGAAAGGCUCACAAGCUGAUAAUUCAGAAUGUGAACAAACACAAUGCUGGAGAAUACACGGCCAUCAUUGGGCACUUGCAGUGCAGUGCCACUUUAUAUGUUGAAUCCUUACGGAUCACAAAAACCAUGAAGAAUAUUGAGGUCCCCGAAACCCAGGUGGCUAGCUUUGAAUGUGAAGUGUCACACUUCAAUGUCCCAUCCACUUGGCUGAAAAAUGGAGUGGAAAUUGAGAUGAGUGAGAAAUUCAGAAUUGUAGUACAGGGAAAACUUCACCAGCUCAAGAUAAUGAACACCAGCAGAGAAGAUUCAGCAGAAUACACUUUCAUCUGUGGAAAUGACAAAGUUUCUGCCACUCUAACAGUCAAUCCCAUUUUGAUCACGUCCAUGCUCAAAGACCUCAAUGCUCAGGAGAGGGACACAAUCACCUUUGAGGUGAAUGUAAACUAUGAAGGAAUAACUUAUAAAUGGUUGAAGAAUGGUGUAGAGAUCCGUUCCACAGAGAGAUGCCAUAUUCGUUCUAAACAACUUACUCACUCACUGACCAUACGGAAUGUACACUUUGGAGAUGUUGGAGAAUACCAGUUUGUUGCUGGAUCUGCAGCAACUUCAGCCAACCUAUAUGUUGACGCGCGUGUUAUUCAAAUUACAAAGCACAUCAAAGAUAUCAAAGUAAUAGAGAAGAAGAAGGCUGUUUUUGAAUGUGAAGUUUCUGAGCCAAAUAUCCAAGUGACAUGGAUGAAAGAUGGACAGGAGUUGGAAUUAUCUGACCGGUACAAGGUUUCUACUGAAAAAUACCUGCACAGGCUGAUGAUCCAGACUGUCCGUUUGUCUGAUGCUGGAGAGUACUGUGUGGUAGCUGGUUCUAGUACUUCUAAGGCUCAGCUCACUGUGGAGGGCCGUGAUGUCCGGAUCACAGAUCUUGUGGAGAAAGAGAUUACUGUUGUUGAAAAGCAGAGGGCAACAUUUGAGUUUGAAGUCAACGAAGAUGAAAUUGAAGGCCGUUGGCUGAGAAAUGGCAUUGAGAUUAAUUUUUCAGUUGAAGAGCGGUUCAACUAUGUAGCCAUCAGAAAAAUUCAUCGUUUAACCAUCUCUGAAACAUAUCGCAGUGAUGCUGGAGAGUACACAUUUAUUGCUGGCAGGAACAGAAGCAUGGUUACACUCCAUGUCAACAUACCUGAGCCACCACAGAUUAUUCAGCACAUGAAGCCCCAGUCUGUUGAGGCUGGCAAACCUGCCCGGUUCUCCGUAGUCGUGACAGGCGUUCCUCAGCCACAGGUGUUCUGGUACAAAAACUCCCAGAUCCUGUCUUCUGGGUUCAAGUGCAAGUUCUUACAAGAUGGGAAUGAGUACACACUACUUCUCGUUGAAGCCUUCCCUGAGGAUGCAGCAGUCUACAGCUGUGAGGCUAAAAAUGAAUCUGGUGAAGACACAAGCAGUGCCACUUUAGAUGUUAAAGUUCCUGAGAUGGUUUCUCCUGAUACCGGGACUCCUCUCUCUCCUCCUGUUGUCAUAUCUCCCAUUUGCAACACCUCUGCCAAAGAAGGCGAGUCUGCUCGCUUCCAGUGCUGUGUCUCUGGAAAAGACCUGGAGAUCACUUGGUACAGCAAAGACAAGGAGAUCAAGCAGUCCAGCACCAUAAGAAUGUCUCAGUUUGAUGAUAACUACCAGCUGGAACUUGCCAGAGUUUACUGUGUGGAUGCAGGAGAGUACACUUACGUGGCCAGAAAUUCUGCUGGAAUGGUGUCUUGCUCUGCAGUUUUGACCAUUGAUGGACAAACAGAGGAUAGCACAUCCAAGUUUCUGUAUUAUGAUUCAACAAAUCUUUCAACAAGUGCAGUAAAUGUAAAACAGAAGGCUAUUGGUCAAAAGCCCACUUUCAUUAAACCUAUCAUGAGUUGUACUGUGUCCCAUGGGGAAGUUGCAAGAUUCCAUGCUUGUGUGUUUGGAAUGCCAAAGCCAGACAUCAGCUGGUUUCAUAAUCAUGAGCUGAUGAAACCAACUAAAAAUGUUGUCUUUCAUUUUGAUGAAAUGACAAACAUUGCCACACUAAUUAUAGUAGAUGCUUUCUUUGAGCAUGCUGGACAGUACACUUGCAAAGCUACCAAUGCUGCUGGAGUGGCGGUUUGCACAGCAACCCUUGCUGUUACCAAAGAAGACAUGAAAACUGAGACAGAGUUGGAAACUGAGGAUGUGGAAGAUUUUUUGAAACUGACCAUCACAAAAGAAGAAGAAGAACAGGAAUAUCACAGUAGCAGCUUAGAGUUUACUGAAAAAACCAAAAUACUUGAACUCAAGCCAGAGUCCAAAAUCUUUUCUAGCACCUUAGCAAACAAAAAUGAAGGACCCGUUUUUGUUAGCCAGCUUUCAUCUGCACAUGCCAGUGUUGGAGAGAUGGUUAAAUUUACUGUCACAGUUUCUGGCAUCCCAAAACCUAAUAUUCAGUGGUUUCACAAUGGGAGGGCUAUUACAUCUUCAUCAGUUUACACAUUUGUUCAAGAGAAGGAUGAGUACAAUUUAAUUAUUUCACAGGUGAAGACUGAGUAUGAAGGCGAAUACUCUUGUACUGCCAGCAACAGGUCUGGUCAGGCAACUAGCAAAGCUUUUUUAUAUGUGGAAGUGAAAGAACUAGAACACUGUGUUGGGGAAAAAUUUGAAGUAACUGGACAACCCCCUCUUUUUUCUGUGCCUAUUAAAACAAUUUUGUGCACUGAAGGAAGUCAGGCUGAUUUUCAGUACAAACUAACUGGGAAUCCUUAUCCAGAGGUAAAAUGGUUCAGAGAAAGAUUCCAAAUUCAACCUAGCAAGCGCUUCAAACUACUGAGUAAUCCAGAUGGUUUUAGCUCCUUAAACAUUAAAGACCUGAAGGUGGAAGACAGUGGCAUCUAUACAUGCAGAGCGUCAAAUCCUUCUGGGGAGUCCUCCUGCAGUGCGGAACUGGUUGUUUUCCACAAGCUAGUGUCUCACCAGCACAAGGACAUGACUGUUACAAAGCAGCACAGUUACAAAGCCUCUAAAACUGAAGAAGCCACUGAAUCCCGUCUGUACAUGGUGCAUCUACCUGGAGAGGCCAGAGCUAGCCUUCAGUCUGGACAAAAGCUAGUGUACACUAUUGGUACUGAGAACCGGAGGACAAUAGCUAGUGAACAGGUGGACUCCUUGCGAGAGAUUGAUGUAUCUGUUGCAACUCUUCACAAAGAGCGGGUUACUCAACAAGCUGCAGUGCUGCAGUCAAAAAAUGUGGAAGAGGGAGUUACUGUGGCCCCUGCCCAGCCUCUUCCUUCUGCACUAGCCCCAAUACAACAGUUUCAUGCAACCUCAUUUGCCUCUGCAGUUCAGGAGUGCCAGGGUUUCAGAGAACAACACGUUGAUCACAUUGAGAGCCCUGAGGCCAUAGAGCUUCAGGUAACUUGGGAAAAACCCUCAAAGAUCAUGUCUGCUGUUGCUGAGGAAGUUACACCCUUGAGUAGUACAACAGAGAUUUUAAGUGAAGGGAAAACAAAGAAAAUGGAGUCAACUCCAGAGCCAAGACAUUGUGUUAGCAGUCAUCAUGAAGAAACCAGGCUUUAUAUUGUGGAUGAGGGUUCAGAGAUUAUUCCAAUGCCUGAGGUGGAAAAAAGCUACAAUGUCAAAGAAGGUGUUAAGAUACUGUAUUCUGCUACAUCUACAGAGAAACAGCAGUUUUCUGAAGCUCAUGUAACAGAGUUAUCCAUUUCAGAGUCUACCACUUCUUCAGCUAUUAAAGAGGAGUUAAAGCCUGCUCAAGCAUCCAUCACUGAAAAAAAAUAUUUUUUAUCUAAAGAGGAGACGUUUGAUGUGCAUAGGCUGAAAGAAGAGAAGGCCAUAAAAUGUAAGGAUACUAAUCUUAAGUCAUGUCUGACUACUGAAGAAAGACAGGAGCUCCAAGCUGAAAAAACUAAACAAAUACCUGAUUUAGAAAGUGCCGUGUGUCUCUCAUUUCAAGAGGAAGGGAAACAGGCCCUGCAUUUGCAAGUUAUACAAGAUCAGAAUGUACUACCGUCUGAGGGCAGAUUCAUUUGUAAAAAACCAGUGGCUGAAAAAACUGAUAUUAUAAAAAGCCCGCCUCUUUUGUACACAGUAACUAUGGAUGAACAGAAAUCUAUCUCAUAUGAAGAGUCGUCUAAGUUUUAUUCAGAGGAAAGAACUUUUUCUGUUCAGGCAAUAAAAGAGAAACCUGCCACAUUUCAUCUUCAGUCCAUUGAAGUAGAGUGUAUAUUACCUAAAGAGGACAUACUUAAAGCUGAAAAACCUGAGCAGCAAAUAGCAGUUGAGAAGCUGGAAAAAGUGCGCAAACAAGCAGUAACAGCUGAAGAAAAAAGGGAAUUGACAGCUGAUUUUUCAGAAGAUAUUGAUAGCUCAGUGAUAGGGGUUUACCCAGAGCAUAAAAAAGAACGAAAACCUCAAAAUAUCCUCCAGGUUAUUUCAGAACCAAUGCAGUUACCUAAGGAAAGUCCUUUCACCACUGAUGUGAAACAGCAACGUGCAUUAGUUCAGAAGGAGGAUCGCUGGAACAUUAUGCACUUAAUGACAACAGAGGACAAUAAAACUCUUGAAGAGGGACACACUGAUAUUCUAAGUGUUGUAGAGAAAUGUAAUUGUCAAGCUAAAUUUGAGUCAAAAAUCCCAACGGAGCUAGUUUACAUUGAGGAGAAGGCAAUCUCAACCGAAAGCAGCAUUGUUCUGGACGCAGCAGAACAAGAUUUUGCCACUCAAAUUCAGGAAGGACAGUCUGUAAGAAAAUCUAUAUUGAUGGAAGAGAAGCAAAUAAUAAUUGGUGAAAAAUCUCAAGAAUUACAAAAAUCAGAUACAAAUACAGUCUGUAUGAUAAUGCAGCCAAAACAAGCCUUAAAGGUGCAUGAGUCACAAGAAAGUCAGACACUACCAAAGGAACUUACUUUUAUUAUUCAGACACCAAAAUCAUUCAGCCUGGACAUCAAACAGCAGCUAAAGAAUGCACUGCAGUCUGCUGUAGCACAAGAACAGCCACUGCUACUAGCUGAAGUUGUUCAAAGUUUGGAUACUGUGGAAGUAAAGGAAGUUAAGAUAUGCAAAGAACCUAAAUAUACAACCUUUACGUACCUUGUCAUAACAAGCGGUGCACCUUUGGAAGUAACUAUCGCUUUUGAUGGCGAUUACCCUCAGACUGCUGAUUUAAAGAGUGAGCUUCAGGCAGCUUUUUGUUCUCUUAUCUAUCAGGAACAGCAUGUUAUGAGUUCAGAAAAGCCUGGAAUAAAGCAAAUAGAUAGGCCAGACAGGCUACAGGUAAGUGGAACAUCUUCCGAAGAAGUUCUACCCACUGUGGUGAAAGCUGUUACAUGUGCAGAAAAUGUUACAGAGUUUACGUCACCCAAAGUUCAGUUGGCCGCACUGAAGACUGAAUCUCAAGCUGCCUUUCAAAGUGUUAAAGUCUGGGACAAAACUACAAUACAAGAAUCACGGGAAAACGUAUCCACACUUACAGAGAGUAUUAAGGUAAUAAAGACCACUGCAGAAGAAUAUAAAGAAUCAGUGCAGAUGAAUAGGCAAGAACAGAAAACUGUGACAGUAAAAGGCCAGCAGAUAGAUGGUGGGGGAGCACAUUCAUAUUCUGACAUAUCUCCGGCACAAAUUCCGAUACACUUGUCUAGAGUUGACGUGCAAAAAGAAGGUGUUGAACAAUUUGCCAAAGAUUAUCCAGUUAUAGAAACAUUUCUGGAAGACAAAGCUGUGGAUGAGCAUAGUACAGUUACUUUCUCUGUAACAAUUAGAUGUGUUAAACAAGUCAAUUGGUUUUUUAAUGGAAAAUUGGCUAAGUCUGGCAAAGAGUUCAAGUGUUCCAAGGACCAUGAUACUUACACACUCGUAAUCAACAAGGUUAUCAAGGAGAAGCACGAAGGAGAAUAUGUCUGUGAGGCAGUGAACGAAGCUGGCAAGACUUCAACAUCGUCAAAGCUCACAGUUGUUUUAAGAGUGGCACCUGUUUUUAAGCACAAAAUCCAACCUUUGGAAGUCAGUGUUGGCAAUCGUGCCAAGUUUGAGUGUGAGAUAGAGGAAGCACCCAACGUGAAAUUCAAGUGGUAUAAGGCUGGCAUCGAGGUGAGAGAGAGUGAGAAGUGCAAGAUCUUCAGUCAUCACCUGACCACCUCGAUGGAACUUUUAAACCUAACCAAAGCUGACACUGGAGAAUAUACAUGUAAAGCUACAAAUCAACAUGGGAGUGACAGUUGUUCAGCUUUCCUGAAUGUGUCUGAAGUUUUCCCACCAGUUUUUACUACCAAGCCUGAACCAAUGACAUUAUAUGUGGGAAAACAAGCCAGCAUUCAGUGCGUAGUUACUGGCUCUACACCACUGAGUGUUGUGUGGCAAAAGGACAAUGUUUCCAUUUCUUCGGGAGAAAACUACCGUGCAUCUGUGGACAAGAACAGAUAUACACUUGAAAUUGUCAAACUUCAAGUUGCUGAUCAGGGCACUUACAUUUGCAAAGCAUCAAAUAUUGUUGGAACGGACAUGUGUUGCACAGAACUGAGUGUAAUUGACAAGCCCAGUUUUGUAAAAACCUUGACACCAAUGACAGUAGCUGUGGGCAACCCGCUACGCCUCGAGUGCCAGGUAGAUGAAGACACAGGAGUGGGUAUCACUUGGACCAGGGAUGGCAGGAAAUUGCAUAACUCUAUGGAUCUUAAACUUACAUUUGAGGACAAGAUUGUAGCUCUUGAGAUUCCACAUGCAAAGCUUAAAGACACAGGGACAUACACCUGUACAGCUGCAAAUGAUGCAGGAAGCAGUAGCUGCUCUUCGACAAUAACUGUCCAAGAACCCCCAACCUUCCUUAAGAGAUUGGAACCCAAGAUCCUGUGGAAACAGGGUGCUACGGCACGAAUGCAGUGCACUGUUAAGGGCUCACCUGAGCUCCAUGUCACCUGGUUUAUGAAUGACAAAGAGCUGACCACUGGAGAGAAGCACAAAAUCACAUUCAAAGAUGGUCAAGCCACCCUAGAAAUGUCUCAUCUUACUGUGGCUGACAGUGGACAUUAUACGUGUGAAGUGUUAAAUGAAGCUGGUUGUGAAAGCUGCAGUAGUUCUGUAACUGUAAAAGAACCUCCUUCUUUCAAAAAGGAAUUACAGACAGUAGAAGUAGUAAAGGGGACCACUGCUUUAUUUGAAUGUGAAGUAAGUGGCACAGCUCCAUUUGAAGUGAGCUGGUAUAAGAACAAGAAACCAAUUUCCUCUGAUAAAAAGUAUAAAAUUGUAUGUCAGGACAACAUAGCAACUUUGGAGGUUAAUUCAUUUGAAAGUGCAGAUAUCGGGGAUUACCAGUGCGUUGUAUCAAAUGAUGUUGGUAAAAUCUCCUGCAAGUCAACAGGCAGAUUAAAAGAGCCACCUUCAUUCUUCAAGAAAAUUGAAAACACUUCUGCCAUUUUGGGAAAUUCUGUUAGACUACAAGGAAGUCUAAAAGGUUCAGCCCCAAUCACUGUCAAAUGGCUAAAGGAUUCUGAAAUUCUGAGUGCUGAAGAUGAUGCCAAUGUAACAAUGACAUUUGAGAAUAAUGUUGCUGUUCUUGCUAUAAAAACGGUGAACGUAACACACAGUGGCAAAUAUACUUGCCAAGCUGAAAACGAGGCUGGGAAACAGCAAUGUGAAGCUACUUUGUCAGUUGAAGAACCUGCUCAAAUUGUGGAUAAAACACCAUCUGUUAGCGUGACUGCAGGUGAGCCGGUGACUUUAGAGUGCACGGUGUCAGGAAGCCCAGAACUCAAAGUGAAAUGGUUCCGAGAUGGCAAGGAGAUGACUGCAAGCCGGAAGUAUAAAAUGAUGUUUAAGGACAAUGUAGCAGUUUUGAAAAUUCUUGCAGCAGAAAAAGGAGACAGCUGUGAAUACACAGUAGAAGUGGCAAAUCGUGUUGGCAAAGAUCAGUGCUCGUGUUCUGUUACUGUGUUAGAUCGAAUCAUUCCGCCAUCAUUCACAAAAAAUCUUAAAAAAAUUGAUGGAAAUAUUGGCAUGAAUGUCAGUAUGGAGUGCAAAGUUUCUGGGUCUCAGCCCAUAACGAUUUCGUGGUACAAGGAUGAGAAAGAAAUAAAAGCCAGCGCGAAAUACCAGAUGGAUUUCAAAGAGAAUACAGCAGCUUUGGGAAUCUUUCAGUUAGAGAAGUCUGAUGCAGGACUGUAUACCUGUCGGGCAACAAAUACCGCAGGAUACAAAGAAACCAGUGGAACCAUGUCUGUGAAAGAACCUCCGGCUUUCAUCAUUAAACCUGAUUCCCAGGAUGUAAUCCCGGGAUCUACCGUGAUCCUAAAAAGUGCUUUUACCGGAACACCACCAUUUACUAUCAAAUGGUUCAAAGGGGAUGAGGAAAUGUCCACCGGAGGAACAUGUUUUGUCAAGAAAGAUGCAUCUUCAACUUUCAUGGAACUGCACUCGGUGAAACCCACUGAUUCAGAUAAUUACACUUGCCAAGUGGCCAAUGAUGCUGGGAAAGUGACUUGCACCGCUAUCUUGUUUGUGAAAGAACCGCCAAAGUUCGUAAUGAAGCUUGAGUCUUCCAAACUUGUAAAAAGUGGAAGUACGAUUAUCUUGGAAUGCAAAGUAACUGGCAGUCCCACAAUCAAAAUUAAGUGGUUCAAGAAUGAGACUGAAAUCACUUCUGAUGAUAAAUACCAAAUGACCUUCAGCAACUCGGUAGCUACUCUACAGAUUGUCAAGAGCGCUGUUGAUGACAGUGGCCACUACAUUUGUGAGGCAUCUAGUGAAGCCGGUUGUGACCGAUGUAACUGUGUAGUUACAGUCAAAGAACCACCAACAUUUUUGAAAGCCUUUGAAUCCAAAGAAGUUGUGAAAGGUUCUGAUGUUGUGUUGGAAGGAAAUAUCUCAGGUUCAUCUCCUUUUGAAGUUACCUGGUAUAGAGACAAUAAGAUAAUAAGAAAUGAUAAGAAACACAAGAUAAACAUAUUUGAAGACGCAGUUGCCCUCCAGAUUCUGAAAUGUGAAGUCGGAGAUGUUGGAAAUUAUCAGUGCAUAGUUACAAAUGAAGUAGGAGAGUCUUCUUGCGACUGUCAGGUGGCAUUGAAAGAACCCCCAAGUUUUGUGCAAAAAAUCGAGAACAUAAAUUCUGUUGUAGGCAGUGAAAUAACAAUGCAGUGCUCUUUGAAGGGAUCUUUGCCAAUUGCUAUUUUGUGGCUAAAAGAUGAUCGUGAGCUUAAAGAAGAUGAAAACAUAAAGUUUUUUUAUGAGGAUCAAACAGUACAGCUGCAUAUCACAAAUAUUCAACUAAAACAUGAAGGGAAGUACAUUUGCCAGGCAAAGAAUGAAGCUGGAAGUCAAAAAUGUUCUGCCUCGUUGAUUGUUAAAGAACCAGCUCACAUUACUGAAAAAGCAAAGUCUAUUAGUGUUACAGCUGGGGAUCCAGCCACACUGGAGUGCAGAUUUUCAGGAACUAAAGUUCUUAAAGCCAGGUGGCUUAAAGAUGGGAAGGAGUUGACAACUGGUCAAAAGUACAAGGUUCAUCACACAGAUAAGAAUUCAAUGUUAAAGAUUCUUUCUGCUGACAAGAGAGAUGGUGGAGAAUACAUUUUUGAGAUUUCCAAUGAUGUUGGUAGCAGCACUUGUGAAGCUACAGUCACAGUUUUAGAUCAAAUAAUCAAGCCAUCUUUCACAAGGAAACUGAAAUCAGUAGACAGCAUUAAAGGGUCAUUUGCCCAUCUGGAGUGCCUGAUCUCUGGUUCUCUCCCUAUAAAUGUAUGCUGGUACAAAGAUAAUAAGGAGAUAACAGCUGAUGACAAGCACAAAUGCACUUUCUUUGAAAACACAGCAUUUCUGGAGAUCAGCCGACUCGAUAGCUCAGACUCUGGCAGUUACACAUGCAUUGCCAAAAAUGAAGCUGGCAGUGACCAGUGCUCUGGCACGUUGUUUGUUAAAGAGCCCCCUAUUAUUUUAGAAAAGCCUAACUCUGCUGAUGUCUUGCCUGGAUCAAGAGUGCAAUUCAGUGUACUGUUUAGUGGUACUCCACCACUGACCAUUAAGUGGUUCAAAGACAGUAAGGAGAUUUUAUCCAGCUCCCAAUGUGCCAUUCAGAAGGAUAAUACCUCCAGUUUACUGGAGUUGUUCUUUACGAAGACAUCCGAUUCUGGAGAGUACUCGUGUGAAAUCUGCAACGAUGUUGGCUCUGAAUUUUGCCAAGCAGCGCUCUUUGUGAAAGAGCCUCCAAAAUUCACCAAGAAACCCGAGAGAAUAACGGUAACAAAAAUUGGACAAACUGUGAGAUUUGAAUGCCAGGUGGUUGGCACACCUGAAAUAGACAUCUACUGGUUUAAAGAUGGAAAUGAGAUCAGUCCCAGUGACAAGUUUAAAAUGUCAUAUGAGAACUCCUUGGUGAGCUUGGAGAUAUUGUGUACUGAAACUAAAGACAGUGGAGUAUAUUACUGUGAGGCACGCAAUGAAGCAGGUAGUGAAAGCUGCAGUAUGGAGCUGAAAGUGAAAGAGCCCCCUGCUUUUGUACAGGAAUUAACACCUCUCGAAGUCGUAAACGGCUCCGAUGCCUCUUUCAAAUGCCAAGUUACAGGCACGCCUCCGUUUGAGGUGUCUUGGCAAAAAGAUGCUAAAGAAAUCACACCUGACAAAAGGCACAUAGUUUUACAGAGCAAUGGUUUUGUCAGCUUUGCAAUACUGAAAUGCGAGGCAUUAGAUGUUGGUGACUAUCAGUGUACUGUCGCAAAUGAGGUGGGAAAAUGCUCUUGCGCAGCUGCGCUGCGCACGAAAGAACCGCCAUCAUUCGUGAAGAAGAUCCAGAAUGUUGCUGUUUUCUUGGGAAAAACGGCUGAAUUUCAGUGUGUUGUGGCGGGUUCACCUCCACUGACUGUGCAGUGGCAAAAAGAUGAAGACUGGCUUGUGGAAGAUGCUAAUAUUGAACAGAAGUUUGAGGACAAUACUGCCUCUCUAAGAAUUAUGGCUUGUGAGGCUAGCCAUAGUGGGAGAUACACUUGUCAGGUCACGAACGAGGCAGGGCUUGUGAAGAGCUUUGCGACCCUUGUGGUGCAAGAACCACCCCAGAUUACAGAAAAACCCGAGAUGAUAAAUGUGACAGCUGGCGAUCCUGUCAGUUUCGAAUGCAAAGUGUCUGGCACUCCAGAGCUCAAAGUCAGAUGGCUAAAAGAUGGAAAAGAGCUGACAUCCAGCAGACACUACAAACUCAGUUUUGAAAAUAAUAUCAGUAGUUUUAAAAUUCAGUCUGCGCAGACUGGUGAUGGUGGAGACUAUAUGUUUGAAGUUGCUAAUGCCUUUGGAGUGUGCCAUUGCAAAGUCACUUUAGUUGUACUAGAACAAAUCAUUGCUCCUUCCUUCCUCAAACCACUGAGGGAAAUGCAUGAAGUUUUGGGAUCUUUUGUGAAAAUCCAGUGCACAUUCUCUGGUUCUCUUCCAAUUUCUGUCGAAUGGCAGAAAGAUGGUAAUAUAAUUUCUGCUGGAACAAAGUAUAAACUUCUUCAAGAAGACAACUAUGUGUCCUUGGAUAUAGAGCACUUAGAGAAAGCUGAUGGCGGUGAAUAUGUUUGCAAAUUGACAAACAAAGCAGGAACUUGUGAAUGCAGGGGUUCGCUGAUAGUAAAAGAGCCACCAGGUUUUGCUUUAAAACUGGAACCUCAAGCCGUUCUUCCUAAUUCUACGGUGCGAUUUAAGAGUACUUUGAAAGGAACACCUCCAUUUACAGUGAAAUGGUUCAAAGAAGAGACAGAACUGAUUACUGGACCCUCAUGUUUUACUGGAUUGGAGGGGUCUUCAUGCUUUUUAGACCUUUAUACUGUCGGAGUGUCGCAAAGUGGGAUUUAUACUUGUCAAGUUAGCAACGAUGCUGGUACAGCAAGGUGUACUGCUGAAUUACUGGUGAAAGAACCUCCAGAAUUUGUACUGAAACUGCCACCCACUAAGUUUGUCAAACAAUAUGAGGCACUGCGUCUUGAAUGCAAAGUGAUUGGCACUCCCUUAAUUCGAAUAUUGUGGUACAAGAAUGAAAAUGUAAUUGCUGAAGGUGGAAACUACAAGAUGUCAUUUGUAGACUCAGUGGCAGUUCUCGAAAUUCCCAUCUCAAGAUUUGAAGAUGAUGGCAUCUAUACAUGUGAAGCUCAAAAUGAUGCUGGAAGCAUUAGCUGUAGCACAACACUCAUCGUGAAAGAUCCACCAUCUUUCAUCAAAGUACCCACAUCUGUGGAAGGCACACGAGGAAGAGAUGCAAGUCUUGACUGUGAGCUAAAAGGAACUCCACCUUUUGAGAUCACCUGGUACAAAGAUAAAAAGCCCGUCAAGGAGAGUAGAAAGUACAAGUUUGUUCUUGAGGGUUGCUCAGUUACUCUGCAUAUUCUCAGUUUGGAUGCCUCUGAUGUUGGUGAAUAUCAGUGCAGAGCAUUGAACAAUGUAGGAAGUGACACCUGCAGUAGCACAGUUAAACUUAGAGAGCCACCUGUGUUUGUGAAGAAAUUGUCCAAUCUGUCAGUCAUUUCUGGUGAAGAGGCAACAUUUAUUGCCACUGUCAAAGGCUCCCAACCAAUGACGGUGUCUUGGGUGCAAGACAAAGACCAUGUUCUGAGAGAUGGUGACAACAGAAAAAUUACCUUUGAAGAUAACCAAACCACCCUAAGAAUUUUUAAGGCUGAUGAAACCUGUGCCGGCAAAUACACAUGUCAAGUUAAAAAUGAUUCCGGAGUUGUGGAGUCUGUUGCUAAGUUAACUGUGCUAGAACCUGCAUCAAUUGUGGAUAGACCUGAGUCCUUCAGUGUCACAGCAGGAGACACAGCUGCAUUAGAAGUUACAGUAGCUGGGACACCAGAGCUUAAACCAAAAUGGUUUAAAGAUGGGGUAGAACUGUCCUCUGGCAAAAAGUACAAAAUUACCUUCUCAAAAAUGGUGUCUACUCUAAAGGUCCUUUCAGUAGAGAGUCUUGACUCUGGAGAGUACACAUUUGAAAUUAAAAAUGAAGUUGGGUGUGACCUCUGCAAAAUCUCUCUGACUGUCUUAGAUAAAAUCAUACCCCCAACAUUCAUACGGAAGUUGAAGGACUCUCAUCUGAUCGUGGGUAAGCCUGGCCAGAUGGACUGUAAAGUCUCAGGUUCACCGCCUUUCAUUAUUUCUUGGUACCAUGAUGGAGAAGAGAUAACAAGUGGACCAAACCAUGAAGUUGCCUUUUGUGACAACACUUGCACCUUGAAUAUGCCCAUUCUUAAACUCUCUGAUUCUGGGGUUUACACAUGUAAAGCUGUAAACACUGCUGGGGCCAGUGAGACAAGUGCUACUUUGUAUGUAAAAGAACCACCUUCUUUUGUUGAACGACCACAACCUUUGGAAGCACUGCCAGGCACAGAUGUUACCUUUUCAGCCAUUGUCAAAGGAAGUGCUCCACUUAAACUGAAAUGGUUCAGGGGUAGCAAAGAGAUUAUAUCUGGGCAAGGAUGUGAAAUUGCCCUUCAAGGAAAUAUUGCUACUCUUAAGCUGUUCAAGAUUGAUAAGUCCCAUGCAGGAGAGUAUACAUGUCAAGUAAUUAAUGAUGCUGGGAAGGAAAAUUGCCCUGUCAGUCUAUUUGUAAAAGAACCUGCACAUUUUGUAAAGAAGCUGAAGGACCUGGCUGUUGAAAUAGGAAAAUUGCUGUUUCUUGAAUGCACAUAUGCUGGAAGCCCAGAAAUACAAGUGAAAUGGUUUAAAGAUGGUCAUGAGCUCUAUUCCUCUUACAAAUAUAACAUCACAACCACUGAGAGCUCCUGCAUACUUGAGUGUCUCAACUGUGACAAAGAUGAUAGUGGGAAAUACUCCUGUGAAGUUUCCAAUGGAGCUGGAAGUGAUUCAUGUCACACUCAAGUGUCCAUUUUAGAACCACCAUACUUUAUUGAAAAUUUGGAACCAAUGGAUGUGACUGUUGGAGAUGCAGUUUGUCUGAAAUGCCAAAUAGGAGGAACACCUGAAAUUAAAGUUUCAUGGUUUAAGGUAGAUGGGAAAGUGCGGUCUUCUGCUGCCUGCAAAAUUGAGUUCAGCAGAGGGAUUGCCUGCCUGAAAUUAUCUAAAGUUUGCAAAAGUGAUAUUGGUGAAUAUACUUGUAAAGCUGAAAACCGCAUAGGAUCUGCAUCUUCAAGUUGUCGCUUAACAGUGCAAGAGGCUAAAACACCACCUUCUUUCCCCAAGAAAAUAAUGAGCCUUCAGCAGACUGAAGGACAGCCAGUUAGAUUUGAAUGCCGUGUUGCAGGGUCUUCUCCUAUGGAAGUUUCUUGGCUUAAAGAUGGUGAAUCUUUACAACACGGUGAUGAAUACUCAAUGUCUUUUGAUGAUAAUUCCGCUGUUUUAACCAUAUCCAGAGGUGAAAUGAGACACUCAGGGGAAUAUACGUGUGUAGCUACCAACAGUGUUGGAACAGCAUCUUGUAGAGCCAAACUCACACUACAAGAACCAAGAUAUCCCCCGGUCUUUGAUAAAAAGCUGCAGCCCGUGGAAGUUUUGGUUGGAGACAGUGUAGAUCUUGAAUGUCACAUGACUGGAUCUUUACCAAUAAAAGUAACUUGGUCAAAGGAUCAUAAAGAUAUUCGUGCAGCAGGAAACUAUAAAAUCUCCUGUCUGGAAAACUCUCCACAUCUCACUAUUUUGAAAGCAGAUAAAGCAGAUUCCGGCCAGUACUCUUGCCAUGCGAGUAACGAUAUCGGAAAGGACUCUUGCACCACUCAGGUUUCAGUAAAAGAGCGCAAAAUCCCCCCAUCCUUUACAAAAAAGCCUUCGGAAGUGAUGGUGGAUGUUGAGGGGAAGGUGGUGAAGCUAGAAGGGCGUGUUGCUGGAUCUCAACCUAUGAGCAUUAGCUGGUUUAGAGACAACUGUGAAAUCUACAGUUCUGACAAUGUGGAGAUCUCCUUCAGAAGCAAUGUAGCUGUACUGAGUAUAAAGAAGGCUCAGCUCUCGGAUAGUGGCACUUACACCUGCCAAGCAAGUAAUGAAGCCGGUAGUGCCUCUUAUCAGGUCUCUCUUUCUAUCACAGAGCAAAAGAUGCCCCCAAUGUUUGAUCGCCCACUCAAAGCAGUAUCAGUUAAUGAGGGUGAGAGUCUGCAUCUGAGCUGUCAGGUUCGGGGAUCUCCACCUCUGACGAUCCAGUGGAUGAAGGACAGGAAAGAGAUAACAUCAUCAGCUAAUAUGAGAAUUACCUUUGUCGAAGGCACUGCGACUUUGGAAAUCAGCGCUACUUCUAAAUCAGAUGGUGGUGACUAUCUGUGCAAGGUCACAAAUGAUGCCGGAAAUGAAUUCUCCAAGUCCAGGGUGACCAUCAAAGAAAAAGCAGGUGUCGCACCAGCAGCUGCUGAAGCCAUGCCAGCACUUGCAAAACCUGUCAAGAAAUUGGAAAACCUGUUCUUCGUUGAUGAACCUAAGAGUGUUAAAGUAACUGAAAAGGGCACAGCGACAUUCUUUGCUAAAGUUGGGGGUGACCCCAUUCCCAGUGUCAAAUGGAUGAAGGGCAAGUGGAGGCAGAUCACUCAUGGUGGUCGCAUCACUGUUGAACAGAAGGGACAGGAUUGUAAGCUAGAGAUCCGAGAGGUGACCAGAACAGACUCUGGCCAGUAUAGAUGUGUUGCACUGAACAAACAUGGAGAAAUUGAAUGCAGUACUGACUUAAAGGUAGAGGAAAAGAAAGAAGCGACUCUUCUUGAGGGGGAUUUACGAGCUAAACUGAAGAAGACACCUUCCAAACAGAAGAGUCCGAAAGAAGCCCAAGAAAUUGACAUUGUUGCUUUACUGAGGAACGUGGAUCCAAAAGAGUAUGAAAAAUAUGCUCGUAUGUAUGGAAUUACAGACUUCCGUGGCCUCCUUCAGGCUAUUGAAUGCAUAAAGAAAGAGAAGGAACAUGAAACUGGAAGUCCAGAAGUGGAAUAUGCAGACCGGGAGUCAAAUUUGGAUUUAGUAAAGUUAGUCUCUGACUUGCAAAGAAGAAUGGAACAGACUGAGCCUAUCACUCUGGUCAAGGACAUAACAGAUCAAACCACAGUAAAAGAUAAUCAGGCAGUGUUUGAGUGUGAGAUCAAGAUCAAUUACCCUGAGAUCACUCUCACUUGGUAUAAAGGGACCCAGAAGCUUGAGUCUAAUGACAAGUAUGAAAUCACAGUUGUAGGUGACCGUCACCUAUUAACAAUCAAAAACUGUCAAUCUGUUGAUCAAGGAAACUAUCGCAUUGUUUGUGGCCCACAUAUCUCCAGUGCUAGAUUAACAGUUAAUGAAGCUAAAGAGGAGGAACACAUGAGUCCUGUUACUGCCAACCAAAUCCAUUUCACCAAGCGUAUCCAGAACAUCGAGGUGAAUGAACGUCAGUCAGCCAUCUUUGAAUGUGAAGUCUCGUUCGACAGCGCCAUUGUUACAUGGUACAAAGGCACAUGGGAACUCAAAGAAAGUCUGAAAUACAGCUUUCGAAGUGAAGGUCGCCGUCACUUUAUGAUCAUUCACAAUGUUACAUCGGAGGAUGAAGGUGUCUAUUCAGUGAUUGCACGGUUGGAACCAAAUGGUGAAGCAAAGAGCACUGCCGAACUUUACCUUUCCAGCAAAGAAAUUAAUGCAGGAAAAUAUCCCACUGUUUUAGAUGUUCCUGAGUCAUCUAUACAAGUGCCUGGCAUGCCAUCAUCAAUCACUCCGAGAGCUAAGGUUGAAGACACUGUUGUAAGAGCUGACGUUGAAACAAGUGAUGAAGGACAAAUUAAAGUUCCUGAACCUGUUGCUCCGAGUUUACCAGAGGCCUCAACUGCCACAAAAGCUGCACUUCCAACUAAGGAUGAACCCGAACCAAAGCCUACACCAUCAAAGACAGCUGAGGCAUAUCCCUCUAGAGUUCCCAAGAAAGCUGAGCAGACUGCAACUACUCAAAAGUGGGAAGAGAUGUCUUAUGAGUUUGAGAUUUCUCACACAGAAGAAAGUUAUCUUCAAAAAGACACGUAUUACCAUGCAGAGCUCUGUUCUGAUCAAAAGGAGAUGCUUGGCACAGAAGAUACACCUGUUUUCAGAGAUAAGAUUAUUUCAAAGAUGGAAGAUGACUCUCAACACCUUAAACACAAAACACUGAAAAACGGGGACAAAAAGAAGGUGGAGCCUUCUAAGAAGAAAGACGUGCCUGGGAUGACUGAUGAAAGUCCUCAGAUCACCAUUUUCCAGAAGAAAAGUUCAUCAUUGGACGAGGCUUCCUUUGUUUUCCAAGGCUUUUUGAAGGACCCUCAUGAAGAUAUUGAGCCCAAUGUCCUGGUGCCUGAAAAGAAAGAACAAUCAGAGACCACUGCUCUUCCAGAAGAAGUUCCUGAUUCAGUGAAUCAAGUUGUUUGUCUGAAAGUGCCAAAAGUUGGAAAGAAAGUUACACCAGAGCCAACCAAAAAUGCUCAUGUUCUUCUUCAAGAGAAAGCCUCUCCACCAGAAGAUAAACCAAAUGAAGUCACAUCAUCUUUUAAACCAAAAGGUAAAAUUUCUACAGUGGAGGAAACUUUUGAGAUGUCGUCACUGAAGAAAGCUACCAUGCUAUCAAAAGGGAUGGAAGAAGAAGAACCUGCAAAAUUAAAAACAAUGUCCAAAUUUCUGACCGAUGAAAUGUUAAGAGUACCAGAAACAACUCUUCAGAAAGCUAGGAAGACUCCAAGUCAUGAAAAAGAAGAAAAGAUGACCUCUAGUACUGUAACACAAGAAGUGGAAGGUAUUAAUGAAGCUGCCAAAGUUCCUAAAGAGGAAAUACCACAGGAACCAAGUUUUACUUUUGAACUAUCAAAAGUUCCAACAAAGCAUGUGGAACAAGAAGCAGUGACCUUAAUACCAUUUGAAAAACUUGCUAAAACAGAGGAGGUGUUGGACAAAGAGAUUAAACAUGAUGAGGAAAUCAGACCCUUGGUUUUCAAACCAAGUGACAGACCACAAAAAGAUGAAUCUGUUAAAGGUAUGUCCCUUAAGGUUGACAGAAAUCUGAAAGAUGAAAAAGUACAAGAGAGCAUUGUUUUAAAACCUGUUGAUAAAAAACUCAUAGCUGAGAAACCCCAGGAACUAGGCAAACCAUUGCCAAAAGUAAAAAGAGUCACAACUCAUGAACAGAAAAAGGAAAAAGUUGAGCUGAAGCCAUUUUCAAAAACCCCUGAACUUGAAGUAUCAACACUUCCAACAAAGCAGGUAGAACAAAAAGCAAUUACCUUAACAACAUUUGAAAAUCCUGCUAAAACAGAAGUAGAGUUGGACUAUGAAAAUAAACAUGAUGAAGAAAUCAAAUCACUGGUUUUCAAACCAAGUGACAAACCACAAAAAGUUGAAUCAGAUAAAGGUAUUCCCCUUAAGGCUGACAGAAAUCUGAAAGUUGAAAAAGAACAAGAGAGCAUUGUCUUGAAACCUGUUGUUAAAAAACUCAUAGGUGAGAAACCCCGAGAACCAGGCAAACCAUUAUCAAAAGUAAAAAGAGUUCCAGCACAUAAACAAGAAAAGGAAAAAGUCGAGCUGAAGCCGUUUUCAAAAGCUCCUGAACUUGAAGUAUCAAAACUUCCAACAAAGCAGGUAGAACAAGAAGCAGUGACUUUAAUACCAUUGGAGAAACUUGCCAAAACAGAAGAAGUGUUGGAAAAAGAGAUUAAACAUGUUGAGGAAAUCAAACCCUUGGUUUUCAAACCAAGUGACAGGCCUCAGGAAGAUAAAUCAAUUAAAGAAAGUUUUUCCCUGAAGGCUGACAAAAAUCUGAAAGAUGAAAAAGAGCAAGAGAGCAUUGUCUUGAAACCUGUUGAUAAAAAACUCAUAGGUGAUAAACCCCAGGAGCCAGGCAAACCAUUACCAAAAGUAAAAAGAAUUCCAACACAUGAACAGGAAAAGGAAAAAGUCGAGCUGAAGCCGUUUUCAAAAGCUCCUAAACUUGAAGUAUCAACACUUCCAACAAGGCAGGUGGAUCAAGAAGCAGUAACCUUAAUACCAUUUGAAAAACUUGCUAAAACAGAAGAAGAGUUGGACAAAGAUAUUAAAUGUGAUGAGGAAAUCAGACCCUUGGUUUUCAAACCAAGUGACAGGCCACAGGAAGAUGAAUCAAUUAAAGAAAGUAUUUCCCUGAAGGCUGACAGAAAUCUAAAAGAUGAAAAAGGACAAAAGGACGAUGUCCUGAAACCUGUUGAUAAAAAAUUUAUAGGUGAGAAAUCCCAGGAACCUGUCAAACCACUUUCAAAAGUGAAAAGAUUUCCAACACAUGAACAGGAAAUGGAAAAAGCUGAGCUGAAACCAUUUGCAAUAGCUCCUGAACUUGAAUUAACAACACAAAAAAUAACUUCACUGUCAUACAGAAAGGACUCAACACUCAAAAAACCAGAAAAAGAUGCAAAGAAAGAAAAAGUAAAAGAUCUUAGCACUUUACCAAAGGGUGCUGAAAUACCUGCAGUACCAGAAAAAGAGACUGAAAAGACUACAAAAACCAUAACACCACAUGAAAAGGAAGAGAAGGUAGUUACUCCUAAGGAAAUGCCCUUAAAAAGAGAGAAAGGGAGUCUAAAAGAAGAUGAAACGUCAAUGCCAAUAAAAAGAACAGCCCAUUUGCCAAAGGAAAGUGAUGAAAACGACAGAAAGAAAGAAAUACCACAAAAGCAUAUUGAGAUAUCUACACCAGAGCUACAGUUAAAAAAGACUUCUUCCUCAAAGACUGAUAUACUAAUUCCAAAAGACAUUGAAUUGUGUUCUGUAGAGAGCAAGCCUAGUAUUCAAGACACUAAAGUACUACCAAAAAAAUUAUCUCCUAAAGACUCAAUUGAGACAGUUACCCUUAAAAAGGUACCAAGGAAACAAACACCCCCUGACAAAAAAACUAGUGAAGAGGCUCCAGUGACAGCGGGGAAAGGAAUAAUACCAGCUAUGAAAGAAAUGUCACCUGAAUCUAUACAGUUCAGACAAGUUCCAACCCAGAAUAAGGGUGAUGUGUUGGAAGAAGGAUCAGAGAUAGAGGCAGAAAGUGAAGAAGACACUUUAGGUUCAGAGCUAACUCCUCUUGAGAGUUAUGUAUCUUCUGAAGAUUGGGAAGAAACAGCCUCAGAGGAAGGGGCUCUUGAGACUCCAGGAAUGAAGGGUGAAAAACGAGCAAAAAAGACACCUUCACCUGGAGAUGGCGAAAAGAAGAAGAAAUUGAAACCUGGUGCUGGAGGUGACAAACCACCAGGGGAUGCACCAUUUGGAUUCCAGCUUAAAGCUGUCCCUUUGAAAUUUGUAAAGGAGUUGAAAGACAUUGUGCUACAAGAAGCUGAGUCUAUUGGCUCUUCAGCAGUCUUUGAGUGUCAGAUUUCUCCUUCUACCGCUAUCACCUCAUGGAUGAAGGAUGGAAGCAACUUGAGGGAGAGUCCUAAAUACAAAUUUACUUCAGAUGGAAAGGAUCGUAAACUAGCAAUUGUUGAUGUGCAGCUAUCUGACACUGGGGAGUAUACUUGUGUUGCCAAGCUUGGCAAUAAAGAGAAGACCUCAACUGCCAAGCUUGUUGUUGAAGAACUGCCUGUUAGAUUUACAAAGAACUUGGAGGAGGAGAUUUCUGUCAUUAAGGGACAGCCAUUGUAUUUGACCUGUGAGCUGAACAAAGAAAGAGAUGUUGUCUGGAAGAAAAAUGGCAUACCUAUUCAGCGAACACCUGGGAAGCUGGCUAUCAAUGUCAUUGGACUUCAGCAUGCUGUGACCAUCCAGAACACCACUGAUGAUGAUGCUGGUGUUUAUUCAUGCGAGUGUGAAAAUAUCAAGACUGAAGAGAAUGUUAAAGUUGUUGAAAUCAUCAGAGACUGGUUAAUGAAACCACUAAGAGACCAGCAUGUGAAACCCAAGGCCACUGCCACCUUCAAAUGUGAACUGUUCAAGGACACUCCAAACUGGAAGUGGUUCAAAGGAGAUGAAGAGAUUCCUAGUGAGCCCACCGAUAAGACUGAAGUAAGCAAGGAUGACAGAAUCAUCACACUAAAUGUCAAGAAUGCAUCUCCUGAUGAUGUUGGGGAAUAUGCAAUGGAGGUUGAAGGCCGGAGAUAUCCAGCUAAGCUAACUCUUGGAGAGCGUGAAGCUGAGAUUUUGAAACCUCUCACAAGUGUGGAGGUCUAUGAAAAAGAGACUGCUAACUUCGAAACUGAAAUUUCUGAGGAAGACAUUCCAGGAGAAUGGAAACUGAAAGGUCAAAUUUUGACAAGAUCACCCACUUGUGAUAUCAGGUCAGAAGGACGUAAAAGAUUUCUUACGCUAAAAAAUCUGGAAGUUGAACAAUCUGGUGAAAUCUCUUAUCAAGCUCUGAACGCCCUAACGACUGCAAUGCUCACAGUCAAAGAAAUUGAAAUGGACUUUACUGUGCCACUUAAGGAUGUAUCUGUGCCUGAAAAGAAACAGGCCCUGUUUGAAUGUACUAUUACAAGAGAUGUGCCCAAGGUGAUGUGGUUAAAAGGAUCAGACAUCAUAACAUCAGGCACAAAAUAUGAUAUAAUUGAUAAUGGAAAGAAACAUAUAUUACUUAUCAACGAAUGUGAAUUUGAUGAUGAGGAUCAAUACACUAUUGAAGUUCUGGACAAAAAAUCAACAGCCCGACUCACUGUAGAAGGUAUGAGACUCAAGUUGACCACACCCUUAAAUGAUCAAAUUGUGAAGGAGGGUAAAACAGCUCGGUUUGAACUUGAGCUCAGUCAUGAAAAUGUACCAGUGACAUGGUACAAAAAUGAAAUGAAGCUGCACCCAAGCAGAACUGUGGUUUCCUAUGUAGAUGGAAAAAAACAUGUUUUAGAAAUCAAAGAAGUCACUUUAGACGACACCUGCCAGAUUAAAGCUGAGGCUAAAGGAAUAUCCACAAUGGCUAACCUGACGGUGAUAGAGGCUGAUCCGUACUUUACUGUUAAAUUACAAGAUUAUACUGCAGUCGAGAAAGAUGAGGUUAUCCUUGACUGUGAACUAAGCAAAGAUGUUCCUGUGAAAUGGUACCAUAAUGAGACAGAAGUCACAGCCUCUAAGAUGGUCAGUAUGAAGGCUGAUGGCAAACGGAGGAUCCUUUCAAUCAAGAGAGUAGACAACAAAGACAAGGGAACAUAUGUUUGUGACUGUGGAACAGACAAGACAGUGGCAGAGGUUAAUAUUAAAGCUCGUGACAUUAAAGUGGUUCGUCCCCUGUAUGGUGUGGAGCUCUUUGAUGGAGAGACUGCACGUUUUGAGGUGGAGAUCUCUGAAGAUGAUGUGCACGUCCAGUGGAUACUGAAUGGAGAAGUCCUAUCACCAUCUCCUAAUGUUGAAAUUAUAGAAGAUGGUGCUAAGCACAUCUUGACAUUGUACAACUGCAAAGUCCCUCAGUCAGGAGAAGUGGAAUUCCAGGCUGCUAAUGCCAUGUGCAGAGCUACUCUGAAAGUGAAAGAGCUUCCACUUACGUUCAUCACUCCCCUGGGUGAUGUGCAAGUAUUUGAAAAGGAUGAAGCAAGAUUUGAGUGUGAAGUAUCUAGAGAUAUUAAGGACUUCCAUUGGCUGAAAGAAUCUCAGGAACUGAGAGCUGAUGAGAAAUUUGAGGUUCUCAAUGAAGGUAAAAAACAUGUUCUUGUGGUCAAAUCUGCUGCCUAUGAGGAUGAAGCUAAAUACACGUUUGAAGCAGAAAAUAAGAGGUCCAGUGGCAAACUAAUCAUCAAAGGAAUUCGACUUGAAUUUAUCAAACCUAUCAAAGAUGUAACAGUGAAAGAAAGGGAAACUGCAGAAUUCAGUAUUGAACUGUCUCAUGAAAAAGUAUCUGUGACUUGGUACAAGAAUGAUGUUCGACUUCACCCUAGCAAAGUUAUCCGCAUGUCAGAGGAUGGGAAGAUUCAUAUACUUACCUUCAAAGAAGUUUCCCUUGAUGAUACAUCCGUCAUUAAGGCUGAAGCACUCGGAAAAAGUACUGAGGCUAUGCUCACUGUCCUCGAGGGAGACCCUUACUUCAUCACCCAAUUACAGGACUGCACUGCAGUAGAAAAGGACGAAGUGGUGCUCAUUUGUGAAGUGAACAAAGCUGCUGCUGAAGUCAAAUGGUUCAAGGAUGGCAAGGAGAUCACUCCCUCCAAAAAUGUGCUUGUGAAAUCAGAUGGAAACAGACGCAUUUUAACUGUGAAGAAGGCAGAGAAGGGAAACAGUGGGGAAUAUACAUGUGACUGUGGUUCUGAUAAGACUGCUGCUAAAUUAAAUAUUGAGGAACGUGACAUUAAAAUCAUCCGCCCCCUGUAUAGUGUGGAGGUGAUAGAGACAGAGUCUGCUCGCUUUGAGACAGAGAUCUCUGAACAGGAUGUCCAUGGUAACUGGAAACUCAAUGGAGAAGCACUUCACCAGUCUCCUGACUGUGAGAUUAAAGAAGAGGGCACCAAGCACAUUCUUAUCCUGCACAAUGUGUUCAUGAACCAGGCUGGUCGUAUAGAGUUUCAGGCUGCUAAUGCUAAAUCCAGUGCUCAACUUAGAGUCAAAGCUCGUGUCAUUGGUGUGGUACGGCCACUCAGGGAUGUUACUGUUACUGUUGGGGAGACUGCCACAUUUGAGUGCGAAUUAAAUUAUGAAGGAAUCGUUGUGGAUUGGUUUCUCAAGGGCACAAAGCUGGUUCCAAGUGACAGAGUUGUCUCACGUGCUGAUGGCAAAGUUCACACCCUAUCGAUCAGAGAUAUAAAACUUGAUGAGGCUGGGCAAAUCAAACUGACCACCGAAGACUUCCUCACUCAUGCCAAGCUCAUUGUUAAUGAACCACCAGCUGAAUUCACCAAGCCUCUGGAAGACCAAACUGUUGAGGAGGAGGCUACUGUGACCUUGGAGUGUGAAGUGUCCAGUGAAAAAGCUGAGGUGAAAUGGUUCAGAGAUGGACAAGAAAUCCGCAAAACUAAGAAGUAUAAUAUUGUUGCUGAUGGACGGAAGAGAAAGCUCAUAAUUCAAGGCUGUACUCUUGAUGAUUCUAAAACUUACACUUGUGAUGCCAAAGAUUGCAAGACAUCUGCCUUCCUGAACGUUGAGCCGCUGCGUGUUGAAUUCACCAAGCCACUCCAUGAUGUUGAAGUCAAAGAGAAGGAUUCGGCCAGAUUUGAAUGUGAAGUUUCUCGUGAGAAUGCAAAGGUUCAAUGGUUCAAAGACGGCAGUGAAAUUAGAAAAGGCAAAAAAUAUGACAUUAUUGCCAAGGGGGUUCAGCGCAUUCUUAUUAUCAACAAAUCAGUCUUUGAAGACGAAGCUGAAUAUGAAUGUGAUGCCAGAACUGCAAAAACCUCUGGAAUGCUUACUGUUAUUGAGGAAGAGGCUGUGUUUACAAAGAAUCUGUCCAAUACUGAGGGUACCGAAACUGACAGUAUUAAGAUGAUCUGUGAGGUGUCAAAGCCCAGUGCAGAAGUGAGAUGGUUCAAAGGUGACCAAGAGCUGCCUGAGGGGGGUAGAUUUGAACAGAUUCAAGAUGGCAGAAAGAGGAUACUUAUUAUCCGGGACCUUCGUAUGGAUGACGUUGGAGAGUACAAUUGCCGAUUACCAAGUUCACAAACCUCAGCGACACUGAGGAUUAAUGAACUGCCAGCGGAAUUCAUUACUAGGCCUCAGAGCCAAGAAGUGGUUGAAGGAGAAAAGGCGGAGUUUGUUUGUUCAGUUUCUAAGGACACUUAUGAAGUCAAAUGGUUCAAGGAUGACAAGGAGCUUGAAGUUGGAGACAAAUAUGAUAUAGUUUUUGAUGGCAAGAGAAGAGCACUUAUUGUUAAGGAUUGUUUGCUAAAAGAUGAGGGUCCCUAUGUUGCCGACAUUGGCUCUUCAAGAGCUACUGCAGAUCUGAUUGUGAUUGAAAAGCUUAGGAUACUCACACCUUUAAAAGACAUAAACAUAACAGAAGGGCAGGAUAUUGUCUUCAACUGUGAGGUGAAUACUGAGGGUGCUAAAGCAAAGUGGCUGAAAAACAAUGAGACAAUGUUUGAGACUGGCAAGUUUGUUAUGACCCAGAAAGAUAAUGUGUUUUCUCUGAGAAUCAAAGACACUCAGAAGUCAGAUGAAGCUAAUUACACCAUCACCCUGACAAAUCAACGUGGUGAAUAUGUCCAGAGCUCUGCCAACCUCAUUGUACAAGAGGAUGAACUUAGGAUAACUGAGCCCCUUGAAGACUGUGAGAGUCAAGAAAAGAGGACAAUCACCUUUUCUUGCAAAGUUAACAAACCAAAUGUUGCAGUAAAAUGGAUGAAAGGAGGUCAAGAGAUCACCUUCGACAAACGUAUUUUGUACAAAGUGGACAAAACCAAACACACUUUGACUAUUAAGGACUGCAGCCUGGCAGAUGAGGCAGAGUACUCGGUUAUUAUUGGUUCUGAAAAAUCCACAGCUGAACUAAUCAUAAGUGAAGCCCCAACUGACUUCAUCACAUAUCUCAGAGACCAGACUGUCACUGAGUUUGAAGAUGCUGAAUUCAGCUGCAAACUUUCCAAAGAGAAAGCAGAAGUCAGAUGGUACAAGGAUGGUCGAGAAAUUAAAGAAGGUCCUAGGUAUCACUUGGAAAAAGAGGGCAAGAUAUGCAGACUGUAUAUCAAAGAAUGCAGACCAGAUGAUGAGUGUGAAUAUGCCUGUGGUGUUGACGAUAGGCGCUCAAGAGCAAGACUCUUCGUUGAAGAGAUGCCAGUUGAGAUAAUCAGACCUCCUGCUAAUGUGUUUGAACCCCCUGGUUCAGAUGUUGUGUUUGAGGUUGAACUCAACAAAGACAGAGUUGAUGUAAAAUGGCUGAGAAAUAAUAUGGUAAUUGUCCAGGGAGACAAAUAUCAGAUGAUGAGUGAGGGUAAGGUUCACAGGCUUCAGGUCUGUGAGAUAAGGCCUCGGGAUCAGGGAGAGUACAGAGUCAUUGCCAAAGACAAGGAUGCUAGGGCCAAGCUGGAAUUAGCAGCUGCACCAAAGAUCAAGACUACAGAUCAAAAUCUCGUGACUGAUGCUGGAAAGCCUUUAGUCAUGACUGUUCCCUAUGAUGCUUACCCCCGUGCUGAGGCUGAAUGGUUUUAUGAUGACAUUCUCUUACCUGGACAGAACAUAGAUACAUCCAAUGACCGGACAGAAUACAGAUUGAAAGACCCAAAAAAAUCUGAUCAGGGUCGAUACAAGAUUGUCCUUCAGAACAAAUACGGAAUGGGACAGGCAAUUAUUAAUCUGGAUGUUAUUGACGUUCCUGGACCUGUAAAGAACCUAAAAGUUGUUGACACUGCUGAUGGUGAGGUCACCCUUGCCUGGGAUGAGCCUGAAAGUGAUGGUGGAAGUAAAUUAAUUGCCUAUGUGGUGGAAAGGCGAGAUAUCAAGCGAAAAACCUGGACUACAAUUACAAACCAUGCUGACAGUCCUGAGUACUGUGUGACUGACCUAAAGAGGGACUCUAUGUACCUUUUUCGUGUCUGUGCCCGUAAUAGAGUCGGAAGUGGACCUAGCGUGGAGACAGACGAAGCUGUCCAAGCAAAGAAUAUGUUUGACGUUCCUGAGGCACCACGGAAUGUCAUGGUUGGAAACAUAAAUAAAUUUGGUGCCACUAUAUCCUGGGAGCCUCCCGAGUAUGAUGGAGGAUCAGAAAUUACAGCUUACAUUAUUGAACUUCGUGACAGGACCUCUGUUAGAUGGGAACCAGCUCUUGUUACUAAACCAGAGGAUCGAAAAGCUGUAGUCAAUGAUGUUGUGGAGAACAAGGAGUAUAUCUUCCGCGUAAGAGCUGAAAAUAAGGCUGGAAUUGGCAAGCCAAGUGUUGCUACUGAUCCAGUGAAGAUCAUGGAUCCCACUGAAAGACCAAGUCCACCACUGAACUUUGACUACUCUGAUCAGACAAAGACCUCUGUCCUGCUGACAUGGGACACACCCUUGAGCAAUGGAGGUAGUCCAAUCACUGGCUACAUUAUUGAAAAGUGUGAGGAUGGAACCGACAAGUGGCUCAGAUGUAACGCCAGGCUUUGCCAGGACUUAUGCUACCAGGUAACUGGCCUAAAACAUGAGCAGAAAUACAAUUACAGAGUAUCAGCUGAAAAUGCAGCUGGUGUUUCAGACCCAGCUGAACAGAUUGGACCUCUCACAGCAGAUGAUCCACAUGUUGCCCCUACUAUGGACCUCAGUGCAUUCAGGGAUGGGCUGGAGGUGAUCGUUCCUCACCCUCUUACUAUCCACAUACCAAUCACCGGAUACCCCCUGCCUACUGCACACUGGAGUGUUGCAGACAAGGCAUUGGCUGCUGGAGAUACAGUCUCCAUGGUUACUAAAAACACCUUCACCAAGUUAGUCAUUACUCCCAGUGUCCGCCCAGACAAGGGUAUCUACACUAUACACCUUGAGAAUGAUGUAUCCACCAUAUCAGGAGAAAUUGAUGUCAACGUCAUUGCACCCCCAAGUGUACCCAGAGAUUUCAAGGUAGCAGAGGUGACUAGGCAUCAUGUGCAUUUAAUGUGGGAAGCACCACAGGAUGAUGGUGGAAGCCCUGUGAUUGGAUACCAAAUUGAAAAGCGUGAGGCAUCUCGCAAGACAUGGGUUAAGGUCAUUACUGGUGUAGAGCAGCUUGAAUAUACAGUCACAGAUGUCAUUGAAGGAAGGGAAUAUCUGUUUAGAGUUACUGCCUGCAACAAGUGUGGUCCUGGAGAGCCAGCAUACAUCGAGGAACCAGUGAAUGUGUCAUCCCCAGCCACUGUGCCAGACCCACCAGAGAAUUUGAAGUGGAGAGACAAAUCUGCAAAUGGAAUCUUCCUCUCAUGGGACCCCCCAAAGUGUGACGGUGGCUCUGUAAUCAAGGGUUACAUUGUUGACAAGUGCCAGCGUGGCACUGACAAAUGGGAGCCCUGUGGUGAUCCUGUGCAUGAGCCAAAAUUCCAGGUGACUGGCCUCACUGAGGGACAGUGGUACUCAUAUCGUGUCAGAGCAUUGAACAGACUUGGUGCUAGCAAACCUUCCAAGGUUACAGAUGAAAUCCUUGCUGUGGAUCCUAUUGAACCUCCUGAGAUUAUGCUCGAUGUGAAGUUGCUUGCUGGAUUGACUGCCAAGGCUGGAACCAAGAUUGAGCUUCCUGCAGAUGUUCUUGGAAAACCAGAACCAAAAGUCACCUGGACCAAAGCUGACCUUGUUUUAAAAGCAGAUGACAGAGUGUCAAUUGAGACCAAGCCUGGUCAUUCUACAGUGUCUAUAGCCAAAACGAAAAGAGAAGACACGGCCACGUACAUCAUUGAGGCUGUGAAUGUUGCUGGCCGUGCUACAGCAACUGUUGAUGUUAACAUUCUCGACAAACCUGGUCCUCCUGCUGCUUUUGACAUUACUGAAAUCACCAACGAGUCCUGCCUGUUAGCUUGGAAUCCUCCUAGAGAUGACGGUGGCUCAAGAAUUACUAACUACAUUGUAGAAAGGAAGACUUCAGGCAGUGAGGAUUGGUGCAAGCUGUCCUCCACAGUGAAACAGACUAGCUUCAAGGCCUGCAGUCUGGUGGCACUGAAGGAAUAUGUAUUCAGAGUGUUUGCAGAGAAUCAGUAUGGAAUUGGCCCCCCAAUAGAGCAUGUUCCCAUUAUUGCCAAAUACUCCUUUGAUUCACCAAGUGCUCCAAGUAGACCUAUGCCAUCUGAUAUUGCAAAGGACUCUUUGACCCUGACAUGGUAUGAACCUGAUGAUGAUGGUGGGAGUCCUAUCACUGGAUACUGGGUUGAACGUUUUGAUCCAGAAAACGACAAAUGGAUAAAAUGCAACAAGAUACCAAUCCAGGACACAACUUUCAGAGUUAAAGGACUUGCCACAAAAAAGAAGUACAAGUUUCGAGUCUUGGCGGAGAAUCGUGCAGGACUUGGAAAACCAAGUGAAGAUACUGGGCAGGUUUUGGUGAAGGACCCAAUUGAUCCUCCAUGGCCUCCUGGUAAACCUGUUAUCAAAGAUGUUGCAAAGACAUCUGUUUUGCUUAAGUGGACCAAACCUGAGCAUGAUGGCGGGGCCAAGAUACAUUCUUAUGUAAUUGAACUGCUUAAAACUGGAACUGAGGAAUGGGUUUGUGUGGCCGAAGAUGUCCCCAUGACUGAACACUUUUUGAAGGGUCUGAUGGAGAGGCAAGAGUACUCUUUUAGAAUAAGGGCUGUGAACAUUGCUGGAGAGAGUGAACCAAGUGACCCCAGUGACCCUAUCAUCUGCAAGGAAAGCCUUUAUCCUCCUUCACCACCACGCUGGCUUGAAGUCGUAAACAUCACCAAAAUAAACGCAGAGCUAAAGUGGACAUUUCCAGAGAAGGAUGGUGGCUCCCCUAUUACAAACUACAUUGUGGAGAAGAGAGACGUUAGACGAAAGGCCUGGCAGACAGCGGACACCACAGUAAAAGAAACCAAGUAUACUGUAACUCCACUAAAUGAAGGCUCUUUAUAUGUGUUCCGUGUGGCAGCUGAGAAUGCUGUUGGUCAGAGUGAUUUCUGUGAACUGGAGGACUCUGUUCUGGCCAAGGAUACUUUUACUACCCCAGGACCACCUUAUGCAUUAACUGUAGUAGCUGUAAAAAAGAGACAUGUUGACCUGAAGUGGGAAGCUCCUAAGAAUGAUGGUGGUAGACCUAUCACAAAAUAUGUCAUUGAGAAGAAGGAUAAGCUUGGAACUCGUUGGGUUAAAGUUGGAAAGACUCAAGGACCUGAAUGCACUUACCAAGUCACAGAUGUUAUUGAAGGAAGUGAGGUGCAGUUUCAAGUACGUGCUGAGAAUGAAGCUGGUGUUGGACCCCCAAGUGAACCUACAGACGUACUUACAAUUGAGGAUCCAACAAGCCCACCAUCCCCUCCUCGGGAGCUGCAUGUCACUGAUACCAGCAGAGAUCACAUUUCUGUCACCUGGAAUCCACCAGAGAAAAAUGGUGGGAGUCCAAUCCUUGGCUAUCACAUUGAGCUUUGUGAAGCUGGAACUGAGAAAUGGAUGCGAGUCAACCCACGUCUCAUUAAAGAACUAAAAUUCAAGGCAGAAGAAGGAAUCAUUCCAGAAAAACAGUACACGUUAAGAGUCCGAGCAGUGAAUGCUAUUGGGGUCAGUGACCCAUCUGAGGUUUCAGAAAACAUUUCUGCCAAAGAUCCAGACUGUGCCCCUACCUUAGAUCUGCUGACCCAAGAUAUUGUAGUUAUAGAGGGCCAGAAGUUACAGCUACCAGUCCAUUACAGAGCAAUACCCUCACCAUCUGUAUCUUGGCAAAAAGAUGGAACAAACCUCAUUCCUGAUGACAGACUCCAUUUGAGUUGUGAUCGUGCUAUUGCUCAUAUUAAGAUUUCUAAAUGCAAUCAUGAGGAUGCUGGCAUAUACACUGUCACUCUAGAGAACAAACUUGGAGCAAUCACAGGAACAGUAAAUGUGAUAGUUAUUGGUGUCCCUGGUAAAUGUAAAGAUAUUGCUGCUAGUGAAGUUACAAAGAACUCCUGCAAAAUCUCAUGGAAACCUCCAGAUUUUGAUGGGGGAAGCCCUAUUCUUCACUAUGUUUUGGAGCGCAAGGAGGCUUCCAAGAAGACCUAUAGACCUGUGAUGUCAGGAGAAAAUGUACUGAGUUGGAAUGUCAAAGACUUGCUUGUUAAUGCCGUGUACUACUUCCGAGUCAGGGCAGUCAACAAGGUUGGCGGGGGAGAGUACACUGAAAUCCACAACCCUGUGAUUACUGAGGAUCAAAAAGACCGCCCAGAUCCACCUGUUGGUGUUAAAGUAGACAAUAUUACUUCUCAGUCCGUACACCUGACAUGGAAUCCACCAGCAUUUGAUGGUGGUUGCCCCAUUACAGGCUAUAUUCUGGAGAAAAUAGAAAAAGAUGGUACUAAAUUUGAGAGAUGUAAUGAAUCCCUGGUACCUGGAUUUUCUUACACUUUGAAGGGUCUGAUGGAGGGUAAAGAAUAUCAGUUUCGUGUUCGUGCUGAAAAUGCUGUAGGAGUUAGUGAUCCUUCUAACAGCACAGCACUAGUAAAAGCUAUAGACCCUGCAGAUCCUCCAAAGGUUUCCCUUAGAGGAAGCUUGAAUAUCAGGAAAGGUGAAGAAAUACAAUUAGAUGCCAUCAUAUCUGGAUCUCCGUACCCAGCUGUGACAUGGCUUAGAAAUGAUGAGGCCAUUCAGCCUGAAAACAUCAGAAAGCGACAGCAGAAAUCAGCUGUGAGGAGGAAAGCUAAAGGUAUUCAUUCCCAGCUUGAGGAACCAUACCAACUAUCCCUUCCUGAAAGACUUUCUUUUGACUUCAGCAAGAAAGGUGAAGCCACCUUGAUGGUGCGUGAUUCCAUUAGAAGCGACCACGGAAUUUUCACAGUCAAGGCUAAGAAUGCUCAUGGCACUGCAACUGCAAUAUGUGACGUGAAUGUGCUCGAUGUACCUGGACCUCCAAUUAACUUUGUAUUUGAGGAAAUCAGAAACACGUCAGUCAUCUGCAUGUGGGACCCACCUAUGGACAAUGGUGGCAGUGAAAUCCUUAACUAUAUCUUGGAGAAAAAAGACAAAACUAAGGAUGAAAGUAGUUGGAUCACUAUAAACUCAACUCUCAGAAGCUGCAGAUUCCAUGUGACUAAAUUGAUUGAGACAAAGGAGUACAUUUUUCGUGUUACAGCUGAGAACAACCUUGGUCCUGGACCUGCAUGUUACUCAGCACCGCUUGUAGCAAAGAAUCCGUUUGAUCCACCAGAUGCUCCCAACAUGCCAAGAAUUGGAGAUGUCACAGCCAAAACUAUGCUUAUCAGCUGGAAUGAGCCAAAAGACAAUGGCAGCCCAAUCUUGGGUUAUUGGAUUGAGAAGCGUGAAAUUAACAGCAAAUACUGGACUAGAAUAAAUCGCAACCUGCUCAACUCACUGGAAAUGAGGGUCAGUGGGCUGGUGGAAGGUUUAACUUAUGUGUUCCGAGUAUGUGCUGAAAACUUAGCUGGUCCAGGAAAUUUCAGUGUUCCAUCUGAACCCAAGAUUGCACAAGAUCCAAUUCUGCCACCUGGUCCACCUGUACCAAGGAUUGUGGAUACUACUCAGUCUUCAAUUGAAAUCACUUGGGAUGCUCCUCUUUACACUGGAGGUGGAGACAUCCUGGGGUAUCACGUUGAGAAAAUUCUAGCUGGCGAAAAAGUCUGGUCUCGUUGUACUGAAAGAUUAUGCAAGGAUCACAACUUCACACUGUGCGGAGUUACCGAGGGAGCUGAUUAUAUUGUCCGUGUAAUCGCUGUUAAUGAUGCAGGUGAAGGAGCACCUGGCAUGACCCAGCUGGUGACAGUGAAGGAACCUCAAGAUCCUCCUCUUGUUGAGUUUGACAUAUCUGUAAAGAAGGGUGUCACAGUUAGAGCUGGAGAAAAACUGAAGCUACCUGCCCAUAUAACUGGUAGACCUCAACCACAAGUAAACUGGAUGAAGGAUGGUGGUCAUGUUGACCAAGAACAUGCAGUUAUUGAAACUGUGGGAAAGAAUAGUACUCUCAGUAUAAAGCAUGCUUUGAGGACAGACCAUGGAAAGUACCAGGUUACUGGCUCAAAUAGUAGUGGAACUAAGACUGCAUUUACCAAAGUUGAUGUCAUGGAUGUUCCUGGGCCUGUGGUUGAUUUGAAAACAACUGCAGUGACAAAAAAGAUGAUGACACUGAGCUGGUGCGAUCCUAUCGAUAAUGGUGGAAGUGAUAUUACUGGCUAUAUUGUUGAAAGGAAGGAUGCAAAUAUGCACAUUUGGAGACAGCCAAUGGAAACAACUUCUUGUAAAUGCGAAAUUAGGGGAUUUCUUGAAGGAAGGCAGUACAUGUUCCGAGUUGUGGCAAAGAACAAGUAUGGAUGUGGUCAGCCAGUAGAUUUGGGUCCUAUCCUUGCUGUGGAUCCCAAAGGUCCCCCAAGUGCACCUCAACAAUUCCACUACACUGAACGGUCUAAGUCAUCAAUAAGGCUGUCCUGGAAACCACCGCAGAGUGAUGGUGGUAGUCCUAUUUGGGGAUAUUAUGUAGAGAAGAGGAGACAAGGUGAAACUGAAUUUGAGGUUGCCAAUCGGCAGAUAUGCAAGACACUAUCUUUAAUGGUUGAAAAUCUCUCAGAGCAUCAUAUGUAUGACUUCCGUGUUAAGGCAGUAAAUGAAGUCGGAGAGGGAGAGCCAACAGAAAUUUUAAGUUCUAUCAUUCAAGAUGAUGAAGUUAAGCCAUCUGUGAUGUUGCUUAAGCACUUCAAGGGUGAUGUAAUCAGGGCAAAGAAAGGGGAAGCUGUUGAAAUCCCUGCAGAAGUUACAGGGCUCCCAAUGCCAAAGAUUGAAUGGUCUAAGGAUGGAACUGGUAUUGACAAACCCACUGAAAUACUUUUAAUUGAUACAAAAGAGGUUAGCAACAAAACAGCCAAGACCACACUUAGUAUCCCUGAAACUCAAAGGCAUGAUAAAGGCCUUUAUAAAUUGACUGCUUCAAACUUUCUUGGAUCUGCAGAUGUGAACAUAAGGGUGGAAAUAUUUGACCGUCCAUCAGCUCCCAGAAAUAUUGUGGUUGCUGAUAUUAAAGCUGGGUCUUGUUAUCUCACCUGGGAUGACCCAGAAGACAAUGGGGGAAGUGAAAUAACAAACUAUAUUAUUGAAAAGAGGGAUGGCAGCAAGAAGAAGUCUGAUUGGGAGGAGAUUACAAGUUGUGUCCUUGAGAAGAGAUAUAGGGUCUCCAAACAUGAGACCAAUGGCAUUUACCAGUUCAGGAUCAAAGCUGAAAAUAAGUAUGGAAUCAGUGACGGAUGUGAGUCGGAGAAAGUAAUUCUCAAGGAUCCAUACGGCCUGCCUGGGCCGCCGCAAAGGCCAAAGGUCAUUGGACAUUCCCAGUCAUCCAUGCUGGUAACUUGGGAACCACCUCUAGACAAUGGUGGUUCUCCAAUUACAGGCUACUGGAUUGAGAAGAGAGAAAAAGGAGCUGUGUACUGGAAUAGAGUGAACAGGGCUCCUAUUACAAAACCAGCAGUAAAAGGCCUAGAAUUCAAUGUUCUCCACCUCAAUAAAGGGUGUGAAUACCAAUUUCGUGUUAUGGCUUGUAAUGCUGCUGGUGUCGGACCCCCAAGUGAACCAACUGAGAGUGCGUUUGCUGCUGAUCCUCAAAAUCCUCCUGGUAUGCCGUCAAGCCCUGAAAUCACAGACAAAACCAGGAACAGUAUUACUCUUUCAUGGAAGCCACCAGAAAAAGAUGGUGGUAGCCCAAUAAAAGGCUACAUUGUUGAGAUUCAAGACGAGGACUCCAUAGAAUGGAAACCAGUGAAUGAGCUAGAGAAACCUCAUCCUACCUCUCAAUUUACGGUGUCAAAUCUUGAAGAAAUGAAGAAAUACAAGUUCAGAAUAAUUGCAGUCAAUGAUGCUGGCAAGUCUGAACCAAGCCCUGCAACUUCAGAAAUCCUUGUUAAGGAGAUUAAAGAGGAGCCAAAAGUUACACUGAAUGUCAGUGCUCAUGAGUUCUUGUCAUGCAAAGCUGGUUCAUCAAUAAAAAUCCCUGCAACUAUCACUGGACAUCCUACUCCAAAAGUUUCUUGGGAGUAUGAUGGAAAGGCAAAGACCGAAAAGAAAGAUGGCCUUCAUAUUCUUCCACUUGAUUCACAGAUUAUAUCUACUGAUACGACAUCAACCAUCAUUAUUCCUGAAUGCAAAUUAUACCACACUGGCAAAUAUAUAAUCUCAGCUGAAAAUGAAGCUGGACAGAAGCUUCUUAAAGUACUGGUCAAUGUUUUUGAUUUGCCAGGACCUCCAAGAGAACUAAAAGUGUCUGAUAUCACAAGAGGCUCAUGCAGACUUACAUGGAAGCCUCCUGAUACUGAUGGUGGUGAAAGAGUAAAGAGUUACUUUGUUGAAAAGAAAACUGUUGAAGGAAAGGCCUGGACAAAAGUGAAUUCAGCUUGUGUUAGUCAAACAUUUGUUGUUCCUGACCUAAUUGAGGGGCAGGAAUACUUGUUUCGUGUUCGAGCAGAAAAUAGCUUGGGUUUGGGACCAUGCACUGAGACUGUUCAAAGGACAAAAGCCAGAGAUCCCGUUUAUCCUCCCGAUCCUCCCAGAAGGGUCAAGAUUAAUGCUGUGAUGAAGAACACUGUGACCCUUACAUGGAAACCACCUAAGAAUGAUGGUGGAGCUCCUGUGACACAUUACAUUGUGGAAUGUCUUUGUUGGGAACCUAGUGGGUCACAAAAGGAAUACUGGAGGCAGUGUAACAAGCGUGACAUUGAAAACACCACUUUUAUGAUCGAGGAUCUCACUGAAGAUAAAGAAUACGAAUUCCGUGUGAAAGCCGUCAACAACGCUGGGGCGAGCAGACCAUCUUCCACUGUUGGACCGGUGACAGCCAAAGAACAGACAUGUGCACCUGCUGUUGAACUCAACGAAUUUAUGGAAGUUGAGCAAGGGACUGACAUCAAUAUUCUUGCUAAAAUAAAGGGAUGUCCCUUCCCUACCAUUACCUGGCAAAAGGCCCAACCCCACAAAAGCAAUGAAAAGACCGAGGUGCAAUAUGAUGAGCAUAUUAACAAACUUGUGACAGACAAUAGCUGUACACUGCUUAUUCGGCAGGGGAAAAGAACAGAUACUGGUCUAUACACAAUUACAGCUAGCAACGGCCUGGGAACGGCUUCAAAAGAAAUGAGGCUUAAUGUCUUGGGAUGCCCAGGGCCACCUUCUGCACCCAUAAAAUUUGAAGAAAUUUCUGCUGGGAAGAUUACACUGUCUUGGCUUCCUCCUAAGGAUGAUGGUGGUUCAAAGAUUACAAACUAUGUACUACAAAAGCGUGUGGCUAACAGAAAGAUGUGGGUACCCGUCACCAGUAAUGCCAAAGAGAGGAUAUACACAGUGGAAAAUCUGAUGGAAGGUCAUCACUAUGUUUUCCGUAUCAUGGCUCAAAACAAAUAUGGUAUUGGUGAUCCACUUGACAGUGAACCAGAACAAGCCAGGGAUCAUUUCAAUGUCCCUGGCCAGUGUGAAAAACCAACUAUAUCUAGUGUGACUCAUGACUCUAUGACAGUCAACUGGGAAGAGCCAGAACAUGAUGGUGGAACUCCAGUCACUGGCUAUUGGCUAGAGCGAAAAGAGACCACAUCAAAACGCUGGAACAGAGUAACACGAGAUCCUAUCAAAGUCUUACCCUUUGGAAUUUCACAUAAUGUAACUGGUCUCAUUGAAGGAUCUCAAUACCAGUUCCGUGUAACUGCUGUCAAUGCAGCAGGAUGCGGCCCGCCAAGUUUGCCUUCCGAUCCAGUCUUUGCCAGAGACCCUACAGCUCCUCCAGGACCUCCUAUUCCUAAAGUAACUGACUGGACAAAGUCAACAGUUGAUGUAGAGUGGCUUCCUCCACUAAAGGAUGGUGGAUCAAAAAUUACUGGAUACUUUGUUGAGUACAAAGAAGAAGGUCAUGAAGAAUGGAAAAGAGCUAAAGAUAAGGAAGUGAGAGGAACCAAACUUGUAGUUGCUGGGCUAAAAGAACUUGGACUUUAUCAGUUCAGAGUUAGAGCUGUAAAUGUUGCAGGUAUUGGUGAACCUGGAUAUGUCUCUGAUGUCAUCAAAGUAAUGGACAGAACAAUUCUCCCUGAGGUUAACCUGGAUGCUUCUGUGAAGGAGAGGUUGGUUGUUCAUGCUGGUGGUGUGAUUCGUAUCCUGGCCUAUGUGUCAGGAAAGCCUGUACCAAAGAUCACGUGGAACAGAGACAAUGAUGUCUUACCAGAAGAAGCUAUUAUCGAGACCACUGCCAUUAGCUCUGCCUUAGUAAUCAAGAAAUGCACACGAAAACAUCAAGGAAUUUACACUUUGACUGCUAAGAAUGAAGGAGGAGAAAAAAAGAAAACCAUUGUCGUUGAUGUACUAGAUGUUCCUGGCCCAGUUGGAACACCAAUCACAACAGAGAAUCUUACUAGUGACUCAUGCAAGAUAAACUGGUUCAACCCAGACGAUGAUGGUGGCUCAGCUGUAACUAAUUUCAUCAUUGAAAAACGGGAAGUUGAUCACAAAGCUUGGACUCCUGUGUCUUGCAGCGUCACCAGGCACAGUGCUGUUGCUCGUGGUCUCAUCAAUGGAAAAGCUUAUUUCUUCAGAAUAGCUGCUGAAAAUGUGAUUGGAAUAGGUCCAUUUGUUGAAACAACUAAAGAAAUUGUAAUUAAAGAUCAUAUUACUGUCCCAGAACGCCCUGAAGAUCUUGAAGUCACAGCAGUCUCAAAAGAGUAUAUUAGUUUAAAAUGGAAACCACCUAAGUUUAAUGGAGGAUCUGAAAUUAUUAGGUAUAUCUUAGAGGCCCGUCCCAUUGGCAAAGACAAGUUCAUCCGACUCACAAAGGAGAAGCUGAUGGAAAGGAAAUACACCUAUGCUGGUGUCAAGGAGGGUGAUAUUUAUGAAUUUCGUGUCAGUGCAGUAAAUGAAAUUGGUCAAGGCAAACCCUCAUUUAGCACAAAACCAAUCACUUGUAAAGAUGAGCUUGAACCGCCAACAAUUGAGCUUGAGUUUCGUGACAAGGUCAUUGUACGCGUGGGAGAGUCCUUUGCUCUCCAGGGUCGCUACACUGGAAAACCAGCACCAUCCAUUAUAUGGACCAAGGAUGAUAAGGAGCUGAAAGCAGAUGACCAAAUCAAGAUCAAAAGCACUCCAACCACAAUGUUCUUGGGCAUUAUCAAGGCUAAGCGUGAACACAGUGGCAGAUACUGUGUGAUUGUGGAGAACUGUACCGGUUCACGGAAAGGAAUCUGUAAUGUAACUGUUGUUGAUCGUCCACUCCCACCACAGGGCCCAGUUGUAUUUGAAGAGGUCCACAGAGAUCAUAUAGUGAUUUCCUGGAAGACUCCUCUUGAUGAUGGCGGAUCUGAAAUUUCAAAUUACAUUAUUGAGAAACAAGACACAAGCAGGGAUCUUUGGAUGACUGUGACAUCUGCUUCCACUAAGACAACAUGUAAAGUUCCCAAACUGAUUGAGGGAAAAGAAUAUAUCAUGAGAAUCUGUGCUGAGAACAUGUAUGGGAUCAGUGACCCACUGGAAUCGGAACCAGUGACAGCAAAAGACCUAUUCAGAGUUCCUGAGGCACCUGAGCAACCUGUUAUUAAAGAGGUACAUAAAGACACAGCUCUUGUUAUCUGGAACCGUCCUCGGGAUGGUGGCAAACCAAUUACUAACUAUCUUUUGGAGAAAAAGGAGACCACGAGUAAGAGAUGGUCACGUGUCACAAGGAAAAUCAUCUACCCGGACACUCAAUUCAGAGUUGAAGAACUACUUGAAGGAUGUGAAUAUGAGUUUCGGGUCAUGGCAGAGAAUGAGAUAGGAGUUGGUGAUCCAAGUCCACCAUCAAAGCCUAUUCUUGCUAAAGAGCCAAUUGUGCCUCCAAGCCCACCUGUUCUCCCAGAAGUUGUGGACAAAACUAAGGAAUCUGUAAAUCUAAUCUGGCAACCACCUCGCCGUGAUGGCAAAGGCAGGAUCCUUGGCUAUCUUGUUGAGUACCAGAAGAUUGGUGAGGAAGAGUGGGCUAAGGCUAAUGAAACUCCUGAAUCAUGCCAAGAAACCAAUUUCAAAGUAAUAAACCUUUCAGAUGGUGAAAUGUACAAGUUCAGAAUAAUGGCAGUAAAUACAGCUGGCAAAUCUGAACCUGCCUAUGUCAAAGACCCUGUGAAAGUCCAAGACAGACUUGAGCCUCCAGAGCUUCUACUUCAUGCUAACAUGGCUCGUGAGCAUCUUGCCAUGGAAGGAACCACUAUCAUCCUGAGUGCAGGCAUUAGGGGCAUACCGUUCCCCAAAGUUACAUGGGCAAAGAAUAAUGCUGAGGUUCCUCCCAGGGCUAAUAUAGAAGUUUCUGGUGAUGAAAGUAAACUAAUAAUUCAGAAUUGUCUCCGUUCAGACUGUGGAGAUUAUGCAAUUACUGUGGAAAAUCCAGCUGGGUCAAAAACAGCUACAUGUACAGUAUUAGUUUUAGGUAAACCUAGUCCACCUCGGAACCUGAUGAUUACUGAAGUCACAAGUGAAUCAGCCUAUCUAACCUGGAAAGAACCAGAGGAUGAUGGAGGUGCUGUUAUUUCCAAUUAUGUGAUAGAGAAGAAAGAUGUAGCAUCUGAAAAAUGGGUGCCUGUCUGUGCAUCAUCCAAGAAGCCUAGUUUGUUGGCUAUGUACUUGAUGGAAGGCACUCAAUAUAUGUUUCGGGUUGCUGCAGAAAACCAGUUUGGCAAAAGUGAAUAUAUUUCAACUACUAAACCAAUAAAGGCUGUUGAUCCUAUCUAUCCACCUGGUCCACCAAAAAAUUUGCAUCAUGUGGAUAUAGAUAAAACUGAAGUCUGGCUUCAGUGGGAUUGGCCAGAUCGCACAGGUGGUAGUGAUAUUACUGGUUUUCUAGUGGAAUACCAAGAAGAGGGUGCCAAAGAUUGGAUUCCAUUUAAAACUGUCAGAAAAACCGAAAGCCAUGUAACUGGACUUCAAGAGGGAAAAAUGUACAGAUUCCGUGUGAAAGCAGAGAAUGCUGUUGGCCUGAGUCGUCCUGAUAUCACUGUGCCAAUUGUUUGUGAAGAAAAGCUUGUACCACCAGCUAUUGAGGUUGAUGUGAAGCUAAUUGAAGGUAUUAUUGUCAAAGCUGGAAGCACAAUCAAGCUUCCUGCAAUUAUGAGAGGCAUUCCAGUCCCCAGUCCAAGAUGGCUCACUGGUGGCAAUGAAAUAAAAAGUGAAGACAAUAUUAACAUUGAAACUUUCAAUUAUUCAACUGUUCUAAACAUUAAUAACUGCAAAAGAAGUGACACAGGAGAAUAUCUUCUCACAGUGUCCAACCCCGCUGGAAGCAAAACAGUUGCAUUACAUGUUACAGUUCUUGAUGUUCCAGCUUCACCUACAGGCCCUGUCAACAUCCUUGAAGUUACUUCUGAGCACAUGAUCAUCAACUGGCGUCCUCCCAAGGAUGAUGGUGGAACCCCUUUAAUAAAUUAUAUUGUCGAAAAGAAGGAUACUAAGAAACCUUGGGAGCCCUGGGCUAUAGUGAGCUCUAGAGGAACUGGUACAAAAGCUAAAAUUUCUCAUUUAGAGAAGGGCCGUGAAUAUAUUGUACGCAUCCGUGCAGAGAACAAAGUUGGUAUUGGUCCAGCCCUUGAAAGUCCACCUACCAUUGCAAAACUUAUAUUUGAUCCACCUAGUGCUCCAGGCCAACCAGUUCCUCAUGACAUAACAGAAAAUGCUGUGACUGUAAAGUGGGAAGUUCCACUUUGUGAUGGUGGCAGUCCAAUAACUGGUUACAUAGUUGAACGCAGAGAAAUGACAGGCAAAUGGAUUCGUGUGAACAAAAUACCUGUCUUGGAUAUCAGAUACAGAGCUUCAGGACUUUUUGAAGGUAAUACUUAUGAAUUUAGGAUUUUUGCUGAAAACACUGCUGGCAUUAGUGAACCAUCUCCAGUCUCAGAUCCAGUUAAGCUUACCCGUCCUGUCACAUGUCCAGGACCCCCAAACAAUUUCAGACUUAAGGACUGGAGUAAAUCAUUUGUGGAUUUAGUCUGGACAAAGCCUACAAGAGAUGGAGGUAGUCCUGUCUUAGGAUAUAUUGUUGAAUGCCAGAAGUUAGGCAGUGUACAUUGGGACAGGAUUAAUAAGGAUGACCUUAUCAAGCAGUGCAUAUACAGAGUGCCAGGAUUAACUGAAGGACUGGAAUACAGGUUCCGUGUUAGAGCUGCUAACAAGAUUGGAGAAGGAGAGCCAAAAGAACUUUCUGAAACUGUUCUUGCCAAAGACAUUCUUGUUCCUCCAGAAAUAACUGUUGAUGUUGCUUGUCGUGAUCUUGUGACAGUCAGAGCAGGGCAGAAUAUCAACCUAAUUGCUCGAGUUAAAGGACGGCCUGAACCAGAAAUUAUCUGGACUAAGGAUGCAAAGGUAUUAGAGAGAGAUAAGCGUACUGAGAUGAAAAACAUCUUUCCCAUUGCUGAUAUGAUCAUUCAAAAAGCAGCUAGAGCAGAUCAUGGAAAAUAUACCAUUCAAGCAAGAAACAUUAGUGGCCAAGCACAAGCCACUAUUAUAGUCAAUGUUCUUGACAGACCAGGUCAGUGUCAAAAUCUAAAAACAAGUUACGUUACUAAAGACUCUUGCAUGGUGUCAUGGGAGAAUCCAGAAGACAAUGGAGGCACAGAAAUUACAAAUUAUAUUAUUGAGUGUCGUCAACCAAACCAAAGGGGAUGGACAACAAUUUCCUCUGACUGCACUAAACGCCUUUUUAAAGCACAACUUGUUGAAAACUGUGAAUAUUUGUUCCGUGUUAGUGCAGAAAACAAAUGUGGAGUUGGAUCAGCAGCUGAGACCAGAAUGGCAGUUCUGGCUGUUGAUCCAGUUGAAAAGCCUGGUGAGCCAGAGAACUUCCAUAUUACUGAUAUUGGCAAGACUUUCGUUUUCCUUAAAUGGAAAAAACCAGAUUAUGAUGGGGGUAGUCGCAACCUUGCCUAUCAUGUGGAAAGGAAACUAAAAGAAGCUGAAGAAUGGGAACGACUACACAAAGGUGCAAUAAAGGAAACAUUCUUUAUGGUUGACAGAUGCAUUGAGAACCAGAUAUAUCAAUUCAGAGUACAGACUAAAAAUGAAGCUGGAGAAAGUAACUGGGUAACAACAGCUGAAACAGUUGUCAAAGAAGAAGUACUCCAACCAGUCCUUAAUGUAAAUGUAGACGGUAUCCUUGUGGUAAAAGCUGGCGACAGUAUUAAAAUUGAAGCUGGUCUGAAAGGAAAACCCCAUCCUGAGGUUAAAUGGUUUAAGGAUGGUGAUACAGGUGACAUCAACAAAAGCCCUAGAGUUCAUAUUGAAAACGGCUCAAAUUUUUCAAAAUUUGUAAUGACAUCAUCAAAACGUGGGGACAGUGGAACAUAUGUAAUCACUGCUACAAACUCUGCAGGAAGCUGUUCUGCUAAUGUUAUCGUUAAUGUACUUGACAAACCUGGUCCUGUCAGGGACCUUGCAGUAUCUGGUAUUUCAAUGGACAGAUGUAAAUUGACAUGGGUUCAUCCAGAGGAUGAUGGAGGCUGUGAAAUUCAGAACUACAUCCUAGAAAAAUGUGAAACAAAGAGAAUGGUUUGGUCCAUCCACUCUGCAGCUGUUAUAACCAAUUUUGCUAAUGUGAUACACCUUUUAGAGGGAAAUGAAUACAUCUUUAGGGUACGAGCAGAGAACAAGCUGGGAACAGGUCCACCAGUGGAGAGUAAGCCCAUCAUUGCCAGAACAGAGUUCAACAGACCUGGUCCACCAGGUCAACCAGAGGUCACCAAAAUCGGAAAGGAGGAAAUGACAGUGUCAUGGUGUCCUCCACAGUAUGAUGGUGGGAAACCGAUCAAAGGUUACAUUCUGGAAAGGAAGGAACAACAUGCUGUUCGCUGGGUUCCAGUCACUAAGAGCCCAGUCCAACAGGCACACAUGAAUGUUACCAACUUGAUCCCCAACCAUGAAUAUCAGUUUCGUGUUAAGGCUGAAAAUGAAGUUGGAAUGGGAGACCCAAGUAAACCUUCAAUAUCAGUUACUGCAAAGGAUCCAAUUGGUCCUCCCGGUCCUCCUGGUGAUUUGAAGGUGACCGACAGCACCAGGACCUCCAUCACAGUUGGUUGGUUGAGGCCUGCUUAUGAUGGUGGUGCGCCAAUCAUCGGAUAUGUGGUUGAAUUUCGAAUAAAGGAUGCAAGUAAAAAGCCUGAUGAAGGCUGGAAAAGAUGUAAUGUCGCUGCUCAGCUAACUAUAACGGAAUUCACUGUCACAAGUCUGGAUGAAAAGCUGGAAUAUGAAUUCCGAGUGUCUGCUCAAAACCAGGUUGGCAUGAGUCAACCAGCAGAUCUCAAAGGUGCUGUAUCACCUAGAGAGAUAACUGAGGCACCGGAAAUUGAUUUGGAUGCUACCUUGAGAAAGGGUAUUGCAGUUAGAGCUGGCUGUCCCAUUAGACUUUGGGCCACUGUAAAAGGAAGACCAGCACCAAAAAUGACAUGGAGAAGAAUGGGAAUCGAUAAUGUUGUAAGAAAGGGUCAUGUGGAUUUCAUUGAUACUAUGGCAUUUCUUGUUAUCCCUGAAACCACACGUGAUGAUUCUGGCAAAUACUCCCUGACUCUAAGCAACUCUGCUGGAGAGAAAGCUGUGUUUGUUGAUGUUCAAGUACUGGACACCCCGGGGCCUGUUGUUGGCUUGGAUGCCACUGAUAUUAAGAUGACAUCCUGCAACCUUUCUUGGUCUCCACCUGAGAAUGAUGGUGGCAGAGAAAUUUCACACUAUAUAGUUGAAAAGCGUGAAGUAAAUCGAAAGACAUGGGCAACAGUCAACAAUGGCGUGAAGGAAACAACCCUCAAAAUUAACAAUCUUACACCAGGCACUGAAUACUGCUUCAGGGUGACAGCAGUUAAUGAGUAUGGAGCUGGUGUCCCAAGGAUUUCACCAAGUUCAUAUCUGACAUCUGAUCCCAUUAGUAAACCUGAUCCACCUGUGAAAAUGGAUGUGAUGGAAAUUACAAAAAAUAGUGUAACUCUAGGAUGGGUGAAACCUCUGUGGGAUGGAGGAGCUAAGAUUGAUGGGUAUGUAGUUGAUUACUUGUUAGUGACUCCACCUAAGGAACCUGAAGAAGACCAAGCAGUGCUCCUUGAGCAGAAUAAACUCAAGGAGCAAUGGACACCAUAUUCUGUCGUCAAAGAUUUAAGCAUUACUAUUGCUGGACUGAAGGAAGGCAUGAAAUACAAAUUCAGAGUGGCAGCAAGAAAUGUGAUGGGUUCCAGUCUGCCCACAGAAACAAGUGGAGUGUUUGAAAUAAAGGAGCAGAUGUUGGCACCAAGAAUUGUAAUGGCAGAUGUUGCUACUGCAAAAGCAGGAGAAAAGCUGAGGGUGGAAGCUCUUGUUACUGGAAAACCUGCUCCAGUCUGUAAAUGGAAGCGAGAAGAUGAAGAUGUUGUCCCAUCUAGUCGACUUGCUGUACACAAAUCACCAAACAGUUGUGUGCUCAUAAUCAAAGAUGUUUCAAGAAUGGACAGUGGUCUGUACAGUCUUUCUGCUGAGAACAUCACUGGACAAGCUGAAGAGAUACUGAAAGUCAUAAUCAAAGAUACCCCUGGUCCACCACAACCACCUUUUGAAAUUAGUGAGGUGGAUGCUGAUGCCUGCUCAUUGUCUUGGCUUGCACCACUAGAGGAUGGUGGAAGCAGUAUCACUAAUUAUGUUGUAGAAAAAUGUGAUGUGAGCAGAGGUGACUGGAUCACUGCUGUGUCUUCAUGUACAAAGACCAGUUGCAGAUUGGGGAAGCUUGUCCCUGGAAAGGAGUAUAUCUUCCGUGUUCGAGCAGAGAACUGCUUUGGCAUUUCAGAGCCUAUUGUCUCUGAGAAAAUGAUAGCCAAAUUCCCUUUUGAUGUACCAAGUGAACCCUUGAAUUGUCAUAUUAACAAAGUCAGCAAAGAUUGCAUGUUUGUUGCCUGGGAGAAACCAGCAAUAGAUGGUGGCAGUACUAUUACUGGUUACUACAUUGAACGUAAAGAGAAGAACAGCCUUCUCUGGAUAAAGGCCAAUGACACAGUUGUCCGUACUACUGAAUUCCCAUGCGCAGGACUUAUUGAAGGCCUGGAGUAUGCCUUCAGGGUAUCAGCUCUUAAUCGUGCUGGACAGGGUAAACCAAGCAAAAUGACUGAAUUUACAGCAGCAAGAACACCAGUUGAUCAACCUGGCAAACCUGAAGUCAUUGAUGUGACUAAGAAUUCAGUUACCCUGGUCUGGGACAGACCAAAGCAUGAUGGUGGGAGUAAGAUCAUUGGAUAUUAUAUUGAAAUGCUAAAGCUUCCUGAAGAUCAGUGGAUACGCUAUAACACAAGCAGCCAAAAUGUACCCGUAGAGGAAUUCACUGUAACAAGACUACAAGAAGGUGUUCAAUACCAGUUUAGAAUACUUGCUAAAACUGCAGUUAACCUCAGCAAACCAUCGGAUGUCUCUGACCCAGUGCUGAUCUUUGCUGAAAAUGUACCACCAAGGGUAGAAAUAGGACUUCAGAUGAAGAGGCUUCUACCAGUUAAAGCUGGAGCAAAUGCAUGUCUUGAGGCUGAAGUGUUUGGAAAGCCAGUACCAAAAGUAACAUGGAAAAGGAAUGGGGAAUUAUUGAAACCUUCUGAACGCUUGAAAAUGUCACAGAGGAGACAUCUUUUCUUUCUUGAGCUGCUAUCUGUGACAAAAAACGACAGUGGAGAGUAUACUAUUCUUGCAGAAAAUGCAAGUGGUUCAAAAUCAGGCAACAUUAAACUCACAGUUAUGGAUGUACCUGGUCCCCCAGUUUCUGUCAAGUUUGGGGACAUAUUUGCAGAGAGAAUAAACCUGAUUUGGGAGCCACCUAUUUUGGAUGGGGGCUCUGCAAUCACAAACUACAUUGUUGAUAAGCGUGAAACAAGCAGAGCUAACUGGGCCCAGGUCACAUCCAAGAUCAGUGGCCAGCUCACUAAUUACUCUGUAGAAAAACUGAUCCAGGGUCACGAGUACCAGUUCCGCAUCCGUGCAGAGAAUAAGUAUGGUGUGGGUGAGCCUAUCCUGACGGAGCCAGCUGUUGCUAGGAAUUCAUUUGAUGUGCCUGGGUCUUGUGAGCCUCCUAUUAUUACUAAUAUCACAAAGGAUCAUAUGACAGUGAGUUGGAAAGAACCUGCUAAUGAUGGUGGAUCUACCAUUCUUGGUUACAUGGUAGAAAAGCGGGAAACGAAAGAAGUAAACUGGGCUAAACUCAACAGAAAACCUGUGAUUGAGAGAACUAUUGAAGCUAGUGAUCUCACAGAUGGAGGUGAAUAUGAAUUUAGAGUUACUGCUCUCAAUAAAGCUGGCCUUGGCAAACCAAGUGAUCCAUCCAGUGCUGUCAUUGCACAUGAUCCUUUAUAUCCCCCUGGACCACCAGUUUCUCCAAAGAUUGUUGACAUAACACGUAGCACAGUUAAUUUGACCUGGGAAAAACCAGUUAAUGAUGGUGGAUGUGAAAUCUUGGGCUACCUGGUUGAGAGUAAGAGAGCAGAUUCUGCAGAAUGGAUACGGUGCAAUGUACCAAAGAAUCUUCGAGAGACUAAAUACCUUGUAACAGGCCUGCAGGAUAAUAUGGAAUACCAGUUUCGUGUCACUGCUACUAACAAGGUUGGGUUUAGUCAACCAAGUGAAGUUCCAGGAAAAUACACUGUGAAGGACAUUUUAGUUCCUCCUGAAGCAGAACUUAACGGAGAACUGAUGAAAACACUGGAACUGCGAGCUGGAACCCCAAUGAAAUUGUAUGUUCCAAUAAAGGGCCGCCCUAUUCCCAAAGUCACCUGGGCUAAGAUGAACACCAACAUUAAAGAAAGACAAGGAAUUGUGAUUAAGACAACUGAAUGGGAUACUCUUCUGUAUAUUGAGAAAGUGAACAGAUACGAUGCAGGAAAAUAUAUACUGAACCUGGAAAACAGCACUGGAAUAAAGACGUAUACAAUUGUUGUAAAAGUUUUAGAUACCCCUGGGCCACCACUUAAUCUAACAGUGAAUGAGACUUCAAAAGACAGUGCCUCUAUUCUUUGGGAUGCUCCUUUGAUUGAUGGAGGAAGUCCAGUGAAGCAGUACAUUGUUGAGAAACGUGAUGCUGAGCGAAAAUCAUGGUCCACAGUUACCCUGGACUGCACAAAAACAUCUUUUACAGUUGAGGGCUUAGAAGCAGGCAGGUGCUAUUUUUUCAGAGUUUUAGCUGAAAAUGAAUAUGGUAUAGGAGAGCCAUGUGAAACUGCAGAUGCUGCACGAGCUUCAGAACAACCAGGACCAGUUGUGGAUUUCAAGCCAUUAUUAGUCACAAAGGAUUUAUGUACUCUUGCAUGGAAGAAACCGAUCAGUGAUGGUGGAAGCCGCAUUACAGCUUAUGUCCUAGAAGUGAAAAACGGGGAAGAUAAAUGGAAGACUGUCAUGAGAUCAAAGAACAUGCAGUACAGUGCCAAAGAUCUAAUAGAAGGAAGGGAGUAUUCCUACAGAGUGAGAGCAGUCAAUGAUGCAGGUGAUGGAACAGUUAAGGAACUUAAUAUAGUAGCUAAAGACCUUACUGUUCCACCUGGAUGUGAUUUAAGAGAUUUACCAAAUUUAUGCUAUAUUGCAAAGGAGGGAAGUACUGUUCGUCUCAAGAUCCCAAUCUUUGGCAAACCUGCUCCUACGGUUAUAUGGAAGAAAGGUGAAGAUGUUACUUUAACAGACAGCGGAAGAGUUUCUGUUGAGUCAAUGGCUGUCAACACAACACUGUUGAUUCAUGACUGCCAACGAGGUGAUGCCUCAAAAUAUACAAUAACUCUUAGAAAUAUUGCAGGAACCAGAGAAUCAAUCAUCUUCAUCAGGGUAGUUGGAAAACCAGGAAUACCCACAGGACCAAUAAAGUUUGAUGAAAUCACUGCAGAUGGAAUGAACUUGAAAUGGGGUGCACCAAAAGAUGAUGGUGGAUCGGAAAUAACUAACUACAUUCUUGAAAAGAGAGAUUCAGUGACCAAAAUGUGGGUUACCUUUGCCUCAUCUGUGGAGAUGUGUAAUUUCAGAGUAACUGGUCUUCAUGAAGGAACUGAAUACAUCUUUAGAGUUUCUGCAGAAAACAAGUAUGGGGUUGGAGAAGGCCUCAAAUCGGAUGAUGUUGUGGCUAAGCAUCCAUUUAACGUACCAGAUGCUCCACCACCACCACAGAUUAUGGCUAUGCGAUGUGAUUCAGCGGUAUUAGCAUGGUCUGAUCCAAGAAAGACUGGAGGCUCACCAAUUACAGGAUAUCAUAUUGAGUUCAAAGAAAGGAACAGUUUGCUGUGGAAGAGAGCAAACAGCACAACUGUGAAAAUGAAAGAUUACACAGUAAUUGGUUUAUCAGAAGGCCUUGAAUAUGAAUUCAGAAUAAUGGCAAUAAAUAUUGCAGGCAUUGGAAAGCCAAGCCCAGCAACAGAGCCUGUGAUUGCCUUAGACCCUAUCGAUCCCCCUGGCAAACCUGAUGUAAUUACCAUCACAAGGAGCACAGUAACUCUUCAGUGGACUGAACCCAAAUAUGAUGGUGGACACAAAUUGACAGGCUACAUUGUUGAGAAACGUGAAUUGCCUGCAAAACUCUGGAUGAAGGCAAACAUCAUAAAUGUUUUAGAUUGUGCUUUUACUGUAACAGGCCUUCAAGAAGGCUGCAAGUUUGAAUUCAGAAUAAGAGCUAAAAAUGCAGCCGGAGCAAUAAGUUCUCCGUCAGAACAAACUGACACCAUUGUUUGCAAAGAUGAAUACGAAGCACCAGCCAUCAUCAUUGAUCCAACUGUGAAGGAGGGCCUUACAGUUAGAGCUGGGGAUACAAUUGUGAUAACUGCAACACGCAUAACUGGGAAACCUCCUCCAACUUCUGUCUGGUCAAAAGGAGGAAGGGACUUCAAACCCUCAGAUAUCUGCCAAAUUGAAAAAACCCCAACAUCUUCAACACUGACAAUAAAGUGUGCCAGCAGGAAGGACUCUGGAGAAUACACUAUCUCUGCCAGCAAUCCAUUUGGAAUCAAAGAAGAAAAUGUUAAAGUGACAGUUCUUGAUGUUCCAGGCCCUCCAGGACUGCUUGAAGCCAGCAGCGUUUCUGCUGAAAAGGUCACAUUAACAUGGUCACCACCACAUGAGGAUGGGGGCUCUCCAGUUAAAUCAUAUACGCUGGAGAAGAGAGAAACAAGUCGACUUCUUUGGACCACUUUAGCAGAAAAUAUUAUUGAUUGUCAUUUUGUUACUAGGAAGCUCAUCCAAGGCAAUGAAUACAUCUUUCGCGUUUCAGCAUUAAAUCAAUAUGGCACUGGUGAAGCAACACAAUCUGAGCCAGUGAAAAUGGUGGACAACUUUGGUCCACCAGGUCCUCCAUCCAAACCAGAAACUGUUAAUGUAGAUAAGGACUCUGUCACCAUUUCAUGGAAGAGACCAGUUGAAGAUGGGGGUAGUGAUAUCAUUGGCUAUAUUGUUGAAAGAAAGGAAAAAAGAGAGAUGAGAUGGAUUAGAGCAUCAAAGAAAAUGAUUUCUGAUCUAAAUUACAAAGUCCAAGGCCUCAUAGAAGGAGUUGAAUAUGAAUUCCGAGUUAUUGCAGAGAAUAAAGCUGGCUUUGGAGAACCAAGUGAACCUUCACAAUCAGUCAUAACAAAGGGUAUGACAUAUGUGCCUGGGCCUCCAUUCAAUCCAAGGAUUACUGAUACAACUAAAUCUACAGCCACAUUCACUUGGAGCAGGCCACUGUAUGAUGGUGGACUUGACAUCACUGGAUAUAUAAUUGAACACAAAAAGGAAACAGAGACAGAGUGGGUUAAAGAUACAGUGGGCACUCUAAGAAUUACUGAAUUUGUUGUUUCGAAUUUACAGCAAGGAGGAAGGUACAAUUUCAGAGUUAGCGCAAUGAAUGCAAAGGGUGUCGGUGAAUCAGCUCAAGUUGAAGAACUUGUGGAGGUUGUGGAACGCCAAGAAAUUCCAGACUUUGAACUUGAUGCCGAACUUAGGCGAACCCUUGUUGUGAAGGCUGGAGGAUCUAUACGUAUAUUUGUGCCGAUCAAAGGUCGUCCAAUACCCAAAGUCAUUUGGAUGAAAGAAGAGGCACUUAUAGGUCGUGCACACAUUGAUACCACAGAAUCAUAUAGUCUUCUAGUUAUCCCAGACUGUACAAGACAUGAUGCUGGAAAAUACAUGUUAAGAUUGGAGAAUACCGCAGGCAAAAAAACUUGUUGCGUGAAUGUUAAAGUCUUGGAUUCCCCGGGUCCUCCUCUCAACUUGAGGCCCACAGCAAUUAAUAAAGAAAGCAUUACCCUCCAAUGGGAAACACCCAUUAUUGAUGGUGGUUCAAAGAUAACAAAUUACAUCAUUGAAAAGCGUGAAGCUACAAGAAAAGCAUAUGUUGCCAUAAUCACUAAUUGUCAAAAAUGUUCUGUUAGAGUUCCAAAUCUGGCUGAAGGAUCAGAAUAUUUUUUUAGAGUGCGUGCUGAAAAUGAAUUUGGAAUUGGUGAACCUGUUGAAACUCCAAACCCAAUUAGAGUGUCUCAAGCACCAGCUGCUCCGGAAAAGGUUAAUGUCACAGACAUUACUAAGAAUUCUGCAAAUCUUACGUGGACAAAACCCAAACAUGAUGGUGGAAGUAGAAUUACUGCAUAUGUCAUAGAAGCUCAAAAGAAUGGCUCGGAGCAAUGGUCCCAUAUAACUACAUUGAAGAAUCUAGACUAUGUAGUAAAAAAUCUAAAUGAAAAUGAAGAGUAUGUGUUCAGAGUUAUGGCUGUCAACAAUGCAGGAAGAAGUGACCCAUGUGAAAGUAGGCCUGUUGUUAUUAAGGAAGAAACCACACAACCUGAAUUUGAUUUACGUGGAAUCUGCCAGAAAUUAGUAAUUGUGAAAGCAGGAGAUGAUCUCAAAGUUGAGAUACCUGUUCUAGGGUGUCCAAAACCAGCUGUUACCUGGAGGAAGGAAGAACAGAUUCUCAAACAGACGCAAAGGAUAAAUAUUGAAAACACUUCAAUUUCAACUACCCUCAAUAUCAGAGAAUGUACUAGGAAUGACAGUGGACAGUACUCUGUGACAGGAAAAAAUAUACUUGGGACUGUGACCGAAACAAUUACCGUUAAAGUACACGAUAUUCCUGGACCUCCUAGGGGGCCAGUAAAUUUUGACAAAAUUUGUUGUGAUUCUAUUGUAAUAUCAUGGGAUUCUCCUGAAAAUGAUGGAGGAGUACCAAUAAACAGUUAUGUUGUUGAAUUAAGAGAAACAACAAGUACAUUAUGGGUAACAUUAUCAGCAACAGUAAUCCGUACAAUGUUCAAAGCACAGCAUCUUUCCACUGGAGUUGAAUAUCAGUUUCGUGUUAAAGCUAAAAACAGAUAUGGUGUUGGACCUCCAAUAAACUCUGAAUCUGUCAUUGCUACUUAUCCUUUUAAGGUACCUGGCCCACCUGGCACACCAAAAGUAACAGGCUUUACUAAAAACACUAUGACAAUUAGUUGGAAUGAGCCUGUGUCUGAUGGAGGAAGUGAAAUCAUUGGAUACCAUGUUGAAAGGAAAGAGAGGAAGAGUAUUAUAUGGCACAGAGUGAGUAAAGGACUGGUAGUAGGAAAUAUUUUUAAAACUACAGGACUAGAAGAUGGAAUUGCAUAUGAGUUUCGAGUUGCAGCUGAAAACUUAGCUGGAGUGGGAAAACCAAGUAAGCCUUCAGAGGCAUUCUUUGCCCUUGAUCCAGUGGACCCACCAGGUCAGCCUGUGGCCAUAAACAUUUCUAAAUCUUCAGUGACUAUUCAGUGGAAAAAGCCUGAAUAUGACGGCGGAUUCAAAAUAUCCGGGUACACAGUGGAAAAGAGAGAUUUACCUGAUGGACGAUGGCUGAAAGCCAACUUCAGCAAUAUUCUUGACACCACGUUUACUAUUAGUGGACUGACAGAACAUUCCUCCUAUGAAUUCCGUGUUUUUGCAAGAAAUUCAGCUGGUGCUGUGAGCAAUCCAUCUGAACCAUCGGAUCCUAUUGUUUGCAAAGAUGACAUUGAGGAGCCAAGAAUUAUGGUUGAUGCUAAGUUUAAGGAUGUUUUACUUACAAAAGCAGGAGAAGUCUUCAAGCUUGAGGCUGAUGUUACAGGUCAACCAUUACCCUUCUUGAUUUGGACCAAAGAUGGAAAGGAAAUAGAAAAUACAACAAAAGUUGAAAUGAAAAAAACUGAUUUAACUACAGUUUUAAUUAACAAGGACUCUUUAAGAAGAGAUGGGGGUGAAUUCACAUUAACUGCAAGCAACCCUGGCGGUUUUGCCAAACAUGUCUUCAUUGUAAAAGUGUUGGAUAGGCCAGGUCCUCCUCAUGGUCAACUAGCUGUUACAGACAUCACAGCUGAGAACUGUGUCCUGUCAUGGUUACCACCCUUAGAUGAUGGUGGAGCAAAGAUUGAAUACUAUGUACUUCAGAAACGUGAAACAAGUAGGCUUGCUUGGACAAAUGUAGCUUCAGACUUACAAGUCAAUCAAUUCAAGGUAACAAAGUUGCUGAAAGGCAAUGAGUACAUCUUUAGAGUCAUGGCUGUUAAUAGGUAUGGAGUUGGCGAACCCCUAGAAUCUGAGCCAGUUGUUGCAGCAAACCCAUAUUUGCCUUCUGAUCCUCCAUCAGCUCCUGAGGUAAUCACUAUAACUAAGGACUCGAUGGUAAUUAGUUGGGAACAUCCAAAAAACAAUGGUGGCACCAAUAUUUCCAACUAUAUUAUUGAAAGGAGAGAUAGAGCAGGCCACCGCUGGAUUAAGUGCAACAAAAACAUUGUAACUGAUGUGAGGUACAAAGUAACAGGACUGAUACAAGGGCAUGAAUAUGAAUUCAGAAUCAUAGCUGAGAAUGCUGCCGGUUUAAGUUUCCCAAGUCCCUCAAGUCCCUUUUAUAAGGCUAGUGACACAAUUUACAAACCUAGCCCUCCUGGUAAUCCAAGGGUUUUGGAUACAACAAAGUCAUCCAUUACACUUGCAUGGAACAAGCCGGUAUAUGAUGGGGGUUCUGAUAUCACUGGAUAUGUUGUUGAAACCUGUCUUCCGCAUGAAGAUGAAUGGACAGUUGUCACUCCCAAGGAAGGUUUAGUAGCCACUGUAUUUACAAUUACUAACUUAAAAGAAAAUCAAGAAUAUAAAAUAAAUAUUUCAGCUGUUAAUUGUGAGGGGGUUGGAGACCCUGCCUCUGUUCCUGGGUUACCAAAAGCAGAGGAUAGACAGAUUCCACCAGAAAUUGAACUUGAUGCAGAGCUCCGUAAAAUUGUUAAUAUAAGAGCUGGUGGCACAUUAAGAAUUUUUGUACCUAUUAAAGGAAGGCCUGCUCCUGAGGUUAAAUGGUCAAAACAAAAUGGAGAGCCACUGGAUAGGGCCAUUAUUGAAAGCACAACAUCCUUUACAUCAAUUUUAGUUGAACAUGUUAACAGAUUUGAUAGUGGACAGUACAUUUUAAUGUUGGAAAACAGCUCAGGAAGCAAGACAGCCUUUGUGAAUGUUAGAGUACUGGAUACCCCUGGAGCUCCGCAAAAUUUCAAGGUUAAAGAAGUAACCAAAGAAUCAGUUUCACUCACCUGGGAUCCUCCCAUUAUUGAUGGUGGUGCUAAGAUUAAGAACUACAUUGUAGAAAAAAGGGAAUCAACAAGAAAGGCAUACUCAACUGUAAAUGCAAACUGUCACAAAACAAGUUGGACUGUUGAUCAGCUGCAGGAGGGGUGCAACUAUUAUUUUAGGGUUUUUGCUGAAAAUGAAUAUGGAAUUGGUCUUCCUAUUGAAAGCAGUGACUCAGUGAAAGUGUCUGAAAAACCACUCCCUCCAGGUAAAAUCACGUUGCAAGAUGUAACAAAAAACAGUGCUACACUGUUGUGGGAAAAACCAGAACAUGAUGGAGGAAGUAGAAUAGUUGCUUAUGUUGUUGAAAUGCAGGGUAAGCGCAGUGAAACCUGGACCCAGUGCAUGCUUGUAAAAGCCACUGAAGCGGUUGUUACUGGGCUGACAGAAGGUGAAGAAUACAUCUUCCGUGUUUCAGCAAGAAAUGAGAAAGGAACCAGUGAUCCUCGUCAGAUUGGUGUACCAGUUAUUGCUAAAGAUCUUAUCAUUACCCCAUCAGUAAAGUUAUUAUUCUCAACAUUUAGCGUUCUUGCUGGAGAAGACCUAAAAGUAGACAUACCAUAUCUUGCUAGGCCCAAAGCAGCUAUAUUAUGGCACAAAGAUGGUUGUCCUCUUAAACAAACAUCUAGAGUUAAUUUUGAAAUGGAUGAAAGCCAACUGUAUCUCAAGAUAAAAGAAGCUUGUAGAGAUGAUGUUGGUCAGUACACCAUUCAACUUUCAAACACUGCUGGGGAAGCAACAGCAAACAUUUGCAUUGUUGUUCUUGAUAAACCUGGUCGUCCAGGUGGUCCAGUAAAAAUAACCGAAGUCACAGCUGACAGUGUUACGUUGUCUUGGAAUCCACCAGAAUAUGAUGGUGGUUGUACUAUCAACAACUACACUGUGGAGAAGAGAGAUACUUCAAGUACAAACUGGCAAGCUGUAAAUGUAAGCUUAGCUAGAACAACAGUUAAGGUAAGACGGUUGAAGACUGGUUGUGAAUAUCAGUUCAGGAUAACUGCUGCAAAUCGUUAUGGAAAAAGUCCUGGUCUAGUUUCAGAAGCUGUACUUGCCCAGUACCCGUAUAAACUUCCAGGCCCUCCAGGAACACCAUUUGUACAGGAGGCCAAUAAAGAUAGCAUGGUUGUGGUUUGGAAUGAACCCGUGAUUGAUGGAGGAACAAAUAUCCUGGGGUAUCACCUGGAUCGGAAGGAAAGAAACAGUAUUAUUUGGAUGAAGCUAAACAAGACAUUAAUUCAGGACCUGGAGUUCAAAACAACUGGCCUUGAAGAAGGAAUUGAAUAUGAAUAUAGAGUUUAUGCAGAAAACAUUGUUGGCAUAGGUAAACCCAGUAAAGUUUCAGAAAGCUAUGUUGCAAGAGAUCCUUGUGAUCCUCCUGGUACCCCUGAAGUAGCUACCAUCACAAAUAAUUCAGUUGCACUUAGAUGGACAAAGCCAGAGUAUGAUGGUGGAUUCAAAAUUACUGGAUAUGUUGUUGAGAAGAAAGAGUUACCUGAUGGUCGCUGGAUAAAAGCAAAUUUCACAAACGUGAUUGAGACUGAAUAUGUUGCAACUGGAUUAACUGAGGGUCAGAAAUAUGAGUUUCGUAUAAUUGCAAAAAAUGCAGCAGGUCUUCUCAGUGAUCCCUCAAACAGCACUGGUCCUAUUACUGCAAAGGAUGAAGUUGACCCGCCUCGCAUUAGUAUAGAUCCACAAUAUACUCAAAAAUUUGUUGUUAAUGCUGGAGAAAACUUUAAGAUUGCUGCUGACGUUCAAGGAAAACCAACACCAUUAAUCUGCUGGAUGAAGGGAAAUCAAGAGCUUUUCAACACUAAAUGGUGUGAAAUAAAAAACACCAACAGUAGUACAUGUCUUAGUGUUAAGGAUGUUAAGCGGAAUGAUGGAGGCCAGUACACUCUAAAGGUGGAAAAUACUGGAGGACAGAAGUCUGUUCAUGUCAAUGUAGAAGUCUUAGACAAACCAGGUCCACCUGAGGGACCCAUUUCUGUGUCCAAUGUAACAGCUGAACAGUGUAUAGUCACCUGGAAACCACCAAAGGAUGAUGGUGGCAGUGAAAUACUUCAUUACAUUAUUGAAAAAAGAGAAACGAGUAGAUUAGUAUGGACUACUGUUGAGCCUAAAAUAAAAGAACUUGAUUUUAAAAUCACAAAACUUCUUGAAGGAAAUGAAUAUAUAUUUCAUGUCAUGGCUGUAAACAAAUAUGGAAUUAGUGACUCACUAGAAUCUGAAGCUGUAAUUGCUAAAAAUCCCUUUGUAACUCCAGGCGCACCAAAGAAUGUUGAAAUUUCCAAUGUUACAAAAGAUUCAAUGGUUGUAACCUGGGAGGCACCUGCUAAUGAUGGUGGUAGCCCAAUAACAGGGUAUAUUAUUGAAAAGCAUGACAAAGAAGGAGUAAGAUGGACAAAAUGUAAUAAAUGCACAGUAACUGAAUUACACUUCAGAGUUACUGGGCUUCUGGUAAACCACCAUUAUGAGUUUAGAGUUUCAGCUGAGAAUGCUGCAGGAGCUGGAGAACCAAGCUCGCCAUCUCCUUACUAUAAGGCUUUGGAUCCUAUUUUCCCACCAGGCCCUCCAAACAAUCCUAAGGUCACUGAUAUAACAAGAACCUCAAUUUUCCUUUCCUGGGGAAAACCUGUUUAUGAUGGAGGUUGUGAUAUUCAAGGAUAUAUUGUUGAGGGAUGUGAAUUAACAUCUGAAGAAUGGAAAAUGUUCACUCCAUCACCGGGUAUUAAAUGUGCACAGUUUGAAGUUGAUAAACUAAAAGAAAAUCAUGAGUAUAAAUUCAGAGUGUGCGCUGUAAACAAAGUUGGUGUUGGAGAACAUGCCGAUGUGUCUGCCGUGCUCCUUGAAGACAAGAGAGAAGAGCCAGAUCUUGAUAUUGAUCCUGACCUCAGGAAGACACUCACUGUUAGAGCUGGAGCCUCCAUCAGAGUGUUCAUUCCUAUUCGAGGACGACCUGCUCCUGAAAUAAAAUGGGGGAAAGUUCAUGGUGAAAUUAGGGAUACAGCUCAAAUUGAGAUUACAAGCAGUUAUACUUCUCUUGUCAUUGAUAAGGUUAACAGGUUUGAUAGUGGAAAGUACACCAUUACUGCAGAAAAUUCUAGUGGAACAAAAACUGCAUCUAUCAGUGUCAGAGUGCUUGAUACACCUAGUGCUCCAGUUAACCUUAAAGUUAAAGAAAUGACAAAAGAAUCUGUAACACUUACAUGGGAACCACCUUCACUGGAUGGUGGAGCUAAAAUAAAAAACUAUAUUAUUGAAAAACGUGAAACAACCAGAAAAGCAUACUCAGCUGUUUCAACCAACUGUCACAAACUGUCAUGGAAAAUUGAACCUCUUCAGGAGGGCUGUAGUUAUUAUUUCAGAGUAUAUGCCGAGAACGAAUAUGGAAUUGGGUUACCUUCAGAAAUACCCGAUCCUUUAAAAGUUUCAGAAGUGCCCCAACCACCUGGGAAACUUACAGUUGUUGAUAUAACACGUAACAGUGUUUCUCUUGCUUGGGAGAAGCCUGAACAUGAUGGUGGAAGCAAAAUUCUUCAUUAUCUGGUGGAAAUGCAAGCUAAAGGCAAUGAAAAGUGGUCUGUAAGUGCAAAUGUAAAAACACUGGAGACUGUUAUCACUAAUUUAGUUCCUGGAGAAGAAUAUGUAUUCAGAGUUGUUGCUGUCAAUGAGAAAGGAAAGAGUGACCCAAGAUCCCUUGCAGUACCAGUACAGACAAAGGAUCUUGCCAUAGAGCCAGAUGUACGACCUGCAUUUAAUAACUACAGUGUGCUGGUUAAUAAGGACCUCAAAUUAGAAAUACCAAUUUCUGGAUGUCCAAAACCAAACAUUACUUGGAAAAAGGAUGGCUUAACUCUUAAACAGACAACAAGGGUUAAUGUUAUCAACACUUCAAAGCAAACAAUUCUUAAUAUAAAAGAAGUAACAAGAGAUGAUGCUGGGAUAUAUGCUAUUGCUGCUUCGAAUGCUGUUGGGAAAAAAGAUGCAACCAUUGAAAUCAUUACACUUGAUAAACCAGGCCCACCAACUGGUCCUAUUAGGUUUGAUGAGGUCAGUUCGCAAAGUGUUACAAUUUCCUGGGAUCCACCAAAAUACACUGGUGGCUGUCCAAUUUUAAACUACAUUGUACAAAAAAGGGACACAACCACUACUACCUGGGAAAAUGUUUCCACAACAGCAAUAAGAACUACAUUGAAGAUAUUGCAUUUGACAACUGGGGCAGAAUAUCAAUUUAGAAUUAUUGCUGAAAACAGGUAUGGCAAAAGUUAUGCCUUAGACUCUGCAUCAGUGAUUGCUCAGUAUCCUUUCAAAGAACCUGGACCUCCAGGAACUCCCUAUGUUUCCUCACUUUCAAAAAAUCACAUGAUUGUGGAGUGGCAUGAACCAGUAUCAGAUGGAGGCAGCAGUGUUGUUGGAUAUCAUCUUGAAAGGAAAGAGAAGAAUAGUAUUAUCUGGACAAAAAUAAAUAAGACACUAAUUCGUGACACUUCUUUUAAAAGCACUCCUCUAGAUGAAGGUAUUGAAUAUGAGUUCAGAGUUUAUGCUGAGAAUAUUGUCGGCAUUGGCAGAUGCAGUAAAAUCUCAGAGGGGUAUGUGGCUCGUGACCCGUGUGAUCCACCUGGGACUCCAGAAGUCACCUCUGUGACUAAAAACUCAAUCACAGUCCAUUGGACAAGGCCUGAGUAUGAUGGAGGUAGUAUGAUUACUGGUUACAUUGUGGAGAAGAGAGACAUACCCGAGGGACGCUGGAUAAAGGCUAACUUCACAAACAUAAUUGAGACCCAUUUUACAAUUACUGGCCUUAUAGAAAACUGCAAAUAUGACUUUAGAAUUAUUGCAAAAAAUGCAGUUGGAACUAUUAGCAAACCAUCUUGCAAUACUGGACCAAUAACUGCAAAGGAUGAAGCUGAGCCACCAAGAUGCUCAACUGAUCCAGAGUACAUUCAAGCUAUUGUAGUAAAUGCAGGGGAAAGUUUCAAACUUGAAGCUGAUGUUUACGGAAGACCCAUGCCUACAAUUCAGUGGUUCAAAGAUGAUAAGGAAAUUGAAAAUUCAUCGAGAUGUGAGAUAAAAAACACUGAAUCUCGAACAAUGGUUACUGUUAAAGAUGCCAGCAGAAUAGACAGUGGCCAAUAUAAUUUGCAAGUGACAAAUGUAGCAGGUUCCAAAACUGUUCCAUUCCACGUUAAAGUACUAGAUGUACCAGGAAUGUGUGAAGGGCCUCUAGAUGUUACCAGUGUAACUUCUGAAACAUGCACAUUAUCUUGGCUUCCUCCGAAACACAAUGGGGGAAGCAGUAUUUUUCAUUACAUAAUUGAAAGGAGGGAAACGAGCCGGCUCGCAUGGACUGUAGUUUGUAGUGACUGUGAAGAUACAUUGUUUAAAGUAACUAAUCUUCUAGAAGGGAAUGAAUAUAAAUUCCGUGUCAUGGCUGUCAACAAGUCUGGUAUUGGCAAACCACUAGAAUCAUUACCAGUGAUAAUGAAAAAUCAAUUUUUACCACCUGAAGCACCACAGGCUUUAGAAGUAAUUAACAUUGCAAAGGAUUCCAUGACUGUUUGCUGGAAGAGACCACAAAUAGAUGGUGGAAGUGAAAUUAUUGGGUAUUUUAUAGAGAAGAAAGAGAAAACUGGAGUAAGAUGGACAAGAUGUAAUAGACAAAUUGUCUCAGAUUUACGUUUCAGAGUGACAGGAUUAAUGGAGGAUCACGACUAUGAGUUCAGAGUUUAUGCAGAAAAUGCAGCUGGAGUUGGAGAACCAAGUUUACCAACCCCUUGUUAUAAAGCUUGCGACCCCAUGUUCAGUCCUGGUCCACCAACACAUCCUCAUGUAACUGAUAUCACAAAGAACUCCAUUUCAUUGACAUGGGGUAAACCAAUUUAUAAUGGUGGCAGUUUGAUCCAGGGAUAUGUUGUGGAGAUCUGCAAAGCUAAUGAAGAGGAAUGGACAAUGUGCACACCACCAACUGGCCUACUUGUCAAUAAAUUUAAUAUCACAAACCUUUCAGAAAAUGAUGAAUAUAAAAUUCAGGUGUGUGCAAUCAAUAAAUUAGGUGUUGGUGAAGCAGCUGCUAUUCCUGGUACAGUUAAACCUGAAGACAAAAUGGAACCACCAGAGCUCUCCCUUGACUCAGAAAUAAGGAAAGGACUUAUAGUGCAUGCUGGUAGGUCAGUGAAAAUCAGUGUCCCUUUCAAAGGAAGACCCAUUCCAAACAUUAGUUGGACUAAAGAAGAAGAAGAUUUGUGUAAAAAGGAAAAAGUAAAAAUUGAAAAUGGGAUUAACUGUACGCAACUUUCAAUUGAAAACUGCAACAGAAAUGACACUGGAAAAUAUACUGUUAAACUGGAAAACAGCAGUGGUUGUGUAUCAGAUUUCAUCUCCAUCAAAGUAUUGGAUACACCAGGAGCACCUCAGAAUCUUGUUGUGAAAGAUAUAAAAAAAGACUGCAUCACUCUUUUGUGGGAGCCACCACUUUCAGAUGGAGGAGCAAAGAUAAGGAAUUUCAUAGUUGAUAAACGUGAAUCAACUAGAAAGGUGUAUGUAAAUGUUACUGCUAAAUGCACCAAAACAAGCUUUAAGGUAGAAAAUCUUGCUGAAGGCGCUAUGUAUUACUUUAGAGUUAUGGCUGAGAAUGAAUAUGGAGUUAGUCAACCUAUUGAAACUAAAAGUGCAGUAAGGGUGUGUGAAGUUCCUCUGUCCGUGAGGAAUGUUACUUUGACUGAUGUAACUAAAGUAAGUGCCUCCCUAGCAUGGGAAAAACCAGAACAUGAUGGUGGUAGUAGGAUAAUGGGUUAUGCAAUUGAAAUGCAGGUUAAAGGAACAGAUAAAUGGACUGUUGCAACAUCAACAAAGACAUGCGAAGGUACUGUUGCAGGACUAAUAUCUGGUCAGGAAUACCUCUUCCGUGUUUUAGCCUACAACGAAAAAGGAAAGAGUGAUCCUAAGAUAUUAGCUACACCAGUUACUGCAAAUGAUUUAACUGUUGAACCCAGUUUUAAACUAUUGUUCAACACUUAUAGUGUCAAAUCUGGUGAUGACCUCAAAAUAGAAAUAAUGGUGACUGGAUGCCCAAAACCUAAAAUUACAUGGAUGAAAGAUGGACUAUCCCUAAAACAGACUACAAGGAUUAAUCCCAUUAACACACCUACAUCAACAAUCCUUCAGAUUAAGGAGGCUUGCAAAGACGACUUUGGCAAAUAUUCUGUCACAGCAACAAACUGUGCAGGUGAUUCAAAGGAAGAAAUUGUCAUAAUAGUCUUUGACAAACCUGGUCCACCAACAGGUCCCAUUCAAAUCAAUGAUGUAACUAAUAAUUCUGUCACAGUAUCAUGGGAACCACCGGAAUACAAAGGUGGCUGUGAAGUAAAGAAUUAUGUUAUUGAAAAACGGGACACAGCUACCACAGCAUGGGAAGUUAUAUCACAAACAGUUGCAAGGACAACUAUAAAAAUUUACAAACUUAAAAAAGGUUCCGAGUAUCAGUUUAGAGUCUUUGCUGAAAACAGAUAUGGGAGGGGUUCUCCCUUGAUUUCUAAACCUGUUGUUGUGCAGUACCCUUACAAACCUCCAGGACCACCUGGCACUCCAUUUGUCACAUCAACAACAAAAGACUGCAUGGUUAUUGAAUGGAAUGAACCAGUUACUGAUGGUGGCAGCACAGUUAUUGGCUACCAUCUUGAAAGCAAAGAAAGAAAUAGUAUCCUCUGGACUAAGUUGAACAAGACUCUAAUUAGUGAUACCAUCUUUAAGGCAUGUAACCUUGAAGAAGGCAACGGAUAUGAAUACAGAGUGUUUGCUGAAAAUAUUGUAGGCAUUGGAAAAUCAAGCAAGAUUUCAGAAUGUUUUAUAGCUCGUGAUCCUUGUGAUUCACCUGGGACACCCGAGCCAGUCAUUAUAUGCAGAAACCAUGUCACACUUCAGUGGAUGAAGCCACAGUAUGAUGGUGGUAGCAAGGUAACUGGAUACAUUAUAGAAAAAAGAGAUUUACCCGAAGGUCGUUGGAUGAAAGCCAACUUCACAAAUGUUGCUGAGACAGAAUUUACAGUCACAGGAUUAUCAGAAGGUGAAAAAUAUGAAUUUAGAAUAAUUGCAAGAAAUGCAGCUGGUAUUUUCAGUCAACCUUCUGAAAGCACUGGACCAAUAGCUGCUAAAGAUGACAUUGAAUUGCCUAGAGUGUCAAUGGAUCCAAAAUACAAGGAUGUUGUUGUUAUUAAUGCAGGGUGUACUCUUGCUCUUGAUGCUAAUGUGUAUGGAAAACCAGAACCUGAUGUCAUAUGGUUAAAAGAUGGAAAGAAAUUUGAAGUGACUACUCAAAAAGUUGACAUAAAAACCACUAGUAAAUCCACAGUACUUAUAGUUAAGGACUGCACUAGAGAAGACAGUGGGUGCUACAACCUUAUUCUAAGCAAUAUUGGUGGAACAAAAACUAUUCCAAUUACUGUUAAAGUUCUUGACAGGCCUGGUUCUCCUGAAGGUCCACUACAAGUGACUGAAGUCACUGCAGAUGCAUGUUGUCUGUCUUGGGGAGAACCAUUACAAGAUGGUGGUGCAGCUGUUGACCAUUAUAUUGUUGAAAAAAGAGACACCAGUAAGUUGUCUUGGACAGUAGUUAAACCCAAAGUUAAAGCACUUAGCUGCAAAGUGACAAAUCUCCUAGUUGGAAAUGAAUACAUCUUCAGAACUAUGGCAGUUAACAAAUAUGGUAUAAGUGAACCCUUGGAGUCUGAGCCUGUAACAGCAAAACAUCCGUUCAAGCCUCCAAGUCCACCAUCCAUGCCUGAAGCAACUUGUAUAACAGGGGAUUCAAUGGUUAUUAAAUGGGAACAGCCAGAGUAUAAUGGUGGGUCAGAUAUUCAUAACUAUCAUCUUGAGAAACGUGACAAAGAUGGUGUCAGGUGGACAAAAUGUAACAAAACAGAACUAAGCGAUCUAAAUUUCAAAGUAACUGGUCUCACAGAAGGGCAUUUCUAUGAAUUCCGGGUCUCUGCUGAAAAUGAGGCUGGUGUGGGUCCACCAAGUGAGCCAUCUUUGUUCUACAGAGCCUGCAAUGCUGCACGUCCACCUGGCCCACCAAACCAUCCCAAGGUCACUGAUCACACAAGCUCAACUGUGACCUUAUCUUGGAGCAAACCUCUUGAUGAUGGCGGUGCAUACAUAAAGGGAUAUAUUGUUGAAAUGAAAGAGGUUACACAUGAAGACUGGAGUACUUGUACACCUUCAACUGGUAUACAAGCAACACAAUACAAAGUGGAAAAACUUAAGGAAAAUACUAAAUACAACUUUCGCAUCUGUGCAUUUAAUGCAGAAGGAGUUGGUGAACAUGCUGAUAUCCAUGGCUCCAUAGCUGCUGUUGAAAAGCAAGAAGUACCAGAGGCUGAAUUAGAUGCAGAACUCAGAAAAGUCGUUUCUGUACGUGCAAGUGGAACACUUCGAAUUUUUGUUGUCAUACGUGGAAGACCUGAACCAAAAGUCAAGUGGGAGAAGGCAGAAGGAUCCCUGACUGAACGUGCACAAACUGAAACUACUAGUUCAUACACCAUGUUGGUCAUUGACAACGUAAACAGAUGUGACAGCGGCAAGUAUAUUUUGACCCUUGAAAAUAACAAUGGCACAAAAACAGUAUUUGUCAAUGUCAGAGUUAUGGACUCACCAAGCUCACCUCUUAAUUUUGUAAUCAAAGACAUCAAGAAUGAUUCAGUAACACUGUCAUGGGAUUCUCCAGCUUUUGAUGGGGGAGCCAAAAUAACCAACUACAUCAUAGAAAAACGAGAGUCUACAAGAAAGGCAUAUACUACUGUUACGAGUAACUGCACUUCAAAUUCAUUUGUAAUUGGUCAGCUGCAGCAGGGAGGUAUUUAUUAUUUCCGUGUGCAGGCUGUUAAUGAGCAUGGUGUUGGUUUACCUGCAGAAACUAAAGACCCAGUUAAAGUUUCUGAACCACCUAUGCCACCAGGUAAAAUUAAGCUUGUAGAUGUGACUCGUAACAGUGUAACUCUUUCUUGGGAGAAGCCAGAUAACGAUGGAGGAAGCAAAAUCAUAUGCUACAAUGUAGAAAUGCAAACUAAGGGCAGUGAGAGGUGGAUUGCAACCGGUACAUUUAGGGCACUGGAAGCAAUAAUUACAGGUCUUGUACCAGGUGACGAAUAUUCUUUCAGAAUCAGUGCUGUGAAUGAAAAAGGAACAAGUGAACCAAAACAACUAGGGGUUCCUGUCAUUGCAAAGGACAUUGAAAUUGAGCCCACCAUUGAUAUGCCUUUUAACACUUACAGUAUUAAAGCUGGGAAAGAUUUAACAGUUGAAGUUCCAUUUAAAGGUAGACCCAAACCUGUCAUAUCAUGGAAGAAAGAUGGUCUUCCUUUAAAGCAAACAACGUCAGUGACACUUUUAUCAUCUAUGACCUCGGCAAAACUUUUUUUCAAAGAAGCCAGCAGAGAGCAUGUUGGAAAAUAUGAAAUCACACUAACUAAUGCAGGUGGUACAAAAACAGAAGAAAUUUUAAUUGUUGUUCUUGAUAAACCUGGUUCUCCAGCUGCAAUCAGAGUGGAUGAAGUAACUGCUGAAAGCAUUUCAUUAUCUUGGGAACCACCAAUUUUCAAUGGUGGUUGCCAUAUCAACAGCUAUAUUGUAGAAAAGAGAGAUGCCAACACCAGUGUAUGGCAAAUUGUUUCAUCAACAGUUGCUAGAACUUCUAUUAAAGUAUCGCACCUGACACAAGGCUCUGAAUACCAGUUCCGUGUUUAUGCUAUAAAUCGUUAUGGAAAGGGUCCUUCAAUAGAUUCGCCAGUAAUUACUGUCCAGUAUCCAUUCAAAGUUCCUGGUCCCCCUGCUACACCUCGGGUUGUCCAAGCAACCAAGGAAUUCAUGCUUGUUACAUGGAAUGAACCAGUUAAUGAUGGUGGCAGUGCAGUCACUGGGUAUCACCUGGAAUGCAAAGAAAGAAAUAGCAUUCUUUGGGCAAAAAUAAACAGAAGUCUCAUCAAGAAUACAGAAUUCAGAGUUACUGGUAUUGAAAAGGGCUUGUUCUAUGAAUAUCGUGUCUAUGCUGAAAACAUUGUUGGUGUAGGAAAGUGUAGCAAAGCCUGUGAACCUGUGGCUGCAAGAGAUCCUUGUGAUCCUCCAGGUCAACCUACAGUCACAAACAUCACUAAAACAGCCGUUUCACUUUUAUGGGCAAAGCCACAGUAUGAUGGUGGAGCUAAAGUUACAGGCUAUAUCAUUGAACGCAAGGAAGAGGAACGCUGGAUAAGGUGCAAUUUCACCAAUAUUCAGGAAACAUACUUUGAUGUUACAGGCCUUGUCGAAAACCAGACAUAUGAUUUCCGUGUCAUUGCUAAAAAUGCAGCUGGAUUAUUUAGUCAACCAUCUGAUUGCACAGGGCCCAUAACAGUUAAAGAUGAUGUAGAUCCACCACGGAUCAUAAUGGAUGUUAAUUUUAGAAAUGCAGUAGUUGUAAAAGCUGGAGAUUCCCUGAAAAUCAAAGCAGAUAUUGCUGGACGGCCUCUCCCAGUUGUUUCAUGGGCAAAGGAUGGUAAGGAGAUUGACAUGAGGGCUAGAAUACAGAUCUAUUCAACAGACACCAGCACUUCAGUAACCAUUAAAGACUGUGUAAGAAGUGACUCUGGUCAGUAUGUUUUAACAGUGAAGAACCUGGCUGGAACAAAAUCAUUUCCUCUAAACUGCACGGUCCUUGAUAGGCCAGGACCAUCAGCAGGUCCUUUACAGGUGACUGACCUUACUGCAGCAACAUGUACAUUGACCUGGGGGCCCCCUCAAGAAAAUGGUGGAGCGGAAAUCUCCCACUACAUUGUUGAAAAGCGUGAAACAAGCCAUCUUGUCUGGACUGUGGUACAUUGGGACAUAAAAACUACAACAUGUAAAGUUGACAAACUUCUUAAAGGAAAUGAGUAUAUAUUUAGAGUUCUAGGUGUGAACAAAUUUGGAGUUGGUGAAGCAUUGGAAAGUGAUCCCAUAAAAACAACUGAUCCAUUUACUGUCCCAUUUGCACCUACAAAUGUUGCGAUUAGCAAUGUAAGCAGUAAGGAAAUGACAAUCUGCUGGGGAAAGCCUGCAUCUGAUGGAGGUAGUGAAAUUCUUGGUUAUAUAAUUGAAAAGCGUGAGAAGUCAAGUAUGCACUGGGUCCGUGUGAACAGUAAGCUUAUAUACGAGCUUUCAGUUAAAGCAACCAAACUCCGUAACAGAUGUGAGUAUGAGUUCCGUGUUUUUGCAGAAAAUGCUGCUGGUAUAAGCCUUCCAAGUGACCCUUGUCCAUUAACCAAAGCAGAAGAUCCACCGUUGUUGCCACCUUCUCCUAGUAAACCAAAAAUUAUUGAUUCAACCAAAAGUUCUAUCACUCUUUUGUGGAACAAGCCACAAUCUGUUGGUGAGAAUCCUGUCACUGGAUACAGCAUAGAAUUUAAAAAGAAAAGUGAUAAAGAAUGGCGUGUGGCAGUUCAGAAUACAAGGAAUACUGAAUAUACAGUUAGUGGACUUGAAUCUGGAGCAGAGUAUGUGUUUGCUGUUAAAUCUAUUAACAAAAUUGGUAUUAGUGACCCAAGCCCACCAUCUGACCCCGAAGUUGCAAACGAGAGAGAAGAAGAGCCAUUAUUUAAUGUUGACAAUGAAAUGCGAAAAACACUCAUUGUCAGGCAUGGAAAUUCAUUUACUCUGACUGCACCAUUCAGAGGAAAACCAAUUCCUACAGUUGUUUGGAAUAACGAAGAUGUAAAUUUGCAGGAGAGAGCAAGUAUUGAUACAAGUGAUAAUUGUACAUCACUUACAAUAGAAAAAGCAACAAGAAAGGACUCAGGAAAGUAUACUGUGACACUAGAGAACCCAGUUGGAACUGCUGUACUAACAAUGACUGUCAAAGUCCUUGAUUCACCUGGCCCACCUUCAGACAUUGAAAUUAAAGAAGUGACAAAGGACUCAGUAACUUUGACAUGGAGAGCUCCAGACAAUGAUGGUGGUGACCCUGUUAAAAAUUACCACAUUGAAAAACGUGAAGCAAUCAAAAAGGCAUGGGUAAGCGUGACAAACAACUGCCACCAUCUUAUUUACAAAGUGACGAACUUACAAGAGGGAGCCAUUUAUUACUUCAGAGUCAUAGGUGAAAAUGAAUUUGGACUUGGAGUGCCUUCAGAGACAGACGGAACUAAAAUUACAGAAAAACCAAGUACCCCCACAAAACUUGGAGUUACUAAUGUAACAAAGGAUAGUGUUUCCCUGGCUUGGAGUAAGCCGGAGUUUGAUGGGGGAAGCAGAAUAACCAGUUACCUACUUGAAUCCCUUGAAAAGGGACAAAAGAAGUGGAUUAAGUGCGCUGUUGUCAAAACCACUGACCACGUGGUUCAUAGUCUUAGGGAAAAUGCUGAAUAUUUGUUCAGAGUGAGUGCAGAAAACCAUGCUGGUCUAAGUGAACCCAAAGAAAUGAUUACACCUGUCAUUGUAAAAGAUAAGCUUGAAUCUCCUGAGUUUGACAUGAAGAACUUCAGUCGUAAUACUGUCUAUGUCAGAGCAGGAUCAAAUCUCAAAUGUGAGAUCCCUCUUACUGGAAAACCUCUGCCAAGAGUCACCCUUUCAAAAGACAGUAUUAUUAUGAAAUCAGCAAAGAGAUUUAAAUUUGAAGUCAUUCCAGAAAGCUUGUUGAUUAACCUUAAAGAAAGUAUUGCUAGUGAUUCUGGGAGGUAUGACAUUACAGCUUCCAACUCAUGUGGAGUCGCAAAGACCUUUGUAAACAUUUUGGUUCUGGACAGACCUGGUCCUCCAGUUGGGCCUGUGGAAAUUAGUGAUGUCACUGAAGACAGUUUAUGUCUGAAAUGGUUUCCCCCAGUAUAUGACGGUGGCAGCCCAGUAACAAACUACGUAGUUCUCAAACGUGAAACAAGCACUCCUGCAUGGAUGGAGGUUUCAUCUACAGUUGCAAGAAGUGAAAUAAAGAUUACUAAAUUGAUGAAAGGGGAGGAAUAUCAAUUCAGAAUAAAAGCAGAGAAUCGCUUUGGAUUCAGUGAUCACAUUGACUCUAAGGCUGUGACAGCAAAACUCCCAUACACCACCCCUGGGCCUCCUUCGACUCCUUGGGUAACUAUGGUUUCAAGAAACAAUAUUACUGUUUGCUGGCAUGAGCCAGUAUCAGACGGAGGAAAUCCUGUUUUUGGAUACCACUUACAGAUGAAAGAUAGAAAUAGCUCUGUUUGGCAGAAGGUUAACAAAACUGCUAUCCGUGCCACUCAGUUUAGAGUGACAAACAUAUGCCCUGGACUCAUCUACGAGUUCAAAGUUGCUGCAGAAAAUUCAGCUGGCAUUGGCAAAAUCAGUAAAACAUCAGAUGAAGUCCUUGCAAUUGAUGCUUGUGAGCCCCCAGGCAAUGUGCGUAUCUCUGAUAUCACAAAGAACUCCAUUACCCUUGUCUGGCAGAAGCCUCCUUAUGAUGGUGGCAGUAAAGUCACAGGGUAUAUUGUGGAGAAGAGAGAUGCAUCAAAAUGUAGAUGGACAAAAGCAAACUUCACAAAUGUCAUUGAGACUAAUUUCACCAUAUCUGGUUUGACACAAGAUGAGUCCUACGAAUUUAGAGUUUUUGCAAAGAAUGCUGCUUCUGUCAGUAACCCAUCUGUUAUUGCUGGACCUGUAAAAUGUGUAGAUACCCAAGGUACUCCUGAGAUUGACCUGCCAGCAGAGUAUCUGGAUGUCCUAAAUUAUAAGGCUGGAGAAGUAGUCCAGAUUCAAGUGGGAAUCAAAGCUAGGCCACUACCUGUAAUUGAGUGGUUCAAGGAUGGAAAGGAAUUUUUAUCUAGUGCUCAGAUAUCUAUUGAAAGCACUACAGAUGCCUCAGGAAUUAUCAUAAAGGAUGCCAAUCGUUUUCACAGUGGAACCUAUGAAGUCAAAAUCAAGAACGCUUUGGGCCUGGCAUCAGCUUCAGUCAGAGUACAGAUUCUAGACAUACCUGGACCUCCAGUUGGACCUGUUCAAUUCAAGAGAGUAACAGCAGAGAACAUCACCAUUGCAUGGAAUCCUCCAAUAGAUGACGGUGGUGCAAAUGUCACCCAUUAUGUUGUGGAGAAACGGGAGACAAGCAGAACUGCAUGGUCAGUUGUAUCUGAAGAACACAAGGAAUGCACAAUAUCAGUGGAGAAAUUAGUGAGAGGGAGUGAGUAUGUCUUUCGUGUACGGGGCAUGAACAAGUAUGGCAUUGGAGAACCUUUGGAAUCUGCACCAGUUAUUGCCAAGAAUGCAUUUGUUACACCAGGACAACCCAGUACGCCAGAGGCGAUUAACAUUACUAGAUCAACAAUGACUGUGGUUUGGGAGAGACCAGGUGUGGAUGGUGGCAGUGACAUCACUGGCUAUUACUUGGAAAUGCGUGAUAAAAACACCCUACGUUGGCAGAAAGUCAUGAAAGCUCCUGUUUGUGACACCAUAAAGAACAUCCUCAACCUUACAGGAGGAAAAGAAUAUCAGUAUCGUGUUAAUGCAAUCAAUCGUGCAGGAGAAGGUCCAUACUCAGAUGUCUCUGAUUUCUACAAAGCAGUUGAUCCUAUACAACCACCAGAUGAACCAAACAAACUGAAAGUAGUUGAUUCAACAAAAACAUCAAUUACACUUGGUUGGGGAAAGCCAGAGUAUGAUGGUGGCAGUGAAAUUACAAGUUAUGUUGUUGAAAAGAGAGUCGCUGAAGAAGAAGAAUGGGUGGUGAUUAGCUCCAAAGGUGAAAUUAGAACUACAGAAUAUGUUGUAUCUCAUUUACAACCUGAAACUGACUACUUCUUCCGUGUGUCUGCUGUUAACUGUGCUGGGCAAGGAAAACCAAUUGAAAUAGUUGAACCUGUGCAAGCCAAGGAUAUUCUUGAGGAAGCUCAGAUAGAUUCUGAUAUUGCACUGAGGACUCAAUAUACAGUGAAGGCGGGAACAGAUGUGGAAAUAAUGGUUCCAUUUAAGGGAAGACCUGUGCCAAAUGUCACCUGGAAAGUAGAUGAAACAGACAUAUGUAAUGAUCCAAAAUACAAAAUUCACAACAAUGAAUCUUCAACUCUCCUUAUCAUUCCACUGGUUACUCGUAAUGACACAAACAAAUAUAUUCUUGAACUUGAAAAUGGUGUUGGGGAGCCCAAGAAAGUAACAAUAUUUGUUAAAGUGCUAGAUACACCAUCAGUUUGCCAAAAAUUACAAAUUAAGAAUGUCACUCGUGGAAAAGUAACACUGAGCUGGGAAGAACCUCUUCUUGAUGGUGGUGCACCAGUAAUUAAUUACAUCAUUGAAAAGAAAGACUCUGCAAAGCGAUCAUAUACUUCUGUAACAACCAAGUGUGCCAGCACAACAUAUGAAAUCGAUAAACUUUCUGAAAAAUCAUCAUAUUUUUUCCGCGUGUCAGCAGAGAAUGAAAACGGAAUUGGUGAUCCCUGUGAGACUGCGGAACCUGUUAAAGCCACUGAGAUACCAGGUCAGGUAAAAAAUAUAUCCAUGAAAGAUUCCACCAAAACAUCGGUGACACUGCAGUGGAGUAAACCUGACUACGAUGGUGGCAGCAUAAUAUCAGACUAUGUAAUUGAAAAGAAACUGAAUGAUGAGAAGGACUGGACAUUUGUAGGCACCAGCAGAACAUGUGAAUAUGAAGUGACAAAGCUUAAGGAACUAGCAGCCAUCGAAUUUAGAGUUUGCGCCAAAAAUGAGAAGGGACAAGGAGACUUCAUGCAAAUUGGACCCAUCAUAGUGAAGGACUUUAUUAUUCCACCCCAUGCAGAUCUAUCAGAGUACCCGGGAGGUCAAAUAAGUGUGCGUAUUGGGCACAAUGUCCAUAUUGAGUUGCCAUACAUAGGAAAACCAAGACCAACCGUUGAGUGGUUAAAAGACAACCUGCCACUGAAGGAAAGUGAACAGGUUCGCUUUAAAAAGACAGCAGACAAGGUUACUCUCAUGAUCAAGAAUGUAAGAAAGAAAAAUGGGGGAAAAUAUACAUUAAUUCUUGAUAACAAGUUUUGCAGAAAAUCAUUCUGCAUCAAAGUUGUUACCCUUGGGCCACCUGCAAAGCCUACUGGCCCCAUUGAAAUGGAUGAAAUCAGAGCAGAGAGCAUAACAAUAUCUUGGGAUGAGCCAAGUGAUGAUGGGGGUGGAGAAAUUAUUUGCUACAGUGUGGAGAAAUGUGAUAAUUCCCAGACAGACUGGAAAAUGGUUUGCUCAAAUGUAACUGGGACAACAUAUAAGGUACCCAAUUUAGUUAAAGGAACAGGGUAUCAGUUCAGAGUAUGUGCUGAAAACAGAUAUGGUGUGAGCGAGCCCUUGAUUUCGCAGACAGUGCUUGCCAAACACCAGUACAGACCACCAAGCCCCCCAGGAAAGCCAGUCGUUUACAAUAUUAUGCAUGACAGCAUGACUAUUCGAUGGGACGCACCCAUUAAUGACGGUGGUUCGGCAAUAAUUGGCUACCAUGUUGACAAGAAAGAGAAAAACAGCAUCAUGUGGCAAAAAGUAAACACGGUAAUAAUAAAAGACACAAAUUACAGAAUUAUUGGCCUCAUUGAAGGACUGGAAUAUCAAUUCAGAGUAUAUGCACAGAAUGACUCUGGGAUUAGUAAAGUCAGUGAGGCAAGCAAACUCACCACUGCUGUCUCACCUGUUGAUCCACCAGGGCUUCCUGACUACAUUGAUGUGACAAGUGAUUCUAUUACACUGAAAUGGGAUGCUCCCAAGAAUGAUGGAGGCAGUAAAAUUGUAGCGUACUAUGUGGAAAAACGUCAAGACCAAGGUCGCUGGUUGAAGUGCAACUUUAUUGAUGUUUCAGAAUGCCAGUUCACAGUAACUGGUCUUAGAAGUGGUGAUCGAUACGAAUUCAGAGUGAUUGCAAGAAAUGCAAUUGGAACAAUUAGUCCACCUUCCCAGUCUUCUGGGUAUAUUCUAGUCAGAGAUGAAAGUAUUGCUCCAAACAUUGAAUUUGGUAAGGAAUAUUUUGAGGGUCUCACAGUCAGAGCUGGAGAUAAUAUCAGACUUAAAGCCAUAAUCACUGGACGACCUGCACCUCAAGUCACUUGGUUUAAAGGCAGAAAGGAAAUUGACAAAAAGACAAUGAUUGAUAUCACAACAGUCACUGGAUCAAGCUCUCUCUUUAUUAGAGAUGCUGAUCGCAACCAUUGUGGUAUAUAUAGUGUGGAAGCUAAGAAUAUCUCUGGAAGGAAAAAGCAGGACAUUACUGUAAAGGUUCUAGAUGUGCCUGGAGAACCAAUUGGACCUAUUACGUUUACCCAUAUCUCAGAAGAGAAAGCAACCCUCUCAUGGAAUCCACCUGAAAAUGAUGGAUGCGCUCCCAUCAAGCAUUACAUAAUUGAGAAGCGUGAUCCCUCAAAAAUUUUAUGGACACUUGUUACGGACCAGUGUGAAGUCUGCACAUAUACUGUCACUAAAUUAAUCAAAGACAAUGAGUAUCAGUUUCGUGUUUCUGCAGUCAACAAGUUUGGUGCUGGCAGACCACUAGAGUCCACUCCUAUCACCGCAAUGAUGCCAUUUGCUGUUCCAGAUGCUCCAGGUGCCCCUGAAGCUACCAGUAUAACUGGACAUAGCAUUACACUGUCCUGGGAAAUACCAAGCUCUGAUGGAGGGAAUGAAAUCAAAUAUUACAUUCUGGAAAAACGUGAAAAGAAGAACAUGCGCUGGAUGAAGAUUUUAUCAAAGAAACCCAUCACUGAGCCUACAUAUACAGUAACAAACCUUACCGAAGGUUGUUUAUAUGAAUUUCAUGUCAUGGCUACAAAUGAUGCUGGAAUUGGACCAGCCAGCAAUGCAUCAGCACUUAUAAAAUGUAGUACGCCAACAAGCACUCCUAGUGCUCCAACAGUACUGAAAGCAACUGAUUCUACAAAGACAUCAGUCAGUCUGGAAUGGACAACACCUGUAUUCAGUGGUGGUAUGGAGAUCACUGGUUACAUUAUUGAGAUGUGCAAAGUAAACUCUCAAGAAUGGCAAAAAAUAAAUGUAGAAAACUGCACAAAAACAAAGUACACUGCAACUGGUUUAGAUUCAAACGAAGAAUAUAAGUUCCGUGUCUGUGCAGUAAAUGGAGUUGGGAAAGGAGAGGCCUGUGAAAUUCUUGAACCAGUUCGCACUGUGGAUAGACUUGCAUCACCAGAAAUUGACAUUGAUGCAAGCUUCAAACAGACACACAUUGUGAGAAACGGAGGCACUGUCCGCCUUUAUGCUGCUUUUAAGGGAAAACCUCCUCCUGUUGCUACAUGGACCAAGGCAGAUGGAGAUUUCAGUGUGAUGGUAGAUAUUAAUACUACAGAAGAUUAUAGUACACUGAUCAUUGAAAACAGUAACAGAUAUGAUUCAGGAAAGUACAUUCUCUCUCUUGAAAACAGCAGUGGAAGCCAAUCUAUUACAUUUAAUGUUAAGGUCCUUGAUACUCCAGGACCACCAGGACCCAUCAAAUUCACAGAUGUUACAAAAGGAGCUUUGACACUCAUGUGGAAUGCACCAGUUAAUGAUGGAGGAGCCCACAUUCAAAAUUAUAUUGUUGAGAAACGCGAGGCUAGCCGCCGUACCUGGCAAGAAGUUAGUAGCAAAUGUACACAUGAAACUCUUAGAGUUACCGAACUCCUAGAGGGUAUGCCAUACUUUUUCAGGGUGCUUGCAGAAAAUCAGUUUGGCCGAGGUGAAGCUUAUGAAAUGUCAGAUCCAGUUAUUGCCACUGCAGAACCUGCUCCACCAAAGACACUGAACAUUGUUGAUACGACCAACUCUACUGCCACUCUGGCCUGGUUGAAACCUGAACAUGAUGGCGGAAGUCGCAUCACAGGCUAUAUGGUAGAAACCAAAGUGAAAGGCUCUGAGAAAUGGGUUGCAAGUGGUCAUACUAAGAACUUAAGUAUGGUGCUUGAGGGUCUACAAGAGAACAUGGAAUAUGAAUUUCGUGUCAAGGCUAAGAAUGAUGCUGGCUAUAGCAAACCACGAGAUGCAUCUUCUUCUGUGAUUAUUAAGGAACCCCACAUUGAGCCAACUGCUGACCUUAGUGGAAUAACGAAUCAGCUUAUUACAUGUAAGUCUGGAAGCACUUUCACAGUUGAUGUUCCUAUUAGUGGAAGACCAGCUCCAAAGGUAACUUGGAAACUUGAGGAAAUGAGACUGAAGGACACAGAAAGAGUUUCAAUCAAGACAUCCAAAAACAGAACCACCUUGUCAGUCAAGGACUGCAUGAGAGGUGAUGGUGGAAAAUAUUUUCUUAUCCUAGAAAAUAUCACAGGAUCCAAGACAUUUACCAUUACAGUAAAUGUCAUUGGUAGACCCAGUGCACCAUCUGGACCUAUUCAAGUUUCAUCAAUCUCAUCAGAAUCCUGUGUACUCACAUGGGAAGCACCAGAAGAUGAUGGUGGAACUGAAAUCACCAAUUAUAUUGUGGAGAAGCGUGAAUCUGGCUCAGGUGCUUGGCAGCUUGUGAAUUCCAGUGUGAGGCAUACAACUAUCAGAGUCACCCAUCUGACUAAAUAUAUGCAUUACACCUUCCGUGUUAGUGCUGAAAACAGAUUUGGUGUGAGCAAACCUUCUGAAUCUGAAACAAUUGUUGCAGAACAUCCAUUUGUUCCUUCAAGUCCUCCAACACGACCAGAUAUAGUUUCUGUUACUGCAAAUACAAUCAGCAUAUGUUGGGAAGAACCAUAUAAUGAUGGUGGAAGUAAGGUGACUGGAUAUUGGAUUGAGAAGAAAGAGCGAAAUACCAUCUUGUGGGUCAGGGAUAACAAGAUUCCAUGCUUUGAGUGCUCCUAUAAAGUAACUGAUCUUAUUGAAGGCCUUGAGUACCAGUUCAGAGUUUAUGCAAUGAAUGCAGCUGGUCUUAGUAAACCUAGUGAAGCAUCAAGAAGAGUCGUGGCUCAGAAUCCAGUUGAUCCUCCCACCAAACCAGAAGUCAUGGAUGUGACUGGAUUCACGGUAUCAAUGAAAUGGUCUACACCACUCAAUAAUGGUGGAAGCCAAAUAGUAGGAUAUAUUGUAGAACGCAAGCCGUACUCUCCCACUGGUGAUGGUCGCUGGCUGAAAUGCAACUACACAAAUAUAACAGACACAAACUUCACCGUAACAGGUCUGGGUGAAGGAGAAGUGUAUGAAUUCCAUGUUAUUGCCAAGAACGCAAAUGGAAUUUAUAGUAUGCCUUCAGAAUCAACAGGACCUGUGACAUGCAGAGCUGAAUAUUCCCUUCCUGUAGCUGAGCUUGACAGCAAACUUCUUGCAGACACUGUGACUAUCAGAGCUGGAUCAGACCUUGUUCUUGAUGCUGCAAUUGGUGGCAAACCAGAACCCAAAGCUGUCUGGGCAAAGGGUGACAAGGAACUGGAGCUUUGUGAGAAAUAUUCCCUACAAUACACAAAUGCACGGGCUAUGGCAAUUAUCAAGUUCUGUGAUAGAAACGAUUCUGGAAAAUAUAUCCUGACAGUGAAGAAUAGCAGUGGAGUGAAAACCAUUGCUGUUAAUGUAAAAGUGCUUGAUACACCUGGGCCUUGUCAUGGCAAAAUUACAAUUGCUGGGGUGUCUGAGGAAAAAUGCACAAUAUCUUGGCAAGAACCUUUAGAGGAUGGUGGAGACCCAGUAUCCCACUAUAUUGUUGAGAGACGUGACACCAAUAGACUCAACUGGGUAACAAUGGAAGCUGAGUGCAAAACGCUUUCAUGUGUCAUUGCCAUGAUAAAGAACUCUGAAUACAUCUUCCGUGUCAGGGGUGUAAACAAAUAUGGACCUGGUGUACCACUGCAAUCUGAGCCUGUUGUUGCCAGGAACACAUUUACAAUACCCUCACCCCCUGGAGCACCUGAAAUCAUUGCCGUUGGAAAAGAUUUUGCCACUAUUCAAUGGUUAAGACCUGAAUCUGAUGGUGGUAAUGAAAUUAGCAAUUACCUUGUGGAGAAACGAGAAAGGAAAACUGCCAGGUGGAGCAGAGUUAACAAAGACUUCACAAUCAGAGACAUAAGCUUUAAGAUUACAGGUCUUCGUGAGGGCUGUGUUUACCAGUUCCGGGUUACAGCUGUAAAUGCAGCGGGUGAAAGUGAACCAAGUGAUACAUCACUCUCUGUCUUCUGUAGAGAACCUACAUAUACACCUGAUUCUCCUUCAAUUCCACGUGUGGCAGAUACCUCAAAGGACACCAUUAGCCUUGUUUGGACAAGGCCAGUAGAGGAUGGAGGUGCUGAUGUGAUUGGCUAUAUUCUUGAGUUUCAAGAAGAGGGAACAGAGCAGUGGGGAAAAGCUCAUGAAAAAAUAAUCAGAAACACAGAAUACACUGUAACUGGCCUUAAUAAUAACAAAAAGUACAGUUUUAGGGUUGCUGCAGUUAAUAUCAAUGGUACUGGCAAAUUCAGCAACCCCUGUGGAGAAAUUGAGCCGUUAGAAAGAACUGAAAUACCGGAUCUCGAGCUUGAUUAUAACCUGAAGAAGACUGUCUCUUUGAGAGCUGGUGGCUGCCUUCGCCUUUUUGUGACUGUGACUGGAAGACCUUUCCCAGUAAUCAGAUGGAGCAAAUCUGAUGUAGACCUUCAGAAUCGAGCAUUCAUUGAAGUAAAUGACAGCUGCACAACUCUAAUAAUCGACAAAGUAAAUCGAUAUGAUGCAGGGCACUAUACAGUUGAGGCUGAGAAUCCAUCUGGAAAGAAAUCAGCUUCCAUCUCUGUGAUCAUUUAUGAUUCGCCUGGCCCACCGGGUCUACUUAAAAUUAUGGAUCUAUCAAAGGACUCUGCCUUCAUUACAUGGGAUGCCCCAAGUGUGGAUGGUGGUGCUCCUGUAACAAAUUACAUAAUUGAGAGACGAGAGGCUUCAAUGAGAGCCUACAAGACGGUUACAUCUAAAUGUAGCAAAACAUCAUAUAAAGUCACUGGACUGACUGAAGGAAUGCUUUAUUACUUCAGAGUCAUGCCAGAAAAUAUAUAUGGAAUUGGUGAACCACGCGAAACUUCUGAUGCAGUGAUUGUGUGUGAGAUGCCUAUGGUUCCACAAAAACUUGAAGUUGUGGAUGUAACCAAGUCCACUGUAACCCUUUCAUGGGAGAAACCUCUCCAUGAUGGUGGCAGCAGACUUACAGGAUAUGUGAUUGAAGCUUGCAGAUUUGGAACCGAGAAAUGGAUGAAGGUGGCAACUUUAAAAACAUCUGAUUUUCAGCACACAAUUAUCUCUCUAAAUGAGAAUGAACAAUACCUUUUCCGAAUAAGGGCUGUCAACAGCAGAGGAGUUAGUGAGCCUAGAGAGAUUGUGACACCUAUAACUGUGCAAGAAUUGCAAGUUUUGCCCAAAAUCGAUCUGUCUGGUAUCACUCAGACUGUUAAUGUUCCGGUUGGAAAACCUAUUGAACUCCACAUACCUAUCAGCGGGAGACCUCCUCCUGUUUGUUCAUGGUACUUUGAGAAUGUAAAGAUGAGGGCACAUAAUCGUGUCAAAAUUGACACCACUAGGAAAUAUUCUAAACUGACAGUUUGUGACAGUACAAUUGAUGAUACAGGCGAGUACAUGCUUGAGGUGAAGAAUUUUGUAGGUACUGCCACAGAGACCAUUAAAGUUGUCAUUCUUGACAAACCUGAUAUCCCGAAAGGCCCAAUAAGGAUUGAGGAUAUCGAUGCCACAUCGGUUACUAUAAGUUGGGAUCCACCUGAAAGGGAUGGAGGUGCCCCUAUCAGUGGUUAUGUCAUUGAACAGCGGGAUGCACAUCGCCCUGGAUGGCUAAAUGUGUCUGAAACUGUCAGCAGACCAACAUUCAAAUUCACAAGGUUAACAGAAGGGGGUGAAUAUGUUUUCAGAGUGGCUGCAACUAAUCGCUUUGGAACUGGUUCUUUCAUACAAUCAGAUGUUGUGCUUUGCAAGAGUGAUAAAACCAUUCCAGGUGCACCAGGCAGACCUGAGGUGUUUGAUGUGUCUCGAGAUGGUAUGACAAUAGCCUGGCUCCCACCAGAGGAUGAUGGUGGCUUUGAGGUAUCAGGAUAUAUUAUUGAACGGAAGGAAGUCAGAUCUGACAGAUGGGUGCGUGCUAAUAAAAAUCCAGUAACAAUGACAAAAUACAGAUCCACUGGCCUAACCGAAGGCCUUGAAUAUGAACACAGGGUGAUGGCUAUCAACUCCAGAGGCACUGGUAAACCCAGUCUUAUUUCGAAACCAGCAGUAGCAACAGAUCCCAUUGAUCCACCGGGAUCACCACAGAAUCCAAGAGUCACAGACACAACCAGGACAUCCGUUUCUCUGGCCUGGAGUCCUCCAGAUGAGGAGGGUGGCCUCAAGGUUACAGGUUAUCUAAUUGAAAUGCAAAAGGUUGGAACAUAUCAAUGGAUCAAAUGUAAUACAACGCCAUCAUUAAUUUGUGAAUACACAUUAACACAAAUGCCCCAGGAAGGUGAAUUCAAGUUCCGUGUGAUGGCAUGCAAUGCUGGAGGAACUGGUGAGCCUGCUGAAGUUCCAGGAACUGUGAAAGUCACAGAAAUGCAAGAAUCUCCUGAUUAUGACCUUGAGAUGAAGCACAAAGAAGGCUUUGUGGUCAGACAUGGUGGAGUAAUCAGAUUAUCAAUUCCCAUAAAGGGAAAACCAAGGCCCACGUGCAAGUGGACAAAGGAUGGUCAAGAUAUUUUUCACAGAGCUAUAAUAGCCACUAGUGAAGAACUGUCUGAACUUGUCAUUAAAGAAGCCCAAAGAGAAGACACCGGGAUCUAUAAACUUCAUCUCGAAAACAAAUGUGGGAAAAAAGAAGCAUGCAUCAAAGUGAAAGUUAUUGGACCACCACAUCCUCCUGAAGGACCACUUAAAAUUGAUGAUAUUAAGGCUCACUCUAUUCGUGUCACUUGGAAACCCCCUUUAGAGGAUGGUGGCUCUGAAAUUCUUGGUUAUAUUGUUGAGAGACAGGAUGUUCCGAAAACAGCUUGGUACACUGUGGACUCAAGGGUGGUAGAUACCUCAGUUGUUGUCAAGGGGUUGAAGGAAAAUGCUCAGUACCACAUCAAAGUGACAGCUGAGAAUCAAUUUGGCAUGAGUAAAUGUCUGAAAUCAGAUGAAGUCAUCACACCAAAAACACAUCUUUGUCCCCCAGAACCUCCAAGUAACCCACCAGAAAUUUUGGAUGUCACAAAGAACUCAGUUGCGGUGUCAUGGUCCAGGCCUAAAGAAGAUGGUGGCUCUAGGAUUACUGGAUACUAUGUUGAAUACCGAGAGAUUUCCACUGAAAUGUGGAUGCGCUAUGAAACUGAAUUUACAGCCACUGUGUGCACUGUGACUAGACUCAUGCCUGAGAAAGAAUAUCAGUUUCGUGUAAUUGCCAAAAAUGAAAUCGGUGAAAGUGAGCCAGGUCCCACAUCAGAAUUAGUUUUAUGCAAAGAUCCAUUUAACAAACCAAGCCAGCCUGGUGAAAUUCAAACAGUGAACGUAACCAAAGACUGCAUUUCAAUUCGGUGGGAGCGCCCAAAAUGUGAUGGCGGAAAAGAGAUCUUAGGUUACUGGGUUGAAUACAGAAAAACUGGAGAAAGCACUUGGAAGAAAUGUAACACGGAACGAUCGAAAGACACAAAUCUCACUAUGGGUGGGCUGCUGGAAGCCACAGAAUAUGAGUUCAGAGUGUUUGCUGAGAAUGCAACAGGAGUCAGCAGACCCCAGCGUACAGCUGUGGGUAUAAAAACAAAGCCAAGUGUUCUGCAUAAACCAAGUCUUAGAAAAGAAAUGGAAGAUGCCAUUACUAAGCUUGGGCAGCCAUGCAUGCUGAAGUGCCAGAUCAUUGGAAGACCUCUACCUAUGAUCAAAUGGUAUAGAUUUGGAAAAGAAUUGGUUCAGAGCUGUAAAUAUGAAAUGAGCUCUGAUGAUCGUAACCAUUCACUGACAAUAACAGUAAACCAACAAGAAGAUGAAGGCAUAUACACAUGCAGCGCUGUCAAUGAAGCAGGAGAAGUACAGACCAGUGGCAAGAUAAUUUUGGAGGCUGCACCUCAACUACACCCUGAAUAUCCUUUGAAAGAAAAAUAUUACCCUGGGUGUGGCACAAGCUUUCGUCUACAUGUUAUGUACAUUGGACGUCCUGUGCCACAGAUUACGUGGUUCUAUAACAACAUAUCUUUACAGCUAUCUGAGAAUAUCAUAAUUGAAAACACUGAGUAUUAUACUCAUCUAAUAAUCAAGAAUGUGCAACGCAAGAUCAAUGCAGGAAGAUAUAAAGUCCAUUUUAGCAAUACCUUUGGCACAUUUGAAAAAGAAUUCUACGUGGAAAUCCAAGAUAAACCAGCAAUACCCGAAGGACCUAUUGUUAUUGAUGCUUUGCUGAAGAACUCUGUGAUCAUUAGCUGGAAAGCUCCAAUAGAUGAUGGUGGGGCAAUGAUUACAAACUACAUUGUGGAGAAGCGUGAAGAUAAAGAAGAUGAGCAGUGGAAUUUGGUUUCCUCUUCUAUUUUUGGACAAUCUUGUCGAAUUACAAACCUUGUUGAAGGGGCUGGAUAUUUCUUCCGUGUUUCUGCUCAAAACCGAUAUGGAAUCAGCAACCCAUUGGAGAUUCAAUCUGUUAUUAUUAUAAAGGGUCAGUUAGAAAAACCUGGAAUUCCCCAACAAAUAGUUGUUACUGGAGUGACAAAGGACUCCUGUGUUGUGUCUUGGAAACCACCUAUAAAUGACGGAGGCUCCAAAAUUAAAAAUUACUGUCUUGAAAAAUGUGAGACAAACCAGAACGAAUGGAUUCCAGUGACUAAUGAUGAAAUCCAUCAAACUGUAUACUCAGUGAAAAGGCUUAAGGAAGGCUUGGAAUAUAAAUUCCGUGUUAAAUGUGAAAAUCUUUGGGGAGACAGUGAAUGGAGUGACGUGUCUGCCCCUGUGGCUCUAAAAUCAGAUGUAGAAAUUCGUGCUCCUGCCUUCAAAGAAGACCUGAGAAAUAUGAGUGUUAAAUACAAGAGUACUGCAACCUUUGUUUGUAGAAUCAGUGGUCAGCCUAAACCUGUUGUUAAAUGGUAUAAGUGUGGCAAAGAGAUUCAGCCUGAUGGACAGAAAAUUACAGUGCAAGAGCUCAAAGGUGGCUAUUACCAAAUGGUUAUUGCUGCUGCUGAUGAGGAGGAUUCAACUGUCUAUCAAGUUAGAGCUACAAACCAGGGAGGAUCCAUUGCAGCAACUGCCUCCCUGGAUGUUGAAGUACCUGCUAAGAUUCAUCUACCCAAACAUAUGCAAAACAAAGAAGCAGUUUCUGCCCUUCGUGGUGAAGUGGUUAGCAUCAAGAUUCCAUUUAGUGGCAAACCUGAUCCAGUAAUCACGUGGCAAAAGGGACAAGAUCUAAUUGAUAAUAAUGGAUAUUACCAAGUCAUUGUAACAAGGUCUUUCACAUCACUAGUAUUCCCUAAUGGAGUUGACAGGAAGGAUACCGGUUUCUACAUUGUCUGUGCAAAGAACAGGUUUGGUAUUGAUCAACAGAGAAUUGAAUUAGAUGUAGCAGAUGUGCCUGAUCCACCAAGAGGUAUCAAAGUCAGUGAUGUAUCUAAGGACUCUGUCUGUCUGAAUUGGUGUGCCCCUGCAAAUGAUGGUGGAAGUAAAGUCACAAACUAUAUAGUGGAAAUGUGUGCCACCACAGCAGAGAGAUGGAUCCGUGUAGCACAAGCCCGUGAUACUCAUUAUACUGUCAUAAAUUUGUUUGGAAAAACAAGUUAUCAAUUCCGAGUGAUAGCCGAAAACAAAUUUGGCCAGAGUGAGCCAUCUGAGCCAACUAAUCCAGUUGUAACUAAAGAGGACAAAUUAAGAGUCCUAAACUAUGAUGAGGAAGUUAGUGAUAGCAGAGAAGUCUCAAAGGGUAAAGUACCACAUUCUGACACUAAAAAUGUGCAUAACAAGUACGUGAUUGCUGAGGAGUUAGGACACGGGGAGUUUGGCAUUGUUCACCGUUGUAUAGAAACCAGUUCACAAAAGACAUUUAUGGCUAAAUUUGUCAAAGUAAAGGGUGCAGAUCAGGCAUUAAUUAGGAAAGAAAUUACAACACUUAAUGUAGCACAACAUAUGAACUUUUUGUGUCUUCAUGAGUCCUUUGAGAGUCCUGAAGAGUUAGUCAUGAUUUAUGACUUCAUUUCAGGUGUAGACAUAUUUGAACGCAUUAGUAUAGCAAACUUUGAACUUACAGAGUGGGAAAUAGUUAGAUAUAUCAGACAAGUGUGUGAGGCUCUUGAGUUCUUACACAGUAAAAACUAUGGUCACUUUGACAUCAAACCAGAAAACAUUGUGUUUACCACAAGAAGUGGGUAUAACAUCAAGAUAAUUGAGAUUGGCCAAGCCAGAUAUCUAACCCCUGGAGAUAAUUUAAGGAUUCAGUUUACUACAGCAGAGUAUUGUGCACCUGAAAUCCAUCAAUGUGACAUGGUGAGCACUGUUACUGACAUGUGGUCAGUCGGUGUUUUAGUCUAUGUACUUCUGAGUGGACUUAAUCCAUUCACAGCAGAAACUAAUCAGCAAAUGAUUGAACAUAUUUCCAAAGCUGAAUACAGUUUUGAUGAUGAAACUUUUAAGUCAGCAAGUCUUGAAGCACUGGAUUUUGUGGACCGACUUCUGACCAAAGAACGAAAGCAUCGAAUGACAGCAACUGAAGCUCUGAGACAUCCUUGGCUGAAAAUGAACAAAGAACAAAUUGGCACCAAAGCCAUAAAGACAACAAGACACAAACGGUACCACCAGAUGUUAAUAAAGAAAGAAUCAAAUGUAGUUGUAUCAGCAGCACGUGUUGCUUAUGGUGGUGCCAUUAGAAGUCAAAGAGGAGUUACAGUUGCAAAAGUCAAGAUUGCACCAUUUGAACAUGGCCCACUAGCUGGUCAAAUUAAUCAUCUUGUAGCUGAAGAAGGAGAGCACGUAAAAUUCACGUGUCACAUUGAAAACUAUGACAGCAGCACAGAAGUUACUUGGUAUUGUGGAGUUAGGCAAAUUGAGGAAGGGGACAAGUAUGAAAUGAAAUAUGAAGAAGGAGUAGCUGUUCUGCAUGUUAAGGAUAUUGCCAGGGCAGAUGAUGGCACCUAUAGAUGCAAAGUUCUUAAUGAGUAUGGAGAAGAUAGUGCUUACGCAGAGCUUUUUGUCAAAAAUGUGAGAUCAUAUCAUGAUUUUUUCUUUAAACGUACAGUGAAAAAAUUAAAACGCAGGGUAGAUACCGAAAGACUGCUUGAGAGACCACCUGAAUUUACAUUACCUUUAUUCAACCGCACAGCAUACAUUGGUGAAAAUGUGUGCUUUAGUGUAACCAUAACAGUGCACCCAGAGCCUCGUGUUACAUGGCUGAAAUCUGGCCAAAAGCUCAUACCAGAAGAUAAUGACAAGAAGUACAGAUUUAUAAGCGACAAGGGUCGAUAUCAGCUUAUAAUUCACAAUGUUCAACCUGAGGAUGAUGCUGAAUACACAGUUGUGGCCCGCAACAGAUUUGGUGAUGACAACUGUAAAGCACAUCUGACUAUAACAGCUCAUCCAGCCCCGGCAGACAAGACAAUACGCCCAAUGUUUAAACGCUUGCUGGCAAAUUCAGAGUGCAAGGAAGGACAAAAUGUUCGCUUUGAAAUAAGAGUAUCGGGAUCACCUGUUUUGAAAUGGGAGAAAGAUGGAUUGCCUUUAGCAUUUGGUCCACACAUGGAAGUUAUUCAUGAAGGCCUGGACUAUUAUGCCCUGCUUAUCGGAUCUACACUUCCAGAAGAUUCUGGUACAUACCGAAUCACUGCUACAAACUCAGCCGGAUCAGCAAGUUGCCAAGCAAUACUGAGGGUACAGCGUGCCACACAUGUAAUGAAAGAAUACGAGGGUGCAGGGCAGAAAAUCAAACAACCUGAGAAAACUGGAAUCGAUAAAAAGGUAAGGCUUUCACAAAUUCUUUCAGGAACUGAAGUUUCUCCACUUACAUCUGUGGCACAAGAAGCUUUGAGAGAAGCAGCAAUUAUGUAUAAACCCACAAUGCCGACUAAGAAAAUCGUAAGUGAAAUAACUGACAAAAAGGAAAAAGAAGAAAAAUGCAAGAGAACAGAAGAAAAGAGAUUACAAAUGCCUUAUGACAUUCCGGCACCUCAAAUUCAUUCGCAAAGCGCUAUUGUAGAAGACAUGGAGAUCAAACAUUUUGUGCCUUUCUCUGACAUGAAAUGGUACAAGAAACUCCGUGAUGAGUACAAAAUGCCUGAACGAAUGGAAAAACAUGCUCAGAAGCGACUUAAACGAAUUCGUCUCUCAAGAUGGGAUCAGUUCUAUGUUGUGCCACUUCCAAGAAUCAAAGACCAAUACAAAUAUAAGUGGCGCAUUCCAAAGUUUUCACAAGAUGAUUUAGAAAUAGUAAGACCAGCAAGACAUCGUACACUAUCUCCUGAAAUGGUGGCUUACUACAAAGAGAGAAGACGAUCCCUAAGUGAUCUCUCAGAUGAAAAGGUCCUCCUACCUGUUCAAGACUAUUUGUCCUGGAAGAGAACUGAAGAAGAAAGACUAAGGCUUGAAGAAGAACUUCAGCUUGGUUUUUCAGCUUCCACAUCUUCGUUCAGUCCUAUCCACUUUGAAUUAUCUGCACUUGCUCAUCCGGUAUCAAGGGAAAUGCAUUAUGAUAAAGAAGUAGUAGUUAAACAACAUGAUUAUCAUAUCCCAUCUAAAUAUGAGGCUGGCCCAAGCUUAACUGAUCUACGCCUGCGCCAUGACACAGUAACCUACAAACCACCAAGACAAAAACAAAGAGUGCAUGAAGACAUGGAGGAUCAAAAACUUCUUUGUCCAAUUGCCACAAGUCAAAGACUUGCAUCUUACCAAAGUCAGUUGAAGUUUAUGGAAUAUGAGGAGAAACUUAGAGUUUCUAGCAAGGAGAAACAUGCUGCACAUGUUUCAUCAAAAGCCAAGGAAGGAGAAGAAGCAACUGAAUAUACUGCCAUUUCAUUUCCUCCUACAGUACAUGAUAUGAAAAGUAGAAUGUCAUUAUCCCCUGCACACAGUCAAAUGGUGCAUUCCAUUUCUGAACAGAAAGCAUCACCUUAUGCACAUCCUACAACAAUGACAAAGAGUGAAAAAACACAUAAGACAUUGCCUACUCCUGAAAUAACAGUCCCAUAUACAGUUUCAACUGAAAACUUGACCUCCAGGCAUGAAAAACUUGAAAGUCUUGACAUAAUGGCCAGGUAUGAAGCAAGAAAAGCAGCUCUGAAAUCUGAAAGGAAAUAUGAAGUUGUGACUCAGCAACCGUUUAGUCUCGACCAUGCUCCACACAUUACUGUAAGAAUGCACUCUCAUCGUGUCCCUUGUGGUCAGAAUACUAAAUUCACUCUGAAUGUGCAAGCCAAACCAAAUGCGGAAAUCAAAUGGUACCAUAAUGGACAAAAGAUUCAGGAGAGCAGAAAAUUCAAAUUUUCAAAUAUCAGUGGAGUUUUGUCUCUCCAAGUAUUUGACUGCCAAGCUGAGGAUAGCGGUACUUACCGUGUUGUGUGCACAAACACAAAGGGAGAGGCUACAGAUUAUGCCACUUUGGAAGUUUCAGAAGGUGGAUAUUCUAUAUAUUCAUCUCAGCGUAAAGAUGAUGACCCUCCAGUAUCUUUAGUCCCUGAAAUGAUAAAAACUGAUGAUUACCAAACAUCCUCAAUAAAGGCAACUCUGUCAUCUGAAACACAGAUGCAGGUAAAAGAAACUCAAUCAAAGCUGGCUGAGAAAUGUGAAAGAAGUAUGUAUGCAGAACACACAGCUUCAAAAAAGAAAAUAAAAGAUUCCAAAGUUAGUGUAUUAGAGGAGGAAAGUGUACAAGAGCAGCUGAAAACAACACUGCCAGCUAAAAUUGUCACAAAACCUCAGUCCUUAACAGUAGUAGAGGGGCAGUCUGCUAAAUUUACAUGUGAUGUUGAUGGUAUACCAACACCAACUGUGACAUGGAUACAGGAAGGGGAAAUAAUUGUAUCAUCUCAACGCCAUCAUGUGAUCACAACACAGUACAAGUCUACUUUUGAAAUUUUUUCUGUUCAGUUAUCAGAUGAAGGCAGCUACACUCUGGUAGUAGAAAACUCAGGUGGAAAACAGGAAGUGCAGUUUAGCCUGACAAUUUCUAGGUCCUCCCCCAAAGAUAAGAUAAGUGCCUCGCCAACAAAGGUGAAGUCAUCAGAACCUACAGAGAAAUCUUCAGAAUCAACAGGAAUUAUACCCCUAGAAACUCACGUCAUGUCACCUGAAGUAAUAAAAUUUUCACCAAAGGUAAAAUCUCCUGAGCCAGCUACCUCAUCCCAAAGGGAUAAAUCCCCAGCACUAGCAGAUUCUCCAACCCCUCAAAAGAUAGAAAUGCCAAAGACAAUGGAUGAACUUAAGGUUGAGGCUUCUGGAGGAAAAGUAAGUAUAACCUGUGUUGCUGACAGCAACCUGAAUAGAGUAAUAUGGUUUAAAGAUGGGAAUAAACUGAUUCAAGACAGUCGUCAUCAUUUUCAUACAUCAUCUGAUGGUACUUGCACUCUAAGUAUCCUUGGAAUUGCCAAGAGUGAUGAAGGAGAAUAUGCUUGUGAAGUUGUUAGUGAAAAAGGUGUUUCUAGAGCAUCAUUCUCAUUUGUAGGCCGAGUCUUCGAAAGUAUAUAUUCAAAAAUGACCAACUUUACGGAACCUGAAAAACAAGGUCAUGACAUAAAGUUCAAUAGCUUUCCAUUAAAGCAAGAUUUGUCAGCAGGCUCUACAGAUGUCAAAGAACUUCAGUUACAGACUAAAAAAGAAGCUUACACUGGUUCUUGCAAAAAACCUGAAACUACAGAACAAAUUGUAGAAAAGAUGCUUCAAGAUGAGGUCCAGCCUUGCACAGAAAUGAAAACAUUUCACCAUCAAUUGUCUAUGGCUGAAGGAAAAUCCAUUACCCUUAAAGCAAACAUCCCUAAUGCAUCCACUGUGAGAUGGACCCUAAAUGGUGAAGAGCUGUUAAAUUCAGGGGAGUACAGAUAUGGUGUAUCUGGGAAUGACCACACUUUGACUAUCAAAAAUGUCAGUCAGCAUGAGGAAGGAAUCAUAACAUGCGAAGCUAAAACUGAAGAGGGCAUUGUAAAAUGUCAGUUUGACACCACUGUCACUUCGAAACGUGCAAAUGCCCCUUCAUUUCUAGUACAACCAAAGUCACAGAAUGUCAAUGAAGGACAAAAUGUGAUUUUCACAUGUGAAAUAACAGGAGAUCCCACUCCUGAAAUUGAGUGGCUUAAGAAUAAUGUUCUGGUUUGCUUGUCAUCUAAGCUGAAACUGAGCCGUUCUAAAAAUGUUUACACCCUGGAGAUUAAAGAAGCUUCAAUUUCAGACAGUGGGAAAUACACAGUAAAAGCAAAGAAUAUGUAUGGACAGUGUUCUGCCACUGCAUCGUUAAAUGUUCUUGCUCUGGUUGAAGAACCCACAAAAAUGAUAGUUUUGGAGAAAAGUGCUACAGCUGCCAGUGUGCACGAGGGUUUCUCUACCAAGGCAGUCCAUAUGGCCACCUCUAUGCAGGAGGCCUCCUUCAGAAGCUCCAGCAUGGCUGAGGUUAAAAUUGAAAGCAUGUCUGCAACUAGCAUGUCCUCAAUGACAUCUGAGUCAAUGGUAGCUAUGAGCUCCAGCAGUAGAAUGGAAAUGUCAAGUCAUUCACACAUAGAGGGGUCUUCUCUGAGAACCAUCAAACACAGUCAUCAAGGUUCACCAGCUAAAAUUGAAGCUCUUCCUGAAGACAUCUGUAUUGAGAAAGGAAAGGUCCUUACUAUAUCUUGUGCUUUCUCUGGAGAUCCUGUGCCUGAGAUUGAGUGGACUCGUUCAGGGAGGACACUGCCCAGUGCAGAGGACAGUGGCAGGUUCCAUGUUGAGACCGCAGAAGACCUCACAACUCUUAUCAUCACUAAUGUGAAGGAAAAGGAUGCUGGAGCUUACACCCUCAAGCUCUCCAAUGAACUAGGAUCUGACACUGCAACAGUAAAUAUCAGUAUUCAUUAGUUUUAAAAAUAAAUGUAAUGAUC